GCCAUGGUGACGGGACGCGGAGCUGCGCUCCAGGCGGCCUUGAGCCCAGUCGGGCGAGGAGCCGGGACCGCUCGCAGCCAUGACGGACAUCCUGUGCGAUUGGCUGAACAGAGAAGUGAAGCUCUCGCGGGCAGUGAGUGAGUGCGGGAGCCUCCUUGCAGGGCUAAGGCGGGCGGGGAAGCCCCGGGAGGUGCGGGGCUCCGGCUUCCCGUGACCCUCUCAGGCGGGCAGGCGCUUCAUUUCGGCUCGCCUGAGGGAACCUCGCCCCCCUCCAUAAACCAGAUCCCCCCCCCAACCCUAGACGCGUGGAGACUUUUCUUCUUGUUCUUGUUGUUUAGUCCCUCGUGAGAGAAAUGGCGCUUUGCGCAUGCUCAGGAGCACGGUUUUGCUGCUGAUUCAUUUGCUUCCCCCACAGACAUUUCAUAGAAGGGGAGCCAUGCGGGUCAUCUAGUCCGACCUGCUGCAAUGCAGGAGUUUACAUCUAGGCAUGACAUUAACGCCUUGCCUCCCUAAUGUAAUGCCCAAUGUGGGGCUCGAACCCACAAACCUGAAAUGGGAGUCUCAUGCGCUACCGGCUGAGCUACCCCUGGUUAUUGCAGAUUCUACAUAUUUCUCUGUUUCAUGAAAUCUGCUAACCGCUUGAUUGUAUGGGGUGGGUGGGUGGAAACCUCAAAGUGGUUUGCAAGAGAGAUAAAACAAUAAAAUUGCCAAUAAAAAAAUUACCAAUUAGCAAUAAAAGGGGGGGGGGAUUACUGGCGCAAUUAAAAAAAACAUGCAUAGGUUAGACUAAAAUGAAUUAAAACUCACACCAGCUUUCUAAACAUCUGGGUAGACGUGUAUAAAUAAAAAUAUUUUUGGCAGGCAGCAAAAAGCAUACAGUACAGGGAAGGUGCCUGUUUGGUGUCUAUAGGCAGGGAGUUACAAAGUUUCAGCACUGUCGCACUAAACCAUUGCAUUCUUACAGAUGCGGUGUGGGUAUUUAUAUAUCCAGGGCAGGUAGCAGAGUAGUAAGAAACAAACAAACAAACAAACAAACAAACAAAAGUACUUCAGCAACAACAACAAAAGACUAAUGCAGCAUACAAACAAGCAAAUUUAAACAGCAUGAGCCCAUUCAAAACAGACAGUAUGAUCAAACUGCUUUAAGUUUAAAGUGCUUGCAUUAGUAGUUCUCAUUUUUCCUUCACUGAAAAAUAGGUACCAGGAGGACUCACCUUUCUGACUGCCUUUGCAUGACAGAAUUGCACAAGGAGCAGCUAUUCUGUUGGUGGAAAUAGCUUUCACCCAAGUAACCAAAAAGUUAUUACUGAUGUUAAUAACUGUGCUAGAGUACUAAUAUGCCCAAGCAGGGUUGGUGGGAGUGGGAUGGGUUUAGCCAGGGGAGGCAGUAAUAUUAAGUGUCAAUAGUAAUAACUAAUAGUAGCAAAUAACCUGUAUGGCACUUGGAGGGAUUCCAUCCAGCUUGGUUGUCUUCCUUGAUUUUGAAACAGGGGUCUUGAAACACUGGGGAUUUUGAAAUGUUUUGUGAGCAUUUGUAUCAAUUCUGGGAGUCUAGAAUGAUCAGAGGGAUUUGUUUUUAGAUAUGGUACAUUUGGGAAAAAUGCAAUGAAAUCAAGGGAGACCAGGCUUUGGUUAAAAAUGAAAUGACAGUAAUACUUUAUGGAGAGCAGUAAGAGUUGUAAUAUGUCAACAAGCAGCUUCUCCUAAUUUGAACUUGUAACGCCAGACAAGACAUAUAGAAGUUCCCUUGUUUCCAUGUAACUAUGAUGCAGCCCAGGAAAGCCCCACUCCUGAAUUAUUAUUUUUUUGUGUCUGUGAUUUCCUCUGCCUCCCCAUUUCUUUUUUUUUUACCCUUUUUUUUAUUAAGGAUUUUCUUGUUUUACAGAAGUAAGUGUAACCAACCCCAACCUCUCUCACCACCAAAGGAACACAAGUAACGCCCCACUCCUGAAUUGUACAUUGGGUUGCAUGAACAGAAUGGCUGGUGUUUUCCACACUGUAAUGAUCGUUUGCUCAUCCAGUAUGUGCAAAAAGACAUAUCAUGCCCUCAGUGUGGUUUUGUUAAAAGAACUAGAGACCCUAUAUAGCACCGUAUUUGAGGGAGGGACUGUUUUCUAACCUAGGAAUGGGUGGACCUGCAGCCCUCCAGAUGUUGCUAGACUGCAAUUCCCAUCAUCCCUGACCCUUGGCUGGGGUUGAUGGGAAUUGGACUCCAAUAAAUCUGGAGCGCUAUGGGUUUCCCAUCACUGCAAAUCAUACUAUUAACAGGUCCAUAGAAGGUUGUAACUGCUUUGGCUCAUCUAUCUCCCACUGCUCCCCCUCUUUGUCAUCCAUCCUCCUGCUUCCAUGGCAAGUUGGGAAAGGCAGAGCAGUAGGAUGGGACGGGGAGCAGGGGCUAUUUCUUUUCUUGUUUCCUUGGAACUUUUCUCUAGGUUGGCAAUCCUACAAUCCUGAGCGCUCUGUUCAAAAUAAAGAAGGCUGCCAACUCAAGUUAUUUGGCUCAAGAACCUUUUGACUGACUUAUUGGGCAGAAGAUAGCUGGAAAAAUAUUAUUUAGUUAUUUUAGUGCAGCCUUACAAAAACUGUGGGUAGCAGGUGUGAUCUUCUCUUUGCUCAUACACAAAGGAAUGCCUCGCCCCCUGAGAGCACCUGCUGUGACGCAUGCAAGCAUUAUCAAAAAAGAAGUUGCAAAUGUGUUUUCUUCUUCAGUUUGUUCAUGUGCAAAUCAAUGCACUUCUGAUGGAUUGAAUCAGUUCUAAUUGAUUCAAACUCAUUAUAUAUAUAUUUUUAAAAAAAUAGGUAGCAGCUUCCCAAAUAACCUUGUGUUUUGUGACCUGUCUACUUUACAUUACUACCUCCACAUUUUUUUGGCAGUCCUAGGAAAGCAGUGGAUGGUGUUCAUUCUGAGUUACACAACACACCUCUAAAGCUCCCAUGUGGCAAUGAUUUUCAUCACCAGAGACUCCUCUGCAGUUUCAAGGGACACAAAUCUGUCGAAUUUCCUCAAUUAAUAAGGACUCUGGAGUACAGACAGUCCUUGUAGAUAUAUGUUUAUCCCGUUGUUCCUACUAUUUGAUCUACAAAUGGCUUUCCUCCAGAGAAGAAUAUCAUCCACACAGAGAGAUGAAAUGCCCCUAAUGAGAGGCUGAACUACCAGAUUUCUAGAGCUCUUUAGGUUGUGGGAAAGGCGAUUAUAAACUCUCAAAUUACUAUUGUAUCUCAAGGCUUCUUCAUAUUGCAAAUUGGGGUUGUCUUACUCUUCCCAGAAGAAGAAGCAUCUUGAAACACAGAGAAUUUAAGAAAUUAUUACAGCUUACUUUUAAGUUAGGACUUAAAAGAGGCAAUAGAGAACUGCUGCUAUUUUAAUAAUUUACUGUAGGUUGAAGCCAACUAAAUAAUACUCAAAGUAGACCCAUUGAAAUAAUUGGAUGUGACUUAAGUCAAUUGGCUUGAAUAUUUUAUUUAUUAUUAUUUAUUAAAUUUGUAUACCACCCUAUCAUCUGAAGAUCACAGGGUGGUUUACAACAUAAAAAAACAAAAUGAGAACACAAAAUACAUAAUAAAACAAAAACAAACCAAUGAACCCCUUCCACAAACACAUGCUGAAUAUUACUUAGUUGGGUGCAACUCUUCAUUUUUAAAAUUUGUUUCAUUAGGGCCAGUUCAUGCAUUAAUGCUUCUAGAGCAGACCUGCACAAGUGUCAGUAAUCCCCAGCACAUAUCUGUGCAAUAUGUGGUACACCAAGUCAGUGACCCAUCAGGGGUUGAUAACCACCCUAUCCUUUAUGCUGCCUGCCUGGGCCUGGAAAAAAAAGGGGGUGUCAUUGAGUGCUUCACAGGCCACAAUCUGUGGUUAAUAGACUUGUGGGUCAUGCAGGUACAGGCCUGAUUUAGAUGGAGGAAGCACCUUGGUGAGGUGGAUCAUGUGGUUUCAUCUCCUGCUAGCUGAAACCUGGCCUGAGAAAAGGCAAUGUUGACUUCUCUGUGUAGAUCAGAGGUGGGAAACCUGUGGCCUUCCAGGUGUUGUUGGACUCCAACUCUGAUAUGUCCCCUUCCAGCAUGGUCAAUGGUCGGGGAAGAUGGUAGUUGUAGCUCAGCAACAUAUUGAGGGCCACCGGUUAGCCACUUCUGAUCUGGAUGUUACUGCAACUGCAUGGGAGGAAGUUGCAGGAAAGUUACUUGCACUUCCCGGUGGUAACAUAUGAAUCAGCCCUUAGGUCUGAACAAAUGGAGGGGAAAAAACCUUUCCUUUUUCUCUUUAAAAAUAAACCAGAAAUGGAGUCUUUUGCCCAGGAGUUUUCUUCAGGAUACCUCAUCGGAGAACUUCUCAACAAGUUUGAACUCCAGGAUGACUUUGCUCAGUUUUCGCAAAGCAGGUUAGUAGAUGGUAUAUAUACAACAUCAGAUGGUUAACAUAGUAGGCUAAGUGGUGGCUCCGAGUCCUGGGAUAGGGAGCUUAAGCAAGAUGCCCUCAGUAGGGGAAUCCUACCUCCUUGCCUGUUGCCACUAAUGAUGCAUUAGCUUUCUCCCUCUGGGACCAAUCUGCAUCACUGCUCAAUACAAGAGGGAGAGCCAGGGUUGUUGCUCCUCCAUGUUCCUGCCUCUGCUUGCGUACUUGAAGAUAGCUAGAGAGCAGGCAGUGGCAGAUAGGAGAAGGACCAGAAAGGCCAAGGGACCAUGGAUGUUUGACAUAAGACUUAGACAUCUGCCUGACAACCCUGAUUGCCAGUGCCAGUCCAAAUAGAUUAAGAUGACAGCUGGUGUAAAAUGCAGUUGUCGUCCCCCCAACUCAGCUUAGGAAUACUGAAGGCAUAUGGGGGUCUGCAGGUAUGCAUGGGUUAGCCCCUCCCCCUUGAUGACAGCAUGUGCCUCCUAGCUGACACGUGAUUGACUCAAUCUCAAGGCCAUCUAUUCACAUAGAGUUUCCAAUUCUGGAGAUGGGAAGGUAUGUUGCUGCCAUACACUUUAGUGUAGAGGUGGUGGGGCCAGCAUAUUUCUGCAGGCCCCUUCAUGCAUUCAGAAAUGAAUGCCUGAAGAGGGAUAUUGUUUAUUGCUAAAAGGUGACUAAUGAUGUUUGGCCAACAGUCCUAGGCAACAUUUCCCACUUGGAAAAGGAGAGGAAGGAUGUAGCCAUGUUUACAUAUUUCAUCCAGCACUUCCCUGUGUGGCUGCUAUAUAUACUUGUUGAAUGAUGAUUUCCAUGCUCCCAAGAAAGCUUAACAAAACCCAUAUAGAUACGAUAAGGGACUGGGAUUGGUUCCAUAGCUCAGUGAGUGCAUGCUUUCCAUGUAGAAGGUCCUGGGGUCCAACUCAGGUUUCUCUAGUUUAAAAACCUAUUUAAUGUAUCAGGGUUAGGCCACAUCUCUGCCUUAGACCUUGGAGAAUGGUGGCCAGAAUAAUUAAUGUUGGGGUAAGGCUGCAACCCUAAUCCCACUUACCUGGGAGCAAGCCUCAUUUGAUUCAGUAGGACUUACUUCUGAGUAGACAAAAUUGGAUUAUCCUGUGAAUGGACCAAUAGUUUGAUUCAGUACAAGGCAGUUUCAUAUGCUCAAAAUCUUUAGGUUUCAAAAUGUGGUCACCCAAACGUUUUGAUCUCUUCCUAAUGAUAAUUUUGUUUAGCUCUAUCUCUCUAUAAAUGAACAUGCUUAUUGAAGAAUGCUGGGCUUUGGGAUCAGUUUUUGGGAAGAUUUUCACAUUUCAAAGGAAACAGAACCUUAUAUAACUGCAGAGUCUGUUUACGUUUUCAGGCUUGCCAGUGCGAAACUUAACAACUUUUCUCGCAUGGAGCCCACCCUUCAACUCCUGGGCGUGCAGUUUGACCAGAAUGUGGCCCGAAACAUCAUGACAGAGCAGCAUGGAGCUGCCACCAAACUGAUCUACCAAUUGUAUGUGGCGCUAGAGAAAAAGAAAAAAGCAGGACUCACUGGAGUUGCCAUGGAUGCAAUGAGACCCUCAGCUCCCGCAAAGCUCAAGAGCGUGGGAACUGAAAUGUAUCGAGAGGUGAGCUUGUUGAGCUAAGAACACCUUUCCCAAUAGAGAAGCAGAACAUCACAUGUGACUAUACCUCUUAGAUAUAUACCUAUGACAGGAGAGAUCAAAAUAGAAUUCCUGUAAACUAAAUUUCUGUUUCGUCUACUGAAUCUCUGUGUAAAGGAUGCAGUGACUUAAUUGAUGGGAGUUCUAGUCCAGCACCACUUGCAAGACACAUAUUGGCUACCUCUGCUCUAGAGGUUACUCUAAAUUCGCUUUCACUGAACUAAUAUCCACUUUAAGAAUUCUCUCAUCUCUUUGCUUCGCAGUGUCCCAUCAGGUAUCUGCAUAGUUCCUUGCAUUUUCAGUCUUACAAGAAAUAGCUUUGGCCAUUCGUUCCUGGUUUCUAUCUUGGCAAGCUGAAACUGGGCAAAAGGCCCAGAAGGCUAAAUAAGGAGAUCAGAGCUGUAAAUCUUUCAGAACAUAUGUUCCAUCCUCACACAUACAUCCUCACUCUGUAUAAGCUGGCUGUACUACCAUAAGGGCAAGAAUAACUUUAAAUUAGCUACAUAUUUCAGGCCAAAGCUACACUGAGGUGGCUGGCAUUCCUUUUCACUUGCAAACCUUCUCUUUGAUUUAGUUUUGCUCAGGGUGGAUUUGAUUUAAAUCACGAUUUAAACCACUAGUCAGUAAAACUUUAUUUAAAUCUUUUCUUUCUUUUUUUAACAGAAAGGCAUUCUUGCUGGUAUAAUCUUAAUAUUUACAACCAGAUGAAGGUUUCAUUUUUGGAAUAAUAAAUUUUCAGAGUUGUUUUUACAGUUAUGUCAAAAAUUACUGAUUUGGUUAUACUAUUAGAAAUACAUAGACAGAUAAUUAUGAAAUUAUUGUGAGGUUUGGUAAGUUAACUGUUUAUAUUUGGACAACGUUUCUGCUGUACUUUAUUGGAAGGAGAAAAACAAUCAUUUCCUUAAUAACAAUUUAAACAAUUUUUUUAAACUAAAACAGUAACAUUAUAGCAUAUGUCUCCAUGUUUGUUAACUGAUGUGGUUAAACAUUUAAAAAAACUUAGACUGAUUUCCAGCACACAUGAAAAACAAAACAAAUCCUUAUUUCCUGAUGGCCUUUGGACUAUAAUGUAACUUAAAUCGAAAACUAUCUUUAGAAAGAUUUUUUCCUCCAAAAGCAUUUUAUUUUAAAAAUCCAAUUUAAAUUUUAAAAAAUCAAUUUAAAUAAAAAAAUCCAAUUUAAAUAAUAAAAAAUGAUUUUUUAAUUUAUUUUUUAAAAAAUAAUUGGCUUUUAUGUACCCUGGUUUUGCUUCAUGAGGUAUUUCAUUUACGUUGAGCUGGGCUGCUUCAUUAAACAAUAAUUUAACAGAUUCUUUCCUCAGAUUGAUGGAUAGUUGACAAUGCUUUCUGAAAGAAUGUAGCCUUGAACCAGCAAGGGAGAAUUCAUGUGUAGAAGCAGGCAUUCAUGCAUGUGCCCCUCUCUGGAGCCAUGUCCACAAAUAGCUGUAGUGCUCAGGGUUUCUAAUCUGAUCCAUCAGCUUUAGGUGUGGGUAGGUUUGGCUCAGUGGGUAGCAGAAGCACUGAUCAGCAAUCAGUGCUUACUUAACCACCCAUUCCUGGUCAAUGCACCAACAUUAAUUGAAUGUUCUAAUCAUUUGCUCAAUAGCAUCCCAGGGAAACAGAUAAAAACCAGGACUGUAACUGAAACAAAUCAGUCUGUUUGUUGGUGUACAGUGCUUCAUUGGAGGAAUAUUGUAAUCUUCAUAUAGCAAAUGGUGAUAUGAGGAAAUAGGAAUAAAAUAAAUCAAUGUAAUGCAAUAUAGCAAUGUAAUACUUUUAGAAAAAAUAGCUUUAAAAUGUCCUAAGGAUUUGGCCACCUUCUAACUUCCUCUAGCCCAACUAGUUGUGAAAUGGAAUUUCCAAAUUCUCUCACAUAUUCACAUUUUGGAAGAGCUACUCAUCCAGGCCUGCAGCUGUGCAAAAGCAUGCAAAGCAGAGUUGAACAGGGAGCAAGCAGAGAGUGAAAAUGAUUCUGUGAAGCACCUUUUAUAUUGAACAGGAACUGUAUCUGGAAGAUGGAAUUUCCCAUCUUUUAUAUCAAUUUAAUUACUUAUGUAGGUGAGCUUACAUAAAAUGUCAAUUGCGGAUUGCAAUAAUCUAAGCGUAACUGGAACCCUUACUUCUUCACCUAGAGUAUGUGCGCCCUGAUGCAUUCCAGUGCUUGCUUUCCAAAACAGCUCGGUAAUGCCAUGAUUCCAUGUAUGUUUAGGCAUCAAAGCUGUCAUCUUCUUCACAUUCCUUAACGGCACAUUAUGCUGAUGGCAUGAAAUUUCCUUCUAAUCAUAUUGUCAUCCAAGAUGUCAAAAUCUCACACGACUGUCACUGAGAAGCAGCAAAUAUUUCCAAGCACAGUUAAUUUUUUCCAUUCUUGUCAUCACCAUGGCUUCCAGUUUAAAAAGAGUAUGACUUAGCGGAUUCGCUGAUUUAGCAGAAAUCAAAGGCGCUUGCCAUCACCUUUAGUUCUGCAGAUUACAAACCACAGUGCUUCGACCAUAUUGGCUGGCAGUGGAUGCUGUUAAUCUGGACAUUGCUAGCUCUGCAAAACUAUGAAGUACAGCAAAUGGUAUUAGGGAUGGGGGAGAAAUUUGACUCGAUUCACAUUUAAAGGUAAAACUCCCCAGUUCACACUUUCUUAAACAAUGUGGAAAUUCAGCCAUCCUUUAAAAAUUGCACUCCCCUGAAUUUUUGCAGUAUAGUUCUUAGGCAAAGUAAUGUGUAAAAAAAUGCAGAUUUUAGGGUAGACUGUGUAUUAAAAAUGCAUAUAUUAACUGCACAUACUAAAAGGUGUUAUAUAAUGGAAAAUGUGUACGUUUGGGAAAAUUGCAUACAAACAGGCAUAUAUAUGGAGAAAUUCACACAAUGAUGCUGGUGAAUUUUCACAAUCCCCUCCCUUUUUUAUUUAAAAAAAAUGCAAACUGAUGUGGAAAUGUGGAGAACUGAGGUUUGGAAAAAGGAGAAACUGAAAUCAAUGGAUUCACUCAUCCCUAUAGCUGUGAGUUAAGGGACGUGGGUGGCGCUGUGGGUUAAACCACAGAGCCUAGGAUUUGCUGAUCAAAAGGUCAGCGGUUCGAAUCCCCGCGACGGGGUGAGCUCCCAUUGCUCGGUCCCUGCUCCUGCCCACCUAGCAGUUUGAAAGCACGUCAAAGUGCAAGUAGAUAAAUAGGUACGGCAGGAAGGUAAACGUGCGCUGCUCUGGUUCACCAGAAGCAGCUUAGUCAUGCUGGCCAAUAAAGCGAGAUGAGCGCCGCAACCCCAGAGUCAGCCACGACUGGACCUAAUGGUCAGGGGUCCCUUUACCUUUUAUCCAAAACUAGGCCAAGAUAAACUAUGUUUCAGACAUGUAAAAACUGUCCUAAUUUGACCAGGGCUUAGAGGUAGAGCAUUUGCCUUGCAUGUAAUUCAGGCCCUGGUAUCUCUAGUUAAAAGAAGCUGGCAGGAGGGGAUGUGAAGAACUUUUCUUUGCCUGAGAACUUGGAGAUCUGCUGCCAGUCAGAGUAGGCAAUGCUUGGUUAGAUGGAGAAAAAGUUACGUCUAAGUAUAAGGAGUUUACUAUGACUCAAUGCGGUAUAUAAAGAUUUCUUCAAAUCUUUUGGAAAAUCUUCUCAUUUCAGCGCCUUAAAUGUCUAGUGCCGCGUCAGGUAGACUUGACACUGCAGCAGAUUUCAGACAACUUUCACAGCAAAGCCAAGGACCUCGAAAGUCAGAUAGCCCGGAUGCAGUUUGUGGAGCAACAGCAAGCAAAGAAAAUUCAGGCGGAAAAAAUCGUUGAACAAUUUGAAAAUGUGAGAAGCCUUUUUAUAAAAACCUCAAAGCUGCAGGAAAUGUUUGUGCAUUGUUUUAUGCUUAAGCCUAUGAAUUUUCCCGCCAGCCGCAUCAAACACAAUGGGAAUUAUUUCUAAGUAAAUGAGGAUUGUGUUGUAUAUAUAAUAGAAAGCUAAUGGAAUUAAAUUGUAGUGUUUUCAUUUAAUUCAGCUAGAACUGGUUCCGUUUGCCCCACAAAGCCUGUAGUAUAGCGCUGAAUCGGAGCGGAAAGCAAUUGGGUUUUCGGAGAAUUGCAGUUUGUUCUGAUUUAGCACUAAAGAGUGUGUUUUCUAGGGGAAAGUAGUGGGUUAAAGGCAAAACCAAUGGGGCUCGUACCUAGAAAGCACGGGACAAGCAUAAAACCUCUUGGACCCAUGCUUUCCAGGCACAGGACAAGUAAAAGUGUGGACGAUCCCUUAGUUUCAUUUGUAUAUCGCUGAAGGUGAUGCUGGAGUGUCAUUCCAGUGCUUGGGGGUAGGAUUCAGGUUGCUUUUGAAGUAUAUGAAUCCUAGACUGCAGGGGGCUUUAAUUGCAAGCACCAGUGCCUUGCAUUUAGCCUGGCAGCAAAUUGGCAACUAAUGCAGUUCUUGCAAAGCUGACUGAAUAGGUUCCCAAUAGCAGGGAUACAAGCUGCAGCUUGCAACACUGUUAACUUCCAUUUUGCGUGCAGAACACAUUAAAGCAACUGACUCCAGAGCAGGGGUGGGCAAACCUUUUUCCACCCAAGGCCAGCAUUUCCUGGAUAAAUUUGCACUAAAUCUUGUCGGCAAUCACGUUGGCAGUAGGGAGACUUCAGUGGGAGGCCAAGAAUGUAGUCUGUUGCCAUUUUUGCAAAAGAAGCAAAAUGUUAUGCUGAAUUCCAUUGCGUUGCAUUUUUGUUUUGAAAUCCAGUUAUGUCCCUCAGCAAAUGAUCAUAUGGAACAACUGAUUGCCCUGAGUGGGGAUAUGCAUCUCUUUGGACGUCAAAAGACACAUUCAGUCAGUUUAAUGGGGCACAAAUGACCAGUGGGGUGGAAAUACAUAUCUGCAGUGGUUGCGAGUAUGGAAAUUCUUCUUCCUGAAUUUGGGUGUUUUUUUAAUCAAAUACCAUUUUGCCCCCACUUUUCAAGCUUUGCACAUCCAUGCAAAAACCCUUUACUCAUUCACAUUUUAUUUGAAUCAUUUACUUAACAAUAUGCCUCAAUAACAGUUUGAUCUAGGGCGUCAACAUUUGGAAUAAGACACCAGUCCAAAGCAAUUGGGUUUAGGCUUACAGUCGCUCCACCCCCACCCCUGCUACUUUGAACACUGGGAGGGGAGGUUAUUUCCAAUGCAACACUUCACGAUUCCUGAAAUAGGUUUUAGCCUGAACAUUAGACUCUGAACAUUAGAAAAUGAAUCCUGCUGUGCUAAAUCAUGUUAUUUAGCUGCAGUUUCUAUGGGAAAUUUAAAAAGGCGUUUUUAUAAAUAACAAUUUUUAAACUUACGCUGAGUCACACUUCCAGUGCGCUUGCAUGAGAUGGCAGACUACUUUUCAAUUACAUCUUCAUUAUAGCUGUUCAGCUUGUUACUCUGUGAUUAUUAAAGUAAAUAGGACCGGCACCAGGUUUUGAGGGGGCACGUGCCAAAGUGCUAGCUUGUGGGGCCUCCUGUGUAGGUAUAGCUGCCAUUAUUAUGGGCAGCUUAGAGCCACCGUUUUCAGUUUUCUCCAAGCUGCCUCACCCGAGGAGUACAGAGUAGCUGUCAGCUAGCGGUGGGCCCUGUGUUAGGAAUAGGAACCCACUGGGGCACUCAGUCCCUGGUGAUUGCCUGAGGAUGUUGCAUACUGCCACCAAGUGUGAAAAUCAUGUAGGUUGUGAGGAAUGUGUCAUCCCACAUCCAGCAGCAAGUUCCUCCUGUGUGACAUGGUAGGAUGUCUUAUCGCAGUCUGGGUAGCACUUGACAGACAGGAGGCAGGGCUCUGUGUGACUUGCACUACCCUGCAGCCCAUCAUUUGCUUGCAGAGAAGCCACCCCUGGGCAUGCUCAUAGGUAGAACGUCUGCUUUGCAUUCAGAAGGUCCAAGGUUCCAUUCCCAGCAUCUCCAGGUAGGGCUGGGAGAGACUCCUGGCCGAAACCCUAGAGAGCCACUGCCAGUCAGUGCAGAUGGUACUGAGCUAGAUAGACCAGUGGUCUGAUUCCGUAUAAAGGAGUUUCCUAUGUUCUUAUGUAACAAAUAGGGACGCGGGUGGCGCUGUGGUCUAAAACACUGAGCCUCUUGGGCUUGCCGAUCAGAAGGGCAGCAGUUUGAAUCCCCAUGAUGGGGUCAGCUCCCAUUGCUCUGUCCCAGCUCCUGCCAACCUAGCAGUUUGAAAGCACACCAGUGCAAGCAGAUAAAUAGAUACUGCUGUGGUGGGAAGGUAAACGGUGUUUCCGUGCGCUCUGGUUUCCGUCAUGUUGUUCCGUUGCACCAGAAGUGGUUAAGUCAUGCUGGCCAUGACCCGGAAAGCUGUCGGCAGACAAACACCAGCUCCCUCGGCCUGAAAGUGAGAUGAACAUCACAACCACAUAGUCGUCUUUGGCUGGACUUAACGGUCCAGGGUCCAACAUGUAACAAAUGCCAAACGGUAAGAAAUGGUGAACUUAUUUGAGAUGCUGUUUAUAGUGAUUACAAGCCCUUUAACUUCUCAUAAUAUCUCAUUUUCUUUUUGCUUUUUUUUAAAAACAAAAAAGCUCCCAUUAUUUACUCCUCCCAAUUUUGUAAUACGUUUGCGACCUUUGUGUGGGCAGAAAGUGACUCUAAAAUUAUAGCGCUUUGUGGGUAAUUAAUACUUAACAGUCAGUAGCCAGUUUUAAAUAGCUCAUUACCUUCUCAUUGGAUAUUUAGAAAAUGGUAGAAAAUCGAAGGCAGCAUGAAAUAAUGGCUAAAAUUCAAGCAGCAAUUAUCCAGAUUCCCAAACCAGUACUGCAGCGCCCCGUCAAGGCAAUUGAAGACCAAAAGAUUAUGAGAAGGAGGAAGGAAGCAGAGGUAAGUUCUGAAAUUUUAGAACUGGAAAUUUAAAAAUCAUAGGCAAUGGAAUGCACUAAGUAUUCAUUGCUCUGGCACUACAUCCCAAAUGCCUCCACUUGGAAGCAAAGUCUCCUCAAUGUGUUUCAGGGGGGAAAAUGUGUUUGUAGAAUUAUCAGUUAUCUAUCUAUGGAAUUAAUCAUCCAUUGUGUAUCAUGAUGUUUGAAGAAUGUGUGCAUGUCUUUGUAAGUGGAAUUCUGGUAGAAUAGCUCUUGGGAAGGGGCUUGGGGACCCUGGCAGAUUAUCUGUGAGGGUGUGUGGCCUUUGAGCUGAAGAAGAUGCCUCCCCUGUGUUGCAGGGUAUUGAACAAAAGGAAGGAGAUUCAGAUGUGCCUGCUUGUUUUUCAGAUCACCUAUGCAGAAAUUAAGAAGUUUGAAAAGCAGAUGAAGAAAGAGAGUGGUAUGCCUACCAGGCUCACUGAGAGGUAAUGUUUGGAACAAGUGAUUUCUGGGUAGACUUGCUGUUCCACGUGGAAACUGAAGCAAGUGAGGGUCUCCCAGUCUUGAAGCUGCCAGUCACCUGGUUAAUAAGCAUUCUUUCUAGGCAAAUAGCUUGUCAUGCAGAUGGGCAGAUAAAAUGUGUUGGUGCACUGCACUGACAUUAAAUUCUGCUUGCUGGAAACAUUGCCUUCAUUUUAAUUUUUUGUUGGAAGUACUUUAUAUUGACUUGUGGUUUAUUAUACAAAUGCUUUUUCACAUGCUAUUGGAGUGAUAUAUACAGUUUAAGACUCUUGGUAUAUAUUUCCACUCCAGAGUAUCUUGGGGUUCCUAAAGCAAUUGUAGGACUUCAAAUGAAAACCUUUCUGUCUACUUUCUACACCCCAGAUAUCCUGCUAUACCCCUCUACCAUGUUCCCCCCUACUUGCCUUUUUUUGUAAACUAAAAUUCCCAGUUCCUUUCUUUCUCAUAGGGGAGUUGUUCUAGCUUCAUAAUAAUUUUGGUUGCCAUUUUCUGAACCUUUUCCAGCUCAACAAUAUUCUUUUUUGAGGUGUGUUGACCAGAACUGUAUUCCAAGUGCACUAACUAUAAUUGCCAAUUUAUUUAUUUUUUUAAAAUCAUCAUCAUCAACCUUUAUUACGGUCCAGAAUUGCCAAUAUUAUUUAAUUAUUAUUUUAUUUUAAUUGCCAAUAUUAUUAAUUGCCAAUAUUAUUUUCAGUUCCUUUCCUAAUGAUCACCGAUGUGGAAUUUGCAUCUUUCACAGCUGCCACACGCUGGUUUACCAUUUUCAAUUACCAUUUUCACCAUGAUCCCAAUAUUUCCUUCAUGGCCAGUCUCUCACCAGUUCAGACCCCAUUAGGAUAUAUGUGAAGUUAGGACCAUUUGUCCCAAUGUACAUCACUUGCCUACAGUGCCUACAUUACACUUGCCUACAGUGAAUUGCAUUUGGCAUUUUACUGACCAUUCACCCAGUUUGGAGAGAACCUUCUCGAGCUCUCUGCAAUCCUUUUCUGUUCUUGUCACCCUGAGCAAUUUAUUAUUAUGAACAAAGUUAGUUGCUUAAUUGCUCACCCCUUACUCUAGAGACCAAUACUGAACACUGAGAGACCUCAGGUGUUACAUCCUUCCACUGAGAGAACCUGCUCUCUAAUUCCUGUUAUUUAAGCAUUUACUGAUCCAUAAGAUGACCUGUUCUUUUAUCCCAUGACUAUUAAACUUACUCAGGAGUCUUCGGCCAGCAAUUUUAUCAAAAGCUCUCUGAAAGUCUUAUUAUACCAUGUGUACUCCGUUGGAUCACUCCAUCCACUUUCAUUGCCUAAUCCUAACCCUCUCUUCCAUUUGGAAGUCUGAACCAUUUUCAGUAUCAUCCCUUAGUGAUGAUUUAUCCUGAACUUCAACAGUAAAUGCCUUUCCCCCGAAGAUACAGUGGUGCCUCGCAAGACGAAAUUAAUCCGUUCCGCGAGUCUCUUCGUCUUGCGGUUUUUUCGUCUUGCAAAGCACGGCUAUUAGCGGCUUAGCGGCUAUUAGCGGCUUAGCGGCUAUUAACGGCUUAGUGGCUUAGCGGCUAUUAGCGGCUUAGCGGCUUUAAGAAAAAGGAAACAAACUCGCAAGAACUCGCAAGACGUUUCGUCUUGCGAAGCAAGCCCAUAGGGAAAUUCGUCUUGCGGAACGACUCAAAAAACGGAAAACUCUUUCAUCUAGCGAGUUUUUCGUCUUGCGAGGCAUUUGUCUUGCGGGGCACCACUGUACUUUUUUAAAAGCUGUUCUGCCAAUAGAUUUUAUGCACCAGCAGUUCAGGUUCUAUACAGGUUCAAGUGCAGCAAAUGGAUGAUAGGGAAGCUAUGCCGAUCUUCUUUUUUAUAUACUGUCCGGUCAUAUUCCCAAGAGAAUUUCCAAAAAGAAUUAAACAAUUGAAAUUUAAAUUAAAAAAAACCCUGAAUCAUCUAUAAGAGCCACAAACUGUAUGAAAUACCUUCUCUUCCCUCCAUCACCUACCCACCCACUUCAUGGUUGUUCCAAUCUGGAUUGUGUGCCCUCACCCCUAGCACCCAGCACAUCCCCUACAUAGUAAACAUAAAAACCAAGCAUGUAAAGGCCAGACACAUGAUUAGCAUCACAUCUAGUUUCACGCUUGAGCACCAUGGGACAGCAGCUGCCUCCUUUUUGUUGAAUGUUCUCCUUUUAGCACUUUUGAAAGGGUGAUAGAUAAGUAAAAUGGAGAGAGCCCAGGCUCCCAGUGUUGGGAUACUGCGGAGGAGACGGGGGCAUCAGGCAGGCCCCCAGCUGGCUCCAGCCCCCGGCCGGCAGCUGGGCGAUCACCGGUUCCCGGAACAGCAUCAAUCAAUCAGUGACUCGAGCCUCAGCAGCCUUCUGAAGCUACCAAGCACGCUAAUUAGCAAUACAAAAGCAAUAUACAAAAUGGAAGUUCCCAGCAGACUGUGCUGGAAGUAAACAGGCAUGUGACACACAACAGUCAUGCCUUUACCUUUUAAGGUGGAAUGGAACUAUGUCCUAACACCCAGAACUUUAAAGUCCUAAAGACUUUGGAGGAAGAUAGAAGCAUGUAAGUAAAAAGCAGAUGCUUCUCCUUUCUUUAAACAGUUUCUGCCACCAUCGCAAAGUGGUUGUGGCAUUCCUAUAGGUCUCCUGGGUCUUCUCACCUCAAAGUAUCUCCCCUCUGAAGAAGGGUGCCACAUCUGUGACAUAGAACCCUUCCUCAGAGCAAGGCAUCAUGGGGGCAAGAUGGCCCUGGAGAGCCAUAGGAGGCUGAAGCUGCAAAAGUGGAGAGGUGCUUCCUGAAAUGCUCUGAUUCCACACAAAAACACUAUGUAACUCUAUAAAGCGCUGUGCAAGGAUUGACAGCACUGUGAAAAUCAUUGACAAUAGUCACAACAUUUGAUGAGACAGAUUGGUGGCAGUUCCUUUGUGCCUUAUAUAGAUAUUUAUAUAACACUUGAUGCCCCCAAUUAUUAUUUUAGCAUGGUGCAUUCGGCAGUGCCUUCACAGGAACUGGAUACAACUCCAGCCAUCACUGACCUGUUGAACACCUACUCAGAUGAUGAAUAUAUCAGGAAAAUUCAGAAACGUCUUGAGGAGGAUACCUUUGCCCGCGAACAACGGGAGAAAAGACGACGGAAGAUGUUAAGGGAGCAACUGAUAGCCCAUGAAGCACAAGAAGUGAGUUAGAUGUACUGCUUUCUCAUAUUUUUGGGUUACACACUGACAAAGUGGCAGCGAGUUAUCAGUUUGUGCUAAGAUACACAACUAUCAUAGUGAGGCCCAUUAGUGGAGGAAAAUUUGUAGUUGGGCAUUUUCAGGGGCUGGCAGGACACUGACAAGUUUGCACCGGGAAAGGGGGCUGGAGUCUGACUUGGGAGUGGGGGUCAGUGAUUUGCGGGGAACUGUACCAGCCAAGAGGCAAGAGUUGGAAGGAGGGGAAGCCUCAGAGCUGCAGGAUGGAGCACAGGAUGCAUCAGAAGAGGAGGGAGAGGCAGGCCAGGCAAGUGAAGGGCCAGGUGCUUCCCCACCCUCUCCUGCUCCACUGUCUCCCAAAACCAGGAGGGGAUUGAAAAGGGAUGAACAGAGGAAGUUUGCAUGCAGGCAUAGUCUCUGGCUGCUUGUGCGCAGCCGGUCGGGGGAAGAUACGUAAGCUGGUGGAUGGGGACUAGCCCCCUGUUGCUGCAACUGCUCCAUAGAGCGCAAACCUGGGAACAGUGUGUGUAAGCAUCCAGAGCUGUAGAAGCAACGCUAUAUUUGACAAUAAAGAGUUAACUACCUGCUGUGUGUAUUCCUUUGGCUGGGAAGCACCCUUGACAGCCAUAGUUUUUAUGGAGUCCAACCAAAACUGCAAACAAGCCUUCUUGUUCUUCAGAGCUCCUCAUCAGGCUUGAUGUUAAGCAAAAUGGUAGCAAGAAAAAGCUGACAUGACGCUGAAACUUCAAAGGGCAGCAGUUGCAGCAGUUUUCAGACUACAUGCAGGGGCUCCUGCUUAGCACUUAGCAGGGGGUAAUCUAAUGUGCAAUGCAUGAUUACUUGGAAGCAGGUCCCACUCAGUUCAACUGAGUUUACUCGCAAGUAAGUGAAUUUAGGCCCUACCAUGGAUUUUCAGUUUGUUCUUUUGCUUUUUUCAUACAUAGCAAGGGGUGGAAGUAGUUAAGCAUACUAUCGCAGGUUGUCUUUUAAUUUUAUUUCAGGAGGCAUAUAGAGAAGAGCAGCUCAUCAACCGGCUAAUGAGACAAUCCCAGCAAGAGCGGAGGAUCGCUGUGCAACUGCUGCACGUGCGGCACGAGAAAGAAGUGAUGUGGCAGAACAGGAUUUACAGAGAAAAGCAGUUUGAAGAGAGACGGCUCAAAGAAUUCCAAGAAGCUCUUGACAGAGAGGAGGUAAACAUUCAUUAUUUUCUCCUCCAUCGUCGUCAUCUUUUUUUAAAAAAAGAAACCUCUUGGUCUGCCUUGUCUCUUACAUUCACAAUUGCAUUUAUUCUGACUUGAAUUUGCCUUCAAGAUGCUUUGGAGGUAUAUGGUUGAAGGGCUCCAACUUGUUGCCAAAGAAACCCACGUAAUCAGCAGAAUAGAAGGACACAGAAAAUGGUUGACACUUCGUGCUUGGUGGAAGCAGAAGGUUAUCAACUCCUCCAAUAUACCAGUUUCCCUUAGGCUGGGAAGCAACUUUGUAAGCCUGGCCAGAACAUUAUUUUCUUAGCCUACUGCCAGAAUUAGAGGAUGCAAGGCCAGAACAAAAUAAUAAUAAUAAUAAUAAUAAUAAUAAUACAGCAAAGCCUUUUAUUUAUCUUUUUGGUGAGCAUGAGCUGUUGUAGCAUAUAUGCAUACUAAGUGUUAGGUUUGGUUGCAUUCUAAUGCAGCUUGAAAGUGCUGAGAAUGGUGUGCACUGUGGAUGUGAAUGCAUUCAUCUUGUGCUGCCAGGUGGAGAUUUGUCCCAUGUAGGGGUUACGGCUAAUUUACAGAGUGCACAGAGCAGUGCCAGGUUUGUAUGUGUUGGCUUCUAAUCAUCACUGUGCAGGCAAACAAAUAGCCCAGGCUUCUCCCUGAGCUCCCUAUUGGCUUGCCCCUCCCCUUUCCCCUAACAGUAAUUAGCAGCAAUGUGCAGUGUUGGGAAAACUGGUCAGCAAUCCGGCCCCGCUGUGCUAGUCACCACACCACUCUUGGCCAUCUCACAGUGAUAAAGUAAGCUCAAACCCACAGCCACUGAAAUUCUGCAGCACUCCUCAAAUUAGGCAUUAAGAGAGAAACAUUUGCAGUGGAAGGAAGUCAUGUGAGAUCACAUGGAUUUUGGACUGUGGCCAGGGAUCAUGAAAUUUGGGUGACAUUCUGCUUACUUUUUUUGUCCAACUCCUUUUAGGCUCUUGCGAAGCAAGAGAAAAUUGAGCAGGAGGAACAGGCCCUGAAAGAAAAACAGCUGCAUGCAAUGCUUGCUGCCAAAAGAGCUGAAGAUCGCUAUAAGAAGCACUAUUCAAUUUGUUGGGAAGUGGUUGAGCAAAUCAUUGACUUAUCAACUAAAAUAGGAGAAUAUCGAACGUUGACAAACAAGUAAGUUGUUUUAUUCUGGUGGGACUUGGCUUGGUUUACCCCCACUGAACUGGGGAAAGUAAAUGUUUUACACUCAUUCCAAAGCUGCAGAAAUAGAUCGUUCUUCAUUAGGAGCCCCAAGAGUUUGGACAGUAAAGCAGCCAAGAAGCCACAGGCAGAACAAUCUGCAACCAAGUCAAAACAUUUACUAAUUCAGGCUGGGUAACCAGUGGCCCUCCAGAUCCUUUUGGACUUCAUCUCCCACCAUCCCUCACCAUUUGGCCAAGCUGACUGGGGCAGAUGGGAAUUGGAGUCCAGCAACAUCUGGAGGGCUACAGAUUCGCCAUCAUUGACCUAGGUGAUAUCAUUAGUUAUUUAAUUUUUUAAAAAGAAAAAAAUAUCCUGUACAUUUAAUUAUGUAAGAAAGCAGUAUAUUUGUAACUUUGUGAUUUGCUCUUUCUUUGUUAUGCAGUUCAUGUUUCUCAUAAUAGUUUGGAUGUAAAGACAAAGCCAUUUUCUCCUAUUAAUUUAUUUAUUUAAAAAAUGUACAUAUCACAGAGGUUUACCACAGACAUACAUUGAACCAUACAAUAAAAACCAUAUACACAUUUUAAAAUCUGCUCUUGCAGAAGGAUAGUAUGUUUACUGUCAGUGUAAAGGAAAGUUUUCAACAGGUGCUUUAAAGUUCAAACAGAAGGUUCCUGCUGAAACUUUAUUGGCAGAGUCUUCCAGAAGACUAGGCCAAUGAUACUAGAGGCUCAGUUUCUUGUUGCUGUCAAAUGAGUCUCGCCAAUUUGGGGGACAGUGAAUGACGCUCCUACAGAUGAUCUCAGUGAUCAGGGUGGGAUAUAAUGGUUCAUGCAGUCUGUAAGAGACCCUAAGUUGUUCAGGGCUUAAAUUAAUUAAAAGUCCUUAAGGCAAGUCGUUGAAUCUUGCUUGGCUGCAGUUGGGCCAGUGCAGAUGUUUUCUACAAUGGUGUCUCAUGUUCAGCCAUGUUCCCCCAUCAGCACUUUUGCUUCUGCAUUCUGCACCAACCAGAGCUUCCAAACCAGGACCAAGGGCAGCCCCACAUAGAGCCUUUUUGUAGUAAUCCAGCCUCUAGGUUAUCAACACAUGAGCUACUCCUUUCUAGGAACUGGCAAACCAGACAGAACUGGUAAGAAGCAUUCCUAGCCACAGAGAACACUUGGGUUUAGUUUAGCAUUACAUCUGAACCUGGGCUUGUGGUUUGUCUUGCUCCAGACAAACCAUGAGCUAUAGUCAAGGUUUGUUCUUGGCUUGCUGCCACUCAUCGUUUGUCUGUGAAAGGCAGACCAUGAGCCUAGAUUCACAUGUACUGCUAAGCCAAAGCAUGGCUCAGCUCCAGGAAGCAUUGGCAGCAGGAAAACUAAAGGAGGAGUGAAGUGUGUCAAUGCAUGCCUGUGCGUACUCACUUUGGCUUGGUAAUAAAUGGGAACCAUGUUGAAUUCUGUUCUCUUCAGAGUACAGUGGUAUCUCGGGUUACAUACACUUCAGGUUACAUACGCUUGAGGUUACAGACUCCGCUAACCCAGAAAUAGUACCUCGGGUUAAGAACUUUGCUUCAGGAUGAGAACAGAAAUUGCGCGGUGGCGGCAGCGGGAGGCCUUAUUAGCUAAAGUGGUGCUUCAGGUUAAGAACAGUUUCAGGUUAAGAACGGACCUCUGGAACGAAUUAAGUACUUAACCCGAGGUACCACUGUAGUUCAUGUUUUAAUUUAUUCUUUCUUUGUGUUGCCUAUUUGAUGUUGCUAUUGAUCCAUGUAAUUCUUAGAAAGCAUGCUUUAAUCGAUCUGACCUCAGAUUUAUUAAUAUAUAUAUGUUUGCUUGAUUUCCUCAGCUUAAUCCCAAUAAAGCUGAUGCGUGACUGGAAAGAGCUAUUCUUAAAAGGAAAACCGAUUUAUGAGCAAGCUGAGAUUGAAAUGCCUUUGCCAGAUGAACCAACUCCAGGACAAUUAGUAGAACUGGACAAAAUGAAUUUACUAGAUGAAAAAGAUUAUGAUGAAUAUAAGGUACUCCCAACUGACAUGGCCUAGUGGAAGAAAAUGCAGCUCGUUAAAAUCAUUGCUCAUGACUGCCACCUUUUGUCCAUGAUGCUGCAUAGAUUUCAUAUAAUAGUUUAUAUUAGUUUAGCCCACGUAGUGAAAUGUACUAAAUAAUCUGUCUUUCUGGGACUAGGCGAUACUUUGUUGCCAUUUUGGAAGGCUGUGCUGUCAUCAACUGUUUUGCUGUUUGACACACAAAUGCAGUAACCUCAAUAUGCAGGAUCACCACACAUUUGUGAGAAGUGAGUUACAUAGCUGUUAUUUCAGCAGAAGUUAAACUGUAGUACAUUCCACUGUGCUAGAAAAUGUAACAUAAAGGAGUCCACAAAAUCUAAUGUGAAAUAAACGCCACGUCUGUCACAGAAUGAGUAGUCUUAUUUCAUACAACAGAAUUGGUAUCUGAUAAGAAGGUGGAUUAGUUUUUUCUAGUCAGAUUCCUGGUAUUUUGAGAUCAGCUUAUUUCAAUAUCAUUACUUUUUAUAUAAGGCAAUUCUGAGAAAGAGCUUUUAUCAUUAUCAUCUCCAUGCAGGAAUCUUAAGAAGAGAAAUUAUAGCUAAGUACAUAAUGUUUCUUUCUCUCCUUAGUUUCAAAAACGGACUAUGAUUAUAUAAUUGAACUCUGAAUAUAUGUAUCUUAUGAUACAUUUUUUUCAAAAUGCAGUCACUCUCCAAAUGCCAUUGUUAUCAAUUUGGCUGCAUUGAGGGAGAAAAUAACCUUUUUUUCUGGGUUUGGCUCUACUAGCUUAUUUGAGUCUAUGCAGUACCAUCUUUGCAAAUAGUCUCUGUGUGUAAUAGAGGUUUUUUUUAAAUCUUGUUUGGGAAACUAAUACCACAUUUAUAUGUUCUCUUUGUGCCCACAUCCUGAACCAAUUUAUUUUGGUACAUUUUAUUUUCUACUAAGUAGUAAGUCUUCAUUAGGAGUUUGUGUGGUGGCUGCCUCAACAACACAAAGCAUGUUAGUUCUUUCUUUUAGGUUUUAACACCUGUAAGUGAAAGUUGUUGUUCAUAAUAGGUUGUAUAUUUGAACAGGGAUUUCCUUUGAAGAACAAAGACUGUUUUCGUCACUUAACAUCAACACCACAGUAGUGUUGGCUAUCAUUAAAUUGCCCCACAGAAAUCAAGUGGUACAUUCCCUUUAUUUUCAGUGUGUUUGGCUUGUAGAUUUAAGCUCAAUCCUUAUGAUACCAGUACACUAUGGUCAUAGAAUCAUAAGGUGGCAAUUGAGCUAAGUUUUACUCAUAGCAGACCCAUUGAAAUUACUGAACACAACUAAAUUCAGCCUAAUCAGUCUACUUUGAGUAAAACUUAGUUGAAUACUACCCAUAGAGUUGUGCUAGACCAAGCCCCUUAUUGGUGUAAGAAACCCCAGGGUUUGAACAUCCUCAACAAUCUCUGCUUAAAGAUCUCCAGUGGGGGAGAGCCAACCACCCCUCUAGAUAGCUGGCUCCACUGUGAAACCUCUCUUGUAGUCAAAGAUGUUUCUCCAAAUGCCUAUUGAGGGAGGGAUGGGGAACCUGUGGCCCUCUUGAUGUUGUUUGACUACAACUACCAUCAUCCCUGGGUGGCGCUGUGGGCUAAACCACAGAGCCUAGGACUUGCCGAUCAGAAGGUUGGUGGUUCAAAUCCCCGUGACGGGGUGAGCUCCCAUUGCUCGGUCCCUGCUCCUGCCAACCUAGCAGUUCGAAAGCACGUCAAAGUGCAAGUAGAUCAAUAGGUACCGCUCCGGUGGGAAGGGAAACGGCAUUUCCAUGUGCUGCUCUGGUUCGCCAGAAGUGGCCUGGUCAUGCUGGCCACAUGACCCGGAAGCUGUAUGCCGGCUCCCUUGGCCAAUAAAGCGAGAUGAGCGCCGCAACCCCAGAGUCGGUCACGACUGGACCUAAUGGUCAGGCGUCCCUUUACCUUUACCUUUACCAUCAUCCCUGGCUAUUGGCCAAACCGUCUGGGGCUGAUGGAAGUUGAAGUCCAACAACUCUUCCUAUAAGUGGAGAAGGACUGUAGCUCAUUGGAAGACCUCAGGCUUUGCAUGGCAAAGGUUCUAGAUUCCAUCUCUGGCAUCUCCGGGUGGGGAAGACUCCAGUCUGAAGUCACAGAGAGCUGCUGCUCCUUAGCACAGAAAAUUCUAAGUUACACUGGGUCAAUAACCUAACUCUAUGUUUUUGUCUUGUUGUACAGCUGUGCUGUACAUCACAGAAUGUGUUUAUAGCCCUUAUCAAAUAGAGUGUUCUGCUGAAAUAAAAGUGUGGUUUUGUGCCAUGUGUAAUCUUGAUACCACAGACUCUAUGCUUAAAAAUUGAGUUGUGGAGCCAAAUUUUAGUGACCAAAUCUGAAGAAGAAAGGCUGCAAGAGGCACUCAGACCUGGUGCCUAAUUAAUCUGCAGUUUUUAAAGAAAAAAAUUAUGGUCUUAAAUUGCUAUUUAAACUUGAUAUUUUUUUAGUGCUGCUAUUUUAGUUUUUGCUGUGCUUUAAAGUUUGUAUUCAGUUACAUCUUUAUAUCCAAAAGCAGUUUCAUAAUGUAACGUAAGAGGAGCCCUGCUGGAUGGAUCAAACCAAAGGCCCAUUUAGCAUUCCAUUUCCAUAGUGGACAACCAGAAUUUCUGCAGGAAGCACACACUGGAUAUGCCUGCAAGAGCAAUCUCCUAUUUAUGUUCCCCAGCAACUAAUUUAUACAAGCCUACUGCCCUGAUUCGUUAUUUUGCUUAAGCUCCUAAACUGCAGGAUGACCCUGAUGGCUGUGUUGUUUUCUGCUGUUUUAUGCAGAGUUAUUUCACUAAGAUGUAUAUAAAUCUCGUUUUACAUAGUCAGGCCAGUGGUCCAUUGAGUCUACAGUUAAGGGUAGCAUAUUGGACACAGUCCAGCUGUCACCUCAAACACAGCUCUUGACUUUUUCUCUCCACCUCAUCACCCUAGAACUUGGAAUGCUGUAAAUCAGGGAUGGGAAACCUUGGCCCUCCAAAUGUUGGUGGGUCUACAACUACUAUCUCUGUCCAUUGGCCAUGCUUUCUGGGACUGAUGAGAGAUGGAGUCCAACAACAUCUGGAAGCUCACACUUUUCCCCAUCCCUGAUGUAGUUCAGUCUUGGAGCUCUUAUGCACUUUAUGGCAGCUCUGCUAUCCUUUUUAUUGAUUCUUUGUUUCCAAGGUAGAUGUGCUUGUUCCAUUCUUUCAGCUUGGGCAGCUGCUCUGAAUGGAAAUGCCUCCUUUUUUUAGAAUUUUGGGGGAGUUCCAUUCAAUGCCCUUGAGACAUGCAAACUCCACAGUGACAGGGCACAGUCAACAAUGUCUCAUUGCUUCUUUGUAUGACAGAUGCAAGUAGGUAUGGAUUGCUCACCAGUUGCCAGUUGUAGAGUUUCAUGAAAGCGUGUGAUCUGGACAUGGGGAGAACCCAUUCCACAUUAUAGCAUAUUUCACCUCUGAAGUACUGGUUCCCAUGCUUCCAGUUGUGUACUUAGGCACAAACUGGGAGCAGAGGAGAUGUCCUAUGAAAACACACCCUUGUCUGCCUCCCCCAAAUGCUCCUUUCCAUCAUCCUCGGUCUCCAAUAGCUCUUCUUCCCCAGUCUGAGCGGUGAGUUCACUUAUCUAAAACCUUGCCUUGAAUUGCUUUGAGAAAGUAAGUGGCUUUCUCAGGUUAUGAUAAGGCAAGCUACAACUCUGAUGUGUGCAGAGGAAGAAACCACAGAGUUGUACAAUAUGGACAAGAUAAUGGCCCAGUGUGGAAGAUCUCCAUGUCAUCUCAACCAGGAAACAGUGACUCAGUGCUGGUUGAUAUGCUUCUCCACACACUCUUCCUCCUUUUCCAGCUGUUGUACACCAGCUUUGCCGCAAAGAUCCUGGCUUGUAUUCAGCCAAAGUUCCAGUUUCACCCAAACCUGGGAUUAUGGCAUAACGUAGGCUAACAGCCAAGAAAAUAGGGUGUUACUUUGAUUUGUUAACUGACAUCAAGGUAUAGUUUCCUAGUUGAGAUGCAUUCUGGCUUAAUACAAGUCAGGUUUUUAGACCAACGUCAGCACACAGUGAGGGGAAGCAGGCUAUGAAGAGGACUCCCUUUCAUCAUACUCCCCCCUCUUCUUUCCAUAUACUCAAAGUCAAAUAGUUACUCCUGUUUUGGGUAAAAUACAGUUUGCCUUUUUUUUAGAACCAGCAAACUAUGGUUUUAAAUUUGCCUAUCAAAUCACUAUUAGAAACUACAGUUUGAAGCUGGUUUCCAAUCCUGGCUUGAAGGGAAAGCACAACAUUAUAGUUUGUUGUUUUAGGCAAACAAUGGUUUGGAGAAUCAGAAAUGUUAUGGGUGAACUGGUCGGGCAUGGAAACUGAAAGUGGGGCCUUUUAACCUGUGUAUACAGUUUAGUAAAAUAACCCUUCUAAGGGAAUUGAAAAGCAAGAUACUGUCAACAUGUGUCUUGAAGUUAUGGUAGAGAGCUCACCCUCCGUGUCUCCCUCCCAUUUCCAGAGGGGUGGCCAUGUUAGUCUGUUCGGGGGGGGGGGGGAGUAACAAUUAUUAUAGCAUAAGCUAUCAUGGUUGAGAUGGCCAACAUGGUGCUCUCCAGAUAUUAUUAAAGCCAACUUUAAUGUGCUUAGCUAUUGUGGCCAAUGGUCAGGGAUGAUGGGAUAUGUACUCCAAAAACAUCAGUAGAGCACCACAUUGACUACCCUUGGAUUAGAGUCUGCUUCAAUAAAUGCAUGAACUAGUAUCUUAAGUUGUUAGCUAUGUAGAUGUGUGUAUGGAUGCAGAAAGAAAAAAAAAGUAAAUUCAGAGGGGAAAGGAAAAUUAUUAAUAUUUUUAGUUCAUUUCUACUGACUUCACUGCUUGCAUUUCCCUCUACCACACGCAUGUGAAUAUAUGCCUGCCAGCUUAGGACAACACUUUAUACAUUUGAUGAAGUAGGCUUUUUACUUUAUUUCAUGUUCACCCCCUGAAAUGUGGCCUUGGAUUGUAAAGUCAUUUGCUUUCCAAUGUUUGUUGAAAUCAAAAAUUGUAUUCGUAUUUACACAAGUUGAAUCUUCAUCAGUUUAGAUGUAGGAAACAGUAACUUCAUAUUCACUAUCUAGUAUGUCUGAGUACAUGUAGUUCAUCCUUCAAAAGGAAGUUACAAUUAAAAUAGAUUGUUAGACAAUCAUAUGUCAGAGGCAUCACUUGGGUUUUAGAGACCAAAGCAUAGAACUAUUUAGCUGUUGCCUGUAUUGUGUGUGUGUGUGUGUGCUGGUGACUCUAACAGGAAGAGAAUCAGGCACAUGAUUUCAAUAUAUAGUUGCAGGACCACAUUUUUAAUAGCCUGAGGGUCAAGAACACAUGAGGCAGGCAGAAAUUCUGUGACUGUAUCUCCAAAUUUUUCUUUGCAGGCUUAUUCAAAGAACCAUGUUUCUGUCGAGGUUUGUGCUAAUAUGAUUAAGGAGGGAACAAUGGGGAGUGAAGGGUUAAAUCCUCCAUUCCCAAUUUUUCUAUAAUCUGUGUUACCUACCUGCACACCACAAAGUUGCUAUCAGUCCCACUGGAGGAGGCUACAAGUUAGCCAUGCAUUCCUGUAAACCAUCAUCAUGAUUUGCAUAUAGAGAGACCUCUAAAACUUUAUCAGCCCCAGCUUGUAUAUAUUUACUCAGAUGGAAGUUAUCUCUGGUUCAGUGGGUCUCAUUUCCACAUAGGUGUGUCUAGAAUUGCAAUCUUAAUUGGUACCCCACUUUUUUCUUUUACUGCAGCACUGGAUGGAAAAUGUGCAGAGUUUUAUUUUGUAAUUUGUCUUGUUACAGAAAAUGAUUGAGGAGUGGUACCCACCUGAAGAUAUCAGAGCAAAUAAACCUCCACCGGGUAACCCAAUACUGGGCUAUAUCAUUCAUAGACUGUUGGGACUCUUCUAUCCUCCGGAGCCGGAACCACCUCCACCUGUAUUGUCCCCAUUUCCUAUCAAGGGGUGCAUUUUGGGAAAACACUUCAGUGGGAAAAGCACCUGCUUAAAGUUCUUGGAAGAAGGUAGGGCUGUUGCUUCCUCCACAUCCUUCUUCCUACUUACUGGCUUGAUUCAUUUUUGUGUUCAUGCUUUCUUUGUGGCCAACUGAACUCCCAGCAAAAAUUAAUGAGAUACAGUAAAGCAUAAUUUGACUUGGUAAGCACAGUCCAAUGAAAGUUAACUGCACUUAAAGGUAAAGGGACCCCUGAUCAUUAGGUCCAGUCAUGGCCGACUCUGGGGUUGCGGCGCUCAUCUCGCUUUAUUGGCUGAGGGAGCCGGCGUACAGCUUCCGGGUCAUGUGGCCAGCAUGACUAAGCUGCUUCUGGCGAACCAGAGCAGCGCACGGAAACGCCGUUUACCUUCCCGCUGGAGUGGUACCUAUUUAUCUACUUGCACUUUGACAUGCUUUCGAACUGCUAGGUUGGCAGGAGCAGGGACCAAGCAACGGGAGCUCACCCCAUUGCGGGGAUUCGAACCGCUGACCUUCUGAUCGGCAAGUCCUAGGCUCUGUGGUUUAACCCACAGCGCCACCUGCGUCCCUUUAGGAGCCACUAAAAAGAGCAGAAUUAAGUCAUUGAUGAGACAAAUGAAACUACUAUUACUCCCAAAUCCAGUUUGCAUAUGAAAGGGCUGGGCUGUUUUGCUCCUCCCUGCUCACUUUGGGGAGAAGCAAACCAUAAUCUGUGGCUUAGCAUGAUGUCCAAACCAGGGCUCAUGGUUGGUUUUGUUCUAAUGAAGCAUAAUCAGUAAGUCAAAAACAAAUCUUGACUGUAUACCACAGUUCCUUAGGAGGAAAGCAAACAAUUAUUCCUAGUUUGUGGUUUGUUUUCACUAGGGAUAUGGGAGAAAUGGUAUCCAGUUUGCAUUUAGAGGCAAACCUACGCAAUUUGUACUUUCUGAAACAAUGUGCAUAUUGAAACACAGCCAUCCUUUGAAAUUUGCACUUCUCCAGAUUUUGCUUGGCUUCGCCAGCCAAGAAAUGAAUAUAUACGUACAAGAUUUAGUGAAAUUAACAUACAAAAAUGCAUUUGAUUAGGAGGCACUGCUUCGCAAAAAUGUGUAUAGUAGGCAAAAGCUCAUACAAAAAAUGGGUGUAUUAAGAGAAAUUCACAGUAAAAUAGUGGUGAAUUUUCAUGAGGACUUCAGCAAAAAAGAAAAUCACACACUAAUGUUGAGAACUGAAUUUAAGAUGGGGGAAAUAGGAAAUGGGAAGAAACCAAAGCUGCCAGAUUUGUCUCUCCCUAGUUUCCACCCAGCAUGAGCCAGGAGGAGCAGGGCAGCUCAGAGUGGAAGUAAUUUGUUCAUGCAUGGUAAGCCACGAUUUGUGACUUAUUAUCAUGACAUGCAGAUGUGCUUCGAAUUUCCUAAUAGUGCAUUAUCCCAACAGUCGCUUAUGAACUGAAGAUCUAUGUUCUGGGUCUCCACAGCUGCCUUAUACUGAACCAGACCUCUGGUUUAUCUUUUUCUUGUUUCAUCUGUACUGGCAGUAGCUCUCUAAGGAAGGGGUUUUGUAUUUCCCCAGCACCCUGACAUUAAAAUGGCAAGAGAGGCCAAGGUUUAUAUCUGAGACCUUGGUCAUUCAAAGCAUGUGCUCUACAACUCCCCAUGGUAUGUUUAUAGGUUCAGGUCCAUCAAUGGAGAAUAACUUAGAACACAGUGGUCAAGAAUGUCUUCAUCAGGAUCAAGUGAGGAUUCCUUAAGAGAAUCUCUGUGCUGCUUUUGAUAAAACCACACAGAAUUCAUGUGAUACUGUUGAAUAGUAUGGAUGUAAGAAAGCAGCAGUUUCUAUUCUGGCCUGUAUUCAUCACAACCUGCACUGUUUCCAUUCUUUCCACCAAAUGCUAUGUUAUCUGUCUUGUUGUCCGCUAUCUAAAAUGAGUCACCUAACUUAUGUAACUAUUUAUGUAGCUUACAUUCAUUUCAGUGUAAAGGAAAUGUCAAAACUGUGUUUAAAAGGGUUCAUUGAUUGCAUAUCCUUCGAUGAAAAAUCCUGAUUGUAUUUGCUUGACUGAUUUCCAUACCUGACCACAGACUGCUUCCAUCUCUGUCUGCAUCAGAAUUCUCUGGUGUCCUUAUUCACUAGUAUUCUCUUCUGGUGUUCUAAAAUCUAAGCCUAUAUCAGCUGGGUUCUCUCUGUGUCAGUUUGCAAUAUCCAGGUGAUGUCAAUUGAUAAAUUGAUCACAGAGGCAAUCCGGGCCUCCAAUGAGAAUGAGCCAGGAAAUGAUUUUAGUCCUCUUCAAGCCGAAUUGGAAGUGCCUACUAGGAAUCAGAUUGAAGUAAGUCUUUAUUUGUUGUGGAGCAAUAAACUGCUGUCUAAUUGAAUCUGCUUCUUCCAAAAGGGUGUUUGCUAUAUCAGUCUGUAGUGGCACCAUUCAAUUCUCAGGAGGAGGUGGGAAGUUAGCAUAUGGCUCUCUAAGGCAGGGAUAAGGAAUUUCUGACCCUUCAGAUGUUUUUGCACUCCUACUCCUAUCAGCCUUAGCCAGUAUCACCAAUGGUCAGGGAUGAUAGCAGGGCACAUGGGUUCAGGUGACUUUAAUGCAUGGUGGCAGUAUUUAUUAUUUAUUUGCUUCUUAAAUUUAUUACUCCCCCUCAUAAACUAAUUUUUCUGGGUGAUUCACUGAGCAAUAAAAAUAUAAAAACCCACCCACCCAUGUGUGCUCACACACCAAUACUUUACAAUCAAAUACAACACCAGAAUUCAGUAAAACAAAAUAGCUAUAAUCAGACACAGAAUAAAUUUAAUGGCAACCGCUAUUAAGUAACUUAAUCAUGCAGAGAAGCAAACAACUUCCUGGAAUUAAAGCACAUUUCUAACAACCAUACAGAUCUUUGGUCCCUUCUUGUUCACAUAUGUCACUAAACCAAGGGAUGUUGUAGAAAAGGAUCCAGUAGUUCUGUCUGACCAGCAACCUCUGCAAUAUGACUAAUGGUCAGCUUCCAUCUAUAUAAUGGGAGCAUGAUAGGCGGGAACUGCCUGGUUUCUCUGGGGAUAUAGAGAGGGAUUCUCAUUCACUUGCUUCUGCAAAAUUAUUUGUAAUUCCUUUCCUUCCGAGGCUAAAUGGCCUUUUGCAAUAGAAAUGUAUCAUGUGGUCCUGUUUUGAAUCCUCUGUACAAUAAUUCUGUAUGUAGUUCUCAACGCAAGAAAGUUAUUCAUAGAAUCAUAUGAUUGUAGAACUGGAAGAGACCCCAAGGGUCAUCCAGUCCAACCCUCUGCAAUGCAGGAAUUGCUGCUUAAGAAUCUCUGACGGAUGAGCAUCUAAAUGGCCAAGUCCACCACCUUCUGAAGUAUUCCGUUCCACCGUUGAACAGCUCUUACCACCCGAGAGCUUGAAAUGUAGAAAUAAAGGGCAGAAACUCCAACAGAAAAGGACAACCAAAACUAAGAUGGAGUUUGCAGUACCUUCAAUAUGCAGCAAAGCUGAAGAUUAUCAGACAAGCAAAGCAGGACACGGUGGAGAUUUAUAGAAUUAAAAACAGCACCUAGAAACAUUUGUCUCCUUAUCCCGGGACUGAUGGUCACCCUGUGAUACUGAUAAAUAGAAGCUUCAGGAUAUCCAAAACGAAGUGGUUUUUCACACAACACAUAAUGUAUGGAAUGGAACAGAACAGUGCUUGUUGCUGGUCACCAAUUUAGGAUUGAAGCCUAACUCCACUUAGGUGGGAGUGAGCCCCGUUUGGUUUCAACAGGACUGAUACUUCUGAGCACAUAUAGUUAGGAUUGUGCUGCUUUGUAACGGAAUGAGGCAAAUUCUUGGAAGUCAGUUCUAUAGGCAGCUCUUAGUCAUGGCAAUUAUGCCCAGAGACAACAUGUUUGAUGCUCAGGACAAAUAACAGGGGAGGUCUGCUUCCUUUGUGCCCUGCUUGUGAGCUUCGUCUCUCUGGCCUGUGUGAAGCCAAUUGCUGCACAAGAUGGAAUUUUGAUCUGAUCUGGCAGGUCUCUUGUUGUGUUUGUGGAAUCAGUGGUGUUGUCGGGGCAGGGCUUUGGGACAGAGGCCACAUUUUGAAGUAAGUGAAAUAAUGUAUGCGGUAAUCUAAAGAGGGGCUCCCCGUAAGUUUUUGAAGUGUGGUGCUUUCAGUUAUCUGUUUGUGCCUCCUGUUUAGAGCAGCCUUUCUCAACAUUGGGUCCCCAGAUGUUGUUGGACUACAACUCCCAUCAUCCCUGACUGCUGGCCCUUCUCACUAGGGAUGAUGGGAGUUCUAGUUCAACAACAUCUGGGGACCCAUGGUUGAGAAAGUCUGGUUUAGAGUAUUAUAUUAAAUUUAUUUAUUUAUUCCUUUUAAUCACCCCCCCAAAAAAUACCUACUCCUGUGUCACAAUAAGAAAAUAAAAAGCUAAUGGAGAGUUUGCUUGUUUUAUCAAAAAGGUCCUGAAGGCAGCUUCCAGGGCUUCAAUAACAUUAGCGUAUGACUUACUACAGGAUGUGAAAGUCGAUGAGACACCUGAGGUCGAUGAAGGUAAAGGUAAAAAUAAAAAUCUCCAUUAAGAUUUAAAUCAUUGUUAAAUCUCACUGAAAGUCAGAUGGCAAAAAAACACACAAGCUUGCCUUAUACUUUGCUCUGUACUUAACAUUACAGUGCUUUGCAAGGUUUCAUAUUUUUGUCUUAUUUCUGGUUUGUUGAUCACAAAAAAAUAAUGUCCUUGCCUUUCGAACUGUUUCCUUGCCUCUAGCAGUUGCUGCAACUCCUGACAAGAGAUUUUGGAACAAUUCCUGUUCCUUUCUCCUUAGAGUUCUGCCUUUGCAACAGCCCUUUUGGUCAGAGCUGUUGCAUGUAUUAUUAUUAUUAUUAUUAUUAGCAUGCAUUUUUACAACUUAUAUAUGCAUCAUACAGUAUUAUUAUCCUGCAUCCCCGGACUUCCCAAUCCAUUUCUCCAUGACAUUCUAGGUAGUCUUUUUAUUAAAUUUAUUUACAACAUAAACACAUAACAAAGAACAGUUAACUGUAGUAAAUAAUCAAUGCCAGUUUACAGUGGAAAUAACAUGCAACAUGGGUGGGGAAAAAACUACCUAGAAUGCCACCAUUCUGAGUGGACAAAAGACUACCUAGAAUGGUAGCGAGAUGACUCCGUUUAGGUCUCCCAUUAUUAUAACUUUUUCAUUACGAUAAUUUAAUAAUUUAUCUUCCAAUUUUUGAUAGAAGUCUGCCUUUUUAUCAUUUGGUGCGUAUAUUCCCACCAUCAAUAUCUUUUCUUGUUGAUUAUAUACCACUGUUAAUUAUUUCUGACGGCUUCCCAGUAAGAAUUCUAGUAAUGUGGUUUGAAAGGUGCUGAGAAAUGCUCUCAGUUUGAGAGUUAUAGCAUCAGCUCUUCAAGGAACUGCAAAUCCCAGGCUCCCUGGGAAGAGACAAUAACUGUCAACUGACUGAGCCUGCAGGGUGGCAGGCAGGCACCCCCAGGACCCACUACCCUUUCUCUAGCAUCUGGGGCACAGGGCAGAACGAAGAAAAAGAGUAGAACUGGGAACUCCCUAGAGUACAUCUGAGUGGGCAUAGUUUAUGAUGAAUUACAGGUGCCAGACCCAUUGCAAUGGGCAUGCUGACAGGGGUUGUUUGUCAGUACCUGGCAAAAAGGGAACAGCAAAACGUACAAGCAGGGGCAAAAAUAGCAGCUAUGUGGCUUAGAUUCCCUGCUUUUCUUCUGAGUUUGUGGAGCUGUCCAGCAGCAUGGCAAAACAGCAGGGAGCUGUCCAGCCAUUAACUGGAACUGCUAGGCAGCAAGUCGCCGUUUUUGUAGCUUACUUGGCUAUGUUUGUGGAUCUUCCUUCUGCGACCCAUAGAUGCAAUGUCCCAUGCUGCCAGACUUACAUUGUACCUUCGGGUUUGGGCUUCAACUGGCAGUGAUUGUGGAGGGUCUUGAGCAGGAAUGUGUGAGCUUUCCUGAUGCAACUGGGCACCCAGUUCUUCAGGCUUCCAAAGUGGGUUAUCUUCCAGUGUGGUUGUCGCAGGACCAACCAAAACAUUCUGCUGCCCGAGGGAAGGAAAGAGGCUGUACCAAUGAUGCAGUAACUCAGUAAUGCAGUACCCCAGGCGUAAAAGUAAAAUGAAAGAAAGAUUGUAAAAUAGUUAGGGUAGCUUAUAAUGAGUCAUCACAUAAGGACAGACUUGUGAGGUGAAGAGGAAAAGUGUACCAUUUACACCAGCAGCCAUAUUACAAAACACCUCACUCAGGACAAUGGAGUAGGUUGGAGAGGAUUCUCACUCCAGAACAUCACACUUCCACAAAAAGCAAAAUAUUUGUGGGGCUCGGAAUUUUAGCUGCUUUAUUCAAAUGAUUUAUUAAUUUCCUUUUUACCAAAGUAUCAAAGAUGAUUAUGAGGGACUCCCCCAAACUGCAAAUAGGCGUCAAUUCCACAUUAAUUGCUGGAAGAUAAGGUCAUGCAGAAGAAGGCUUUGGUUUUAUAGCAUACUUUGGAGAAAUGGAUUGAUUUUGUUGGCAAAAUUAUUGAAAGGACCUUUUCCCAUGGCUAUUGUAAGGUUCUAGCGCAGUGAAUGCUUGUUUGAUCGACUAUUGCUAAUACUAUAAAUGUCAUCUAAAAAUUGUACUCAUUUUGCUGUUCCUAGAACCUGUGGAACAAUCACCUUCCGUUCAAAUGAUUGAACAAGAGAAGAUGAGUGAUGUUGAGGAUGACCUAUCCAAAGUAUGCACUUGAUUUUUUUUAAUUAAAAAAUUCCUUUCUAUAUAGAUAACAAGGUUGAGCCUGACAAAUCCAUGACUUUAUAUUUUUGCUGGCUGACUUCUGUGUUACAUUUGUGCUGCUGGAAUUUGUUGAAUGAUCGGGUGUUGUUUAUUUACAGUAUUCAUUUGAAUCUGGAGUGGGGCUUUUUUGGAGUAGUAUGUUUGUUUUAUGCUGUGUUUUAUUACAGCAUUAACUACUUCAAUCUUGUUGGAGAAAUGGGGAGCAAAGAAAUUGCCUGUGGUGUACACACAAUUUGUUUUGGCUCAUUCAUUUGUCCCCUUGCAGGUUUUUGAGGUACUACAAAUCCCUGCAAAUUCUGUUUACUCAGUUGUGGGAUUGAGUGUGAACACCUCAGGAGGCAAUACCUCUGGAAAAAGCACUCUCUAAUAAAACUACUGUAUUUUUUGCUCUAUAAGACUCACUUUUUCUCUCCUAAAAAGUAAGGGGAAAUGUGUGUGCGUCUUAUGGAGCGAAUGCAGGCUGCACAGCUAUCCCAGAAGCCAAACAGGCAGAGGGAUUGCUGCUUUCACUGCGCAGCGAUCCCUCUUGCUGUUCUGGCUUCUGAGAUUCAGAAUAUUUUUUUCUUGUUUUCCUCCUCCAAAAACUAGGUGCGUCUUGUGGUGUGGUGUGUCUUAUAGAGCGUAUAAUACGGUAGUUUUUUUAGUCUUGACAAGUGUUUCAUUUACAAAACAAAAACCACCCAACAAUUUACUACUACCCUUCUUGGUUUUGCUGACUAUGCUGGGGACUGUAGCUCAGCAAUAGGUAAAGGUAAAGGUAAAGGUACCCCUGCCCGUACGGGCCAGUCUUGACAGACUCUAGGGUUGUGCGCUCAUCUCAGUCUAUAGGCCGGGAGCCAGCGCUGUCCGCAGACACUUCUGGGUCACAUAGCCAGCGUGACAAGCUGCAUCUGGCGAGCCAGCGCAGCACACGGAACACCGUUUACCUUCCCGCUGGUAAGCGGUCCCUAUUUAUCUACUUGCACCCGGGGGUGCUUUCGAACUGCUAGGUUGGCAGGCGCUGGGACCGAACGACGGGAGCGCACCCCACCACGGGGAUUCAAACCGCCGACCAUGCGAUCGGCAAGUCCUAGGCGCUGAGGUUUUACCCACAGCGCCACCCGCGUCCCCCUAGCUCAGCAAUAGUGCACAUAAAUUUGUUUUCAAAAGCCUUUUCUAAAGUGCCCUGCAUUUUGAAAGGGGCUUUACCUGUCCCACACAUAUAUGACAUCAGGUGCAGGAUAGGAGGGUGUGGCCUGGAAGAAAUGGCCUCAUAGGCCAAAUGGGGAUGCCCACAGGUUCGCUACCUCUGUGCCAAGUUCUCACGUUGCAUCCCUGGUAGAGCAAAUUAACCCAGAAUCUUUCCCAGAGUUUUCUGAAUAUCUGAACUCACCCGUAUCUCAUCCUUUAAUUGUCCAUUUCUCCAGGUCAGGGCUGGGCAACUUUUCUGGCUCAUGGGCAAGAUCUUUAUCUGGUCCUACCCCCUUGGGCUAACAUGACUACCCACCUGUCAAUCACAUGGUGUCAUUCUGUGACAUGUGCUUGGCAGAUGGGUUGUCCCACCCACUUACAUUUCAAAAUCCCUCAUGCACUGUUUUCCUGCUCAAAUAUGAAAAACAAAUAUAUUUUGCUAUUGCAAGCCAUUUCAGCCUAAGUAGCACUUUUGAUCCCAGCCUUAAUCAUAUGUUUCCAUUGACAGUUUCAUUGAUGCUAAUGGGAGCUUCUCCCCAGGUAAAUAGUGGGCAUGGGGAGAUUUGGAUUUGAACUGCAGUGAGGGGCAAAAGGUAGAAGCCUGUCUACCCUCCUCCUCAGCCAGGGUUCCAGUGCAGGCCAUUAGUAAAAGAAAAGUCCUGCACUCAGGGGCAAAGCAUGUGAUUGACCUCACAUGUAGCUUGGCCCUUGGUUUUCAUAUAAUUUUUGUUUUCAGGUGAGCUGGAGAUGGUCAUUGAAUGGGUGCCAGAAGUUGAGCUAAGGGUAGGAACCAAACCAGGGGUGCUGAGCUAAUGGUUUGGGACCAGGAAACAAGCAGAGAGCAAUGAAAGACCUAUCAUUUCCUAGGCAAAGUUCCAGCCUUAACAUGAAGUCUUUAUAGCCUUUCUUGUAGAGGAUAGUCAGUGGCUGGCCUGGGAGAACAUGGAGUUAUACCAGGGGUAGGCAACCUAAGGCCUGGGGGCCAGAUGCAGCCCAAUCGCUUUCUCAAUCUGGCCCACGGUCAGUCCAGGAAUCAGCGUGUUUUUACAUGAGUAGAAUGCGUCCUUUUAUUUAAAAUGCAUCUCUGGGUUAUUUGUGGGCCAUAGGAAUUCGUUCAUUCCCCCCCCCCCAAAUAUAGUCCGGCCCCCCACAAGGUCUGAGGGACAGUGGACCGGCCCACGGCUGAAAAAGAUUGCUGACCCAUGAUUUAUACAGUCAGUGGGGACAUUUUUUUCCGACUGGGAAUAGAAAGAGCAGGGCAGAAACAAUUCUGACUAGGAAUCAAAACCGAGUCAAAGGGUCUAAGCUCUUCCCCAUGCCAUUUUCCUGCUUUGGCUCCCCCACCCCACCUCACAAGCUAUUUUCAAAAGGAAAACCAGUCAUGCAAGUGCAAACCAUAGGAAUAGAUAUAAUUUGGCCUUAAGUUGUUUAGAAAUAACCUCAGUGACAUCAGGCUGGUCGGUCUUGGCCAAAUGUCUUGCUCUCUAUUGAAGUUAGAGAACUUCAGUUACAAAUAGGUGUGUUUCUAUUCCUCUAACCAAAUUAAUGUACAAUUGCCAAGGUUUCCUCUCCUUGUUUAAAUUUCUCCCAUAAAAUUCCACAGCUUUCGAUUCGCGCUCAGCUUGGUGCAGCAGCAGAGAGCUUAUUAAAGAAAGGAAAAAGCAUUCCAGAUGAAUUGCUAGUUGGCAUCAUGGUGGAGGCUAUUAGGUAUGGAAUAGAUGACUCUGCAUGACUCUAUUUGAAUGUGGUUAAAUGUGUCUGUUGUUAGGGUCAGGCUUUGCCAUCAUUACGAUAAAGAGUAAAUUGCUCUGGUAAUAACCACUCAUUAAAAUAAUUUGAGCCUAUUUCUAGAGGGAGAUGCUAUUCAUCGCCCCAGGAAGAGCAACCUUAUUUGCCAUGCACAUAUAGAUCAGAAAGCAUUACAGUUAAUGCUCACUGAAUAGCUUUCAUCUUUCCCCAUUCCCCUUAAAAGAAAAGGUAGGAGCAUGUAUCCAUGAAAAAUUCUACAUGAUUUUAAGCAGACCUGAAAUACUUGGUGUAAAUACCAGGGAAGGGUCCAUUGUAUUAUAAUCCAUGCAGUUUAUAAUUUUUUCUUGAUUUUCUCUGGGGGUUUCUCUUGUCUAUUUAGACGGGGGGGUGGGUUCUGUGAAGAGGCGUCAGGGCAUUGCAGACACCACAGCCAGUGAUUUUGGGAGAAGCUAGAUUUAUUAGACUUUUAUUCCUAUGUUAUUUUUAUUUUCUGAUAGGCAAAAGCUGUAGUCGAGCCUAUCUUGUGGAGUCUUUUUAGCACAGAGAUGCACAAUUUGUCACCCACAAAGACAAAUGCAAUCCUUCAGCCCAAUAUUGCAGCCUUCUAGGUGCCUGACAACACCCCUAGGUGCUUGCCAUCCCUGGUAAGCAACCAGAGCAGAAGGUUUACUGAGUACCUAGAGGGAUCCGUUCACCUUUGCAGAUCACAAGUUGUACAGGUACAAGACCUUUAAAUACCCCCUUUCAGUUUCUUGUACCUGUACAAUGAAGCCAAUGUGCUUUAUAUACGUUCAGUGGUUAAUUAUUAGUGCUCUUGGAGAAGCUAUGUCAUGGAAUCAUAGAGCUUGAAAGAACCAUGCUAGCCGGAGUAUGUAAUGGGUUAAAAAGGCAUUCUGAAAAGCAGUCAUGAGAGGUUGCUAGUGGGUGUUGGUGGUAAGAGGCUGCUUAACCACCACCCCUGCCUCCAGCUUCUAGUCUACCUGCAAGGUGUGCAAUGUCCAUAUGGGGAUGGUCUAUUUGUAACCCUAGUAACACCCCUUUUCAGGGAACAGGCUAUAGCGUAGCCUUACUUCAUUUGGGUUUAAUGGUCAUGUUUCUAAGGAAUACGAAGUAUAAAAUGUUAUAGCCAAUGGACUACAGUAAAAAUAGCCUUUGCCACCUUCUCAUGUUCAAUUCCCUCACUUGGUGUGAGACACAAGAAUAUGUUUUCAUCAUCUUGUGAAUGUAACUGAAGUGUAUAGUUGAUUGUACUCUUCAGUUAUCUUGGCCUGGUGAAGAAACACCUGCUGACCAUGCUGUGCAUGGGGAGCACAAGCCAUGGGCAGGCACCCUCGUUUGGGCUAGUUGGGCCAAGAAUCGGACCUGAAAGAAGGCAGUUUUCUAUGCACGAGAUUGCGGAAUCAGUUUAAUCUCCUCUGCCUUUGUAUGUAUACCAGCCAUUCAAAAGACUUUGCUAGAUUAGAUUUCUUCUAAUCUAUUAGACUCCCAGAAAGAGAAAUUUGGACUAGCACUACAAAUGUGGCAAUGCUGAGUCGACAAAGAAGUUGAUUUGGGUGUGUGGCAUCUGUGUUCAUGGAAUGAAAUUCAGUUCAGGAGACCACCCAGCAGAAAACAGUAGUCUUUCCAUGUGGUUUGUUUUUAGCCUUGGCUCAGCUGAAAUGUUCUUUCUCCUCCCCCCACUUUUUCUUUUCAGACAUCUUUAUUUCAGUCUAUAUUCUUCUAGAACUCUUUUGAAAUAUUUAAAUCUGCCUCUUUUAGGAUCUAAUAGAGUUUGAAAGAACCAUGCUAGCCGGAGUAUGUAAUGGCAGAGGAAAAUUAUUUGAGUGCUGGAACAAUGGUUAAAAUCUUCCGAAUGUGCUUAAGGUUGGUUCUGCUUUUCCUUUAGCCGACUGCCACCAGAAAGCGGCUGGAUCUUGGAUGGAUUUCCGAUGACACUGAACCAGGCCAAACUGCUUGAAAAGGCACUGACAAGGCGAGAUCCUGACCAGACAGAAGCAAUGGCUAAAAACUUUAAACCUGUGUUGGUUCCAGAUCCAUCAGCUCUAAAAGAGCCACCUGUGCACCCACCUGCUCUUGACUUUGCUAUGUUGCUUGAAGUUUCAGACGACACUGUGCUGAACCGGGUGGCAUUUGUCAAGCGUAAGUUUAAAGUUCAAUGCAUGCGAUUAAGGCACAAACCCGUACUGACAGAUUCACAUAACUGUGUUAAUUGCUACUAUUGCACAAUGGCCUAUUGCCUGUGGAUUUGUGGUUACGGCUUUGUCUGUAGAUUUGUGGCUGAAGACAGGAGAUGGCACAUCCAUGGCAUUAGAUAUUCAUAUGGAUCAACCAAGACCCUCACCAAUUUUCAAGUCAUCUGUGUGCACUGGCGGAGGAAGGGGGGUGCGGUAAGUGCAGCCCGCAUCAGGUGUCACCCGGGGGGGUGACAUCACUGUGUCACCCCCCUGGAAUGCUUGCCUCAGGCAGCACCCCCCUGGGACGCUAGCUCCGCCCCCGGGUGCACAACAUCUGCGCCGCUCCAGGUGCUGCAGCAGCUAGCUCCUCCUCUAUCUGUGGGGUGUGCACGGGAAGUUUGUGAACCACUGGAACAGACAGCAAAUGCACUCCAAAAAUCUUACCUCCCAGUGGGACCUGUAACAAAUGUUGCAGUAUAUCCUCAUAUCUCAAAAAGAGUGUCCUGUUCAUUGUGCCAGCCAGCCAUGCAUUCUUUCAAUACACUCAAUUUUACCCCACCUAGGCUCUCCCCCCGCAUUACACAGCUGGAACAUAAUCCAGGGGACAGCAAGGUUUACCUUGCCUGGGCCAGAUCGGUUCUGCGGAGAUCCUUCGCGCCCACGAUUUUCGGUGUCUGCGCAGAUGCGAUUUCCGGCACCGUGGAAGCAAGUCCCUGCACCGGUUUAGCACAGUGUGCCGGGACUUGCUGAACGGGCAGCUAAGUUCUGGGACAGCUUGUGGGCCGGUUAAAUGGCCUCUGUGGGCUGACCCCUGACAUAAUCCAUUCUAACAGUCACAUCUGUUGCACCCACUUUUGUCUCUGGCCUCACCCACCACUGCUUGUGGGAUGUUGCUUACAAGGGAAUGUUGCCCUUGAGGUGAAUAAGGUUCCUCGUUCCUGCCUUAGGCUUUCUUUCUUUCUUUCUUUCUCUCUCUCUCUCUCUCUCUCUCUCUGCUCUUUUGUGAACACUGGUGUGUGUGUCCCCGUCCCCCCCCCGCGCAGCAUGCCAAUACUUUGCUCAUCAACAUUCCUCAGUGGGCUAGUUUUGUCUGAAAAAGUUUCCCCACUCUUGACUUAAACCAUGUACUAUCAAUGCAUUCUCCCUGGAAAUUUCCUUCACAAAAUUGUUAUUUUUUAUAUAUUUUGCUGAACAGCUGACUCCCAUCAGGGCAGGCUAGGAGAAGGUGAUCAAGUUUCAGAAGUUCAAUUCCAUGACGCAGAAAAAGAUGAUUCUGUGAGGAGCCAGAUGCAGCACAGGUGAGUCAGUUACAGUCAAUAUGAGAGUCCUGUCAGAUUUAGACUAAAGGUCCAUGUAGUGUAACAUCCUGUUCUCACAGCUGCCAACUAGAGACCUGUGGGAAGCCUGCAAGCAGGACCUAAGUGCUGUAGGAUCUCCUCAGUUAUGAGUCUCCUCAACUGGUAUACUGAGGCAUAUUUCCUUAGACUCUAGUGGUGGAGCAUAGCCCUAUCCUCCACAAAUUUAUACAGUCUUUUAAAGCCACCUAAGAUAAUGGCCAUCACCAUGGGAGUGGAUCCUAUAGUUCAGAGGUAGUCAACAUGGUGCCCUUCAUAUGUUGUUGGACCACAGCUCCCAUCAAUGCUAGUCAGCUCUUGUCCUUAUGGCCAGUAGCCACAAAUUAUGGGAAUUCUAGUCUGAAAACUUCUAUAAGGCACCACAGUGACUCUCCCUGCCAUUAUUUAACUGUGUUGUGUUGAAGUAGUACUUACGUUUGCCUGUCCCAAAUUGUCCAGUAUUCAGCUUCAUUGCAUGGUCCUAGGUUCUACUUUCUCCACGGAAUACGUAAUCCACCCUCGCCACCUGGCCCUUCUCCCAAACUUGCCCGGCUGCUUAAAUUGUGUGUUAUUUUGGCUUGACACUUUGCCUCCUCUCUUGCCCAUGGAACAAAAUGAGUAAACAGCCCCUGUGUGGUAUAGUGAGCAAAGUAUCAGACUAGGACUAGAGAGAACCAGCUUGAAGUCCACUCUCAGCCAUGAAGCUCCCAGACUUUAGGCAGAGAAAUUGUACUUGGCCCAACUUCCUGGAUGAACAUCAGAAUCCACAGAACUAGUAGAUAAAUGCCAAAUGAGGAAUCUGAUAAUAUGCCAUUCCACCAGUGUUUUAGGGACAUUCUGCUGGAACUAUCAAUAGGCAUUAAGUCAUUAUUAUUUUUUUAUUUAUUUUGGGAUUUUGAAAGCUUCUCUAAUACCUGAUUUGUGUGUGAUUCUGAUUUCACAGAAUUAUAGGUUUCCUGGAGACAUGGCCCAAGCUAGAAAACUGGUAUUCUGAGCAGCAAAAUAUAUUGAUAAAGGUCAAUGCAGAGACAGAGGAGAAUCUUAUGUGUCAAAGGGUAAAAGAAAUUAUAACGGAAGAAAUUGUUAAAAUCCAAAAUAAAAGUAAGUAAUGCUAUUCCCGCGCUUAUAUGAAUGUUUACAAAUACAAAUAUGUACAUAUUUAAAGGGCUUUCAAUAAUCUGACUGAAUUUUUUCAUGUAAUGGGAUAAAGAAAUAGUCCACAGUGUGGCAAUGAAUACCCUUCCCUCAUAUCUUUACUUCCCCAGACCUUUGGGCUGUAACUAGCUGGGGGCAAAGAAGAAAUUCAAAUCAGUUUUCAUUUAAAGGCAAGCCCACCUAAUUUGCUGUUUCUGAAACAACAAGUGAACUGAAACACAGCCAUUUUUCUCUGAAUUUUGCACCACAGUUUGCCAAGCAAUAUACACAAAAAUGCAUAUACUAGGAUGGAUUGCUUUGCCAAAAUUAUUAAGCAAAAUUGCGUACAAAAAUGUAUACAUUAGGAGAAAUUCACUUACAGAAUUUCAUGAGGACUUUAAAAAAAAUGCAAAUUGAUGCAGAAAUUUGGAGAAUUUAACUUAAGAUUAGAAGAAUGAGAAGUUAAGAAGAACUGAAAUUGAAAGAUUCAUCCAUCCCUAUAAAUAGUUCAUAAUUUGAUUUAAGCAAGGUGUACCAAGAUGAUUGAUUGAUUGAUUGAUUGAUUGAUUAAAAAGUGUUAAAUACACAAUACCCAUGCAGCAGGGAAAAUCAGCUGGCUAUUCACACACCAUUUCCCCCUCACCAAAGGCAUGAAUAAACAAGGGUGCUUUUAAAUGUUGGUGGAAGGAUGUCAGUGCUGCAGACAAGCACAACUCCAUCAAGAGGGAGUUCCAUGAAGCCACCACAAAGAAGGCCGCGUCUUCUGUUACCACUGCAAAUGGAGCAAUGCUCCCCAUCCCCCGUAUCUUAAAACUCAAGCCAUCGGGUAUUAGGGGAGGGGCUCUUGCAGGUAACUGUACCUCAAGCCACUCAGGGCUUUUAGUAUUAACCCCCAAAACUUGAAUUGCCAGAGAUCUCACAAUGCAUUCGGAUUCAGUGUGACGCGAUCCCACUCUGUUGCCCUGCUUAAUGAAUGGGCGGCUGCAUUCCAGACCAUCUUCAAGGGCAGCCCUGUGGUGGAGUGCAUUGCAGUAAUCCAGCAGUGAGCAAAUCCUUGGAGUUUAUGCAUUGUAUCCAUUGUCUGGGACAUCCUGGGGAGUAACUUUCUCAAGUUGCGUACCAGCAAUGUGGCAGAGAGAUAAUGAUGUACGGGUUUGUUGUUGAUUUGUAUGUGUUUUGCUGCUGAAGGAAAAGAAGAGGAAAAGAGAGAAGCUGAAAGACUGCAAGCACUAGAAGCUGCCAAGCCUUUGCCACAAGAAGAGGUUCCAGCAGUCUCGGUAGAAAAGGUGGAGGAACCUGCCCCUGCUCCCUCUCCAGAAGUGCUGGAGCCGCCACCUGCGGCACCUAAAGGUUGGUGGUGAAUCAUAUAAAUACACUGUAAAUCAAUCAUGAAUUCAGGAACCGUAAAAUGAGCUGAGAACUCUUUUUUUUUUUUUAAAGUGACAAACUGCAACUUCUCUCUUUAUUUGCACACAUGCAAAAGAAAUUCUGCUGGUCUUUUCUGCAAAUUCCUCAGCUAUUUAGCCUACAGAAUAACUUCCUUUCAGUUUGAAUUUCACUCCAGGGGCAACAUAGGGGUGUGGAAACCCUUUCUGAGGUAUUUCACCCCUCGUUUUGAAACUAUUUGCCUCUGAAAUUCUGCCUGCUGCUAAAUUUGAAGCUCAUCUGGGAGCUCCUUCUUAAGCAAAAGACUGUGAAGGAUUUCAUGGCUGAUGAAAGUUUAGUGACUUCUACGUGAACUGAUGUAAUAUUUUACCUGUACCUUAUAGAUCAUGUGACUGGUCUGUUAAUAUAUUCUUGUAAGUGCAACAAACAGGCUCUAAAUGUCACAGAUAUAACAAGCACAGGUACAAAAUCUUAAGUCAUACUUGGAGUAGAAAUCAAUGAAUUUUCGGGAAAACCAAAAGAGAUUCUGUAAGUCUAGUGACGUUUAUUCUGCAAGUGUUUUACAUCGAUUUCAGCAGGUUUACUCUCAGCAUAAGUUAGUUGGGUAUCUCUUUCUAUAAUUAAGGUGAGGAAAAACAAGCAGUUCACAUGUAAGUAGCCAUUGGACCAAAUCCAUUUAAAUGACUUUCCCUGCUGUACCCAAGUGUAUGAUAUGCUUGAGUAUGGACAAUGUUUUUUGUGGCCUGUUAUGGCUGACACUUUCCUGGUCUCUUACUGUGACUAAGAGGUUUGGAGUGAGCUGCCAAGACAUUUUCUCCUCCCCCCUCAACCCCUGCCUUCUCUUGUGCCUCUUCCCACUGGCCUUCCCUACCCCCGCCCCCACCCCAACAGCCUUAGGGGAAGGUGUGAUUUUGUGGGAAAUGCCUUCUCCAUUAUCAAGGGCGAAGGUUCUCCUGAGAACCUUUGGCUCAGCUCUAGGGCUACAUCUGCACCAGCCCUGACAAGAUUACCUCCUAACCAGGGUUUCCAAAUUAGCAUCAUGCUCUGCUUUCAGAACCCGGUUAUUGUUAACCCUUGUGAAAGUUGGGGCAGAUGUAACCCAUAGUUAAGUCAUUGUGGGAAGUUUCGGAGCAGAUGAUUGUGAAAGAGGCAAAGGUGCCCUUAAUCUCACAACCUGCUCCUGAUCUCAUAACCAUGUUUAGAGAUCUGGAGCGCUAAAUGUGAGCCAGAGCUGUGUGUUGAAACAGCUUCAUAUACACACACUUUCUCAAACACAUCAAAUUUCUGAAGUAGUGGCGGGGUAGGAGGAGAAAUGGUCUUAUAGAAGACUUGCAAAAGCCUUCUGAGCAUGCACAGACAUUCCAUUCUCAAAAGAAACUUUGGGGAGUGGAGUUUCAAAAUAAAGACCUGCAAUUUCCCAAGUUACCAAUGCAUGCUCUGAACAUGCUCAGAAGUCUUCACUUCAGAGUGAGGAACUCCUUAGGACUGGAGGAAGUUGGGGACACCUGUGGUCCUAUGGAAAAGGCCAUAACCCAGUGGUAGAGCAUCUCCUUUGUAUGCAGGAGAUCCCAGAUUGAAUCCCUGACAUCUGUAGCUAGGGUUGGGCAUGUCCCAUGCCAGAACCCCAGGAGUCAGUGUAGACAAUAAUGAGCUGGAUGGACUAGUUAGGAAGCUUCUUUUAUUCCUAUGUUCCUCCAUAUGCUGUUGGACUACAGCUCCCACCAUCCCUGGUCAUUUACCAUGUUGGCAGGGGCUGAUGGGAAUUGAGAGUUCAAUAGCAGCUGGCAAGCCACAUGUCCCUCCCCCCCCCACAGGUUUAGGAUUAACAGCCAUUGGGUUAACCUGGGGUGGGGACUAUAGCUUUCUAUUCCUCUUGCUCAAUGAGGAAUAGGGGGAGGAGAGAGAAAGCCACACUUUUUAGAGUUCACAUGUGCUGAAGUAGCUUAGAAGCAGCCUUCAACCUUAGCUUCAGUGGCUGCUGUCCCUCCGCCGCCGCCGCCACCACCCUCCUGCAGUUUGUAAAAGUGUGAAAAGCAGACAGUGGGAGGGAAGCAGGCAGGUGAGAGAAGCUGAGCAUCACAAGCGAAGGUGAAAUUUGAAGUUGGUCUUGGCUCAUAAUGGCUAGCAUCGUGUUUUCAAAGCCAGAGCAUGGGGGUUUCCACAUCCAAACAAACCCCUCUCCCAUCCCUCUCCACCCCUGCAUAGAAGUGUGGUUCUGCACUGACGUGGCUCAGUUACCAUGUGCCAGAAUGUUUGUCUGAUACAUAUGGAAUUUCUCUACAGAGUCCCCCCCAGGAGAGUCACCUAAGAAGGGUAAAAAAGGAAAGAAAGAUAAAGGAGACAAAGGAAAAGAAGGUAAACCAGGUAAAGUAUGGGUUUAUUUAAUUUUUACAGCACUGUUUUGCUGACAGCCACAAAAGACGGCUGCUUUCACUUUCACUUUCUCCUCUUCCUCCAAAAGCAUCUUGGCAAGUUUUGAUUAGGCAGGGGAAACAUUUUGGUUGGCAAAGGGAAGAGGAAGACAUUCUCAAGCCUGAAGCCUGACCUGAAUGAUAAAUAAUAUACUCAUAAAAUGUCCGUCAAUCAAAGGCAUUCAGGGAAAUCAACCAACGUUUGUUACUCACAACUUAUUAAAGUAUUCCUAGGUAAAAUACUUUCCCACAUGUUAACGGUGCGUUUAUAUUUAAGGCACUCCACGAGGGAAAGAGAAAGGGAAGACCGCUCCAGCUUCAGCUGAAGAUGUACCGCCUCCCCCUCCUGUAGAGCUACCUCGAAUUAAACCAGGAUCAGAUGAAUGGGUUUACGUUGAUGAACCACUUCCUCAAGUACGGCAGUCCAAAAUCAGCAUUACAUUAUGGUGGUCUUCCUUCCUUCCUUCCCCACCCUCACCUUUGCCUUGAUGUUUUGAAUGGCUUCCAAUGCCAUGGUAAACAUAAAAUGGAAAAGGUGUUUGUUUUUUUUGCAAAACUGGUUGGCCAAUUCUUGAGAUAGGGAGAGUCGUAUGCAUUGCAGCCUCCCCAUAGGUCGCUGUAGAAGGCAAGAAAAGUCUUAAAGCGAAGUUAUUGGGUUGGAUUUAAUGUCAUGCUACAACAGAUAUUCUGUCAGCAUAAACAUUUCAGCUUGUCAGAUGGAACGAUUCUCCUUUCCUCCCCCUGUGUGCUUUUCUGGGGUUUCUCCUGGCUCCCCCUGGGCCAAUUUGGGGAGGGGCAGAUAAAGCCCCAUUGCACAAGAUGAGGCUUGUUAGAUGAAUCCCAUCCAUGGUGGUUAAGGAUUUGAGUUAGGAGGAGGAAUUUUAAAAGUGCAAAAUAAGUAAAAGGAUUGUUAUUAGUAUCCUCCUGCCCAAUUUCCAAGGCGUUUAGUCAUAUAUCCUCCAUAACACCAUUUGAGAUAGUUUACUGAAAGACAGAAAUUGGCUCAAGGCCACCCAGUGAGCUUGGAGAUUUGAAAUGAGGGCGUUCCCUUUCCAUUCGUAAUAAUUUGCCUAUAGCAUGACACUGGCUCUUGCCAAGAAGGUGGCUGUGUCAAGCAUAGUAUCAGCAAUGACAUGGCAAGAAGGCAUGGAAGUUGAGGUAAGAGAAGAAAAUAAAAUAAAAAGGUAGAAUUAUUAUUAUUAUUAUUAUUAUUAUUAUUAUUAUUAUUUAUUUGUACCCCGCCCAUCUGGCUGGGUUUCCCCAGCCACUCUGGGUGGCUUCCAUGGAAACCAAAAUACACUAAAAUAUCACAGAUUAAAAACUUCCCUGAACAGGGCUGCCUUAAGAUGUCUUCUGAAUGUCAGGUAGUUAUUUAUCGCUUUCACAUCUGAUGGGAGGGCGUUCCACAGGGCGGGCGCCACUACCGAGAAGGCCCUCUGCCUGGUUCCCUGUAGCUUUGCUUCUCGCAAUGAGGGAACCGCCAGAAGGCCCUCGGUGUUGGACCUCAGCGUCCGGGCAGAACGAUGGGGGUGGAGACGCUCCUUCAAUAACUUAUGGUGCAAUAACUUAAUAUACCCCCUUCCUGACAGCAUUUUAGUUAGGCAGCCCAUUGGUCGGCACAUAAAACCAAUGUCUUUUAAAACUUAACAGGAGGUGCCUGAAUUUUUAGUUCCUUAUUGGGAAACGGUGGAGAAAACCUAUAAGAAUAACAUCAAAGCCACACUUCGAUGCCUCAGAGGUGAACAGCAUGUCAUCAUUCAUUAUCUGUCACAUGCUAGGUAAGCCAAGGGGAUUUUAUGACUCAAUGAUAUGCACUGUUCCUGCCACCAUCUUUCAUUUGUUGAACCUUUGGCUUCUUCUCAUUUUGUUGUGCACAGAAAUCAUUUCAGGGAAUUCUUAACACGCCCCGACCACAAACAGGAGUUUGUGACUCAGUGGCAAGCCGAUUAUAACUCAGUGGCUGAUGACCUGUGGGAAGACGAUGAAACGAAAGAAGAGCUGCAUCAAAGGGUUACUGUAAGUGGCAUCUGAAAGUGUUGGAAAGUGUUGGAGAGCCAGUUUGGUGUAGUGGGUAAGAGCGGUAGUCUCGUAAUCUGGUGAACCGGGUUCGCGUCUCCGCUCCUCCACAUGCAGCUGCUGGGUGACCUUGGGCUAGUCACACUUCUUUGAAGUCUCUCAGCCCCACUCAUCUCACAGAGUGUUUGUUGUGGGGGAGGAAGGGAAAGGAGAGUGUUAGCCGCUUUGAGACUCCUUCGGGUAGUGAUAAAGCGGGAUAUCAAAUCCAAACUCUUCUUCUUCUUCUUCUUCUUCUUCUUGGAUCAUUUGCUGAGCUUUGUCGAUCUGGAUCUUGCCCUGGAGUAAACAAGAAUGCAAAGAAAAUAGACUGCAAUUCUCAAGGGCCUAACUCUUGAAGUCUCUAGUGUUUUAUCGGAUAGAGAGCAGGCAAAUCUGUCAAUUUUGAUUUUGCUCAGUUUCUCACCUUCCCAAUCUGAAUUUCAAUCAGACACAUUUCUGCAUCAGUUUCUUUUUUUGAGGAUUGUAAAAACCAGUUAGCAAGCAUUUUAGUGUGUAUUUCCUCUAAUGCAUCCAUUUUCGUAUGCAAUUUUGCCGAAUACUGUAAUGCAUUAAUAUUAUAAUUAUUAUAAUGCACUGUACAUUAACUUUAUUAAUAUAUGCAUUUUUAUGUAUACUUUCCCCACAAUAUACACAUUUUUGGAGGCUUCUUUUUGCCUGGAAAACUGCAUGUGAAUAUCAAAGAAUAGCUGCUUUUGGGUUCACAUACUGCUUUAGAUGCCUGGGAAAGGUGUCCUGCAGUCAGAGGAGCACUGCGGCUCUCCAGUAGGAAGAGGAAAUAUUUGAGCCUCGUCUCCUGACUUUGGUGUGAUAUAUCUGGUAUGCCUGUACACUGGGAUGGAGAACCUGUUGGGCUCCAGCUCCCAUCAGCCCCAGCCAGCAUGGAGAAUGGUCAGAGAUGAUGGGAGUUGUAGUCCAAUAUCUGGAGGGUCACAGGUUUCCCACUCUUGCUGUGCACCUUUUGCCAAAGACCUACAGAGUCUGCAUGCAUAGAUGCAAAAGUUCUUGUGGCACAAGAGCAAAUGCCAUUUUCAGUAUACUUUUUGAAAUUUUACUUGGCUGUGUCAUUUCCAUCAGUGCAUUUUUGCUGUUUCCAAGACAGGCAUGAAAUCGUCACGUCAGAUGAUUAGACGUUAGAUGCAUGAGAUCUUACAUUGCAAUACUGAGGAAGUGUGAGACUUUAACUUGAAAUUAAGUAGCAAGAGAAUCGGGACUAGAAAUCCAUCCCUACCACAUGACAUACCCAAAGCUUAUCUCCAAAGGCACAUAGCUAAUGUGGCUGCUGACCACAACACCUGUUUAAGUUACUGGGAAGAGAAAUUUAUGGUAUCCUCUUCUAUGGCAGCUUAGUGACUCAGGCAAUAGAGUAAUGGAAAACUGAGUGGCUUAAAAGGAGUAAAACCUGAAGCUUGGUUUGGUUCAGGGGGAUAUUUUUGCUUAUUGUGGUAGAAGGCACCUGCUUUUUCUUAAGAAAAAAAAAAUUCUCAGCCCUCAUUCAUAAACCACUGAGAUGAAAGCCAUUAAGAUAAAAGUCACAUCCAUCAAUAUCUGAAUGGGAAACUAAGUUAUACAAAUGUGCAGUGAUAUGAAAAUUUACAGGCUACAUGUUUAUGAAAGGAGACAACAGUAUAAUAAUCUUAUUCCAAACUGGCAUAGCUUUAUUAUUUACUGAGAAAGUUCCUGUUUUAAGACACGUUUCCUAUACUUCGCAACAAACUGCCAUAGUAAUGUCACUAUUUAUGGCAAGUGUGGGAAGCCUUUGGCCCUCCAGAUGUUGCUAAACUACAACUCCCACCACCCCUGACCAUUGGCCAUGCUUGCUGGGGCUGAUGGGAGUUGUAGUUCAGCAACAUCUGGAAGGCCAAAGACUCCCCACGACAACACCUGGAGGAGGAGGAGGAGGAGAAGAAGAGUUUGGAUUUGAUAUCCCGCUUUAUCACUACCCAAAGGAGUCUCAAAGCGGCUAACAUUCUCCUUUCCCUUCCUCCCCCACAACAAACACUCUGUGAGGUGAGUGGGGCGGAGAGACUUCAAAGAAGUGUGACUAGCGCAGGGUCACCCAGCAGCUGCAUGUGGAGGAGCGGAGACACGAACCCAGUUCACCAGAUUACGAGUCUACCGCUCCUAACCACUACACCACACUGGCUCUCACUGGGCUAUUGGCUAACCCUGGUGUGGGGCCUCAUUUAGAGACUGAUGUGUGAACUGGAACUAAAUAUCAAACAUGCACUUAACUGUCGUUUUUAUUUCUGUUGUGUUUUGGCAAAGCAUUUUUGAUGUUUUGGUACUUUUCACUUUUCAUCUUUUCAGGACCUAAGAGAUCGUCUGUGGGAUAUCUGUGAAAACAGGAGGGAUGAAGCUGAGCAAGAGCGCAAUGAUAUCAUGAGCGAUGGCUGGCUGCCAGACCGAUUGGCACUUCUGAUGAACCACAUCUUUUCACUUAUGCAGGUCUAGCAAUAUUAUGUUGUUGGUGUAUUUUUUUUAAUAGUCUAAAUGGGGGAGGGGCUGGCUUUUACACUGAUGUGUGUUUUGAGCCCUUGACUGAAGCUAUAACCUAACUAGGCCAUUAGCAAAACAUAUUUAGCUACUCUAUGGCUACAAGCAGCAUCCUCUGCUGUGCAAAUUGAAAAGUUAAGGUCUGGUAAGCUGCUCAUUGCUUGUAUUCUCAUUGUGCUGUUGGAUCCAGAUGUAGCUGCACACAUAGGGAUGUAAGAAGGCAUCUUCUCCCAUUCUGCCUGUGUUUGUCACAUGCAGCAUCGUUUCCAUUCAUCUGCAGUUUGUCUUCCUCCAAAACCUAUGUUAUUUGUCUCACUGUCCACUGUAGCAAAACAUUACUACCUUCUUCCACCCCAUUCAUUUUAGUGCAAAAGUGGGGCAAAUGCAAUCAGUUAGGUAUUGUUUGGGGACUGAAAGCAACAACAGUGGCAAAUACCAAUUGCAUUCACUGGAUUGGUUUCCUUUCUGGACAUGGGAUGCGAACACCAGCAAUUUCCAAUCCUGUUUCUGCUUUCAUCAGAAUUCCCCAGCAUUUGUAUUCAUGCAUCAGUGUUUAUGCAGCUUGAGACUGGUUUGUUUGUUUAACAAAAUUUGUGUUGCACUUAUAAGUUUAUAAGUCUCCGAGCAGUUUACAAAAAAAAAAAAAGGUUGGGAAAUGAAAUUCAGAUCAUCAUUGCUGUGCAAAUCAGCAUGCAUUCCAGAAUUCAUUCUAUGUAGUGCAAGGCCAAACUGGUUGCUGGUUCGUAGCUUUUGGCUCAGUUCUUUCUCAUUUUGCUUCUGCCUUCCUUUGCUCUGCCCUUGUCUUGCUUUUGCUUCACUUUGUCUAGCCUAGCCUUGAUCCCAGGACUUGACCCUCUGCCUUGGCAGUAGACGGAUCUGACAUAGAGCUAAAGAGCACGAGGCCUAAACCUUUGACCUGGUGUGCUUUUCUUCACAAUUGGAUAGCAACACUCAUGUUGAUUGGUUUGGGGUUCCCCCCUCCCGACACACACACCUUUGAGACUGUGGCUUUGUGAAUUUUCCCAUGAAAACACAGCACCGUUUUUGCUUUUCAGUUAUAUAUUUAGAGGCUUCUGUUCUAAUAAUAAAUCAAAAGUAUGACAGGUGCAUAAUGCUUCUUGCCUGCACUUUGAAGGAAGAGAUGCUCUGAACUUGCCAAAAUCCGCCUGGCACUACUGCUCAUUUAAGCAUAUUUAUAGACUGAAAGUAAGGAGUUUGCAUAAAUGUGACGUAGGGCCAAAGCAGACAUUACAUGGCCACCAUUCACAUGUGAGACCCAUUUGCAUAAAAAGCAGGAAAAAUAACAUAUUGGGAAAGGGAGCUGAACCCACUCGCUGUGCUUUAUCUCAACGGCUCUACGUCCUCCUCCAUUUCCAGCUGUGUAUCAGAAAUAAACAAGGAAGGGAGAAAAAGUGGAGCAACAGGGAACAUAAAACAUAGGAGGAAGAAGGGUUCAGCACCUCCCAUUUGCCCUGCUUUUACAAGCAGAUCCACCUCCUGCUUUAUAUGUGAAUGGGACAGACACAUAUGUGAAUGGGCCAGUAUCACAUUUAUAUGUGGGGAAGAUCAUAGCUCAGUGGUAGAGCGUCUGCUUUGCAUGCAGAAGGUCCUAGGUUCAAUCCCCAGCAUCUCCAGUUAAGACUGGGAGGGAACCCUGCCUGAAUUCCUGGAGAGCCACUGUUAGUGUAGACAGUACUGAGAUAGAUGGACCAAUGGUCAACUCAGCAUAAGGCAGCUUCCUAUAUUCCUCUGUGUGAAUGGGCCAGCAUGGCACAUCGUUUGGCCCUCUUUUUUCUGAGCAGAAGAGUGACUUCUAGGGACAUCCUUUGCUACCUGUCCCUUAACCUGAGGUAAGAGAAUGGGAGCAGGCCAACGGAUUGCACAUGCUCUCCCCUUUCGCAUUCAGAUUUGCCUCCCCACCCUCUGCUAAGUUCCAAUCAUGGCUAGUCAUUAGGUUUCCCCCAUGCCAAACUUGAUUAGCACAAACUAGGGUUCGUUCCUCACCAGGGUUUGAAGGUGGCUGCAAGUGGGGUUAGUAGCAAACCCUGGUUAGCAGUAACCCUGGUUAAAGUCAGUGCACAACAAGGCAUGUUUUAGAUUGAUGGUGGGGAGAAUUAACAUGGGAGAUGAGAAGCAAAGGGAUAGGGAUAGGAGAGUACAGUCUUUUGGAGAAACCCUCAACCACAGUUUCCAAAAGUUCCUCAAGUUUCUGGAGGAAGGAAUGCAACAGUUACAACUGUAUAGUUCUGGUAUGGGUAGCAUAAUGAAGGACUUUCUUGGUUGUUGUUAAAGAGAACAUUAGGAUUAUUUGGUUCAAGAUAGAGAAGGAAAAGCAAUACCCCCAUAUCUCUUCCUCAAAUUUUCCCCAUAAAAUCCAGUUCUGAAAAAACAUAUAAUGGGAUAUCAUUGCAUCACAUAACACUUUGAAGUUACAAGUGAAAGGGUGGAAAUAUGUGGCUGCUGCACAGUCAUGGUUUGUCCUCAGUUGUGUCUUUAGUAUGCUUGGUCCUAAAAUUGUUUAAAUAUUGGGUCCCUUUUUAAAGUCUAUUCCCCCUCCCCCCGCUAUAGCAUUUUGAUGUUUUGGGAACUGCUUUGUGAAUUAUCCAUGGAGAUAAGGUGUCAGGAAAUACUUGAAUAAUUUCUUGUUUUGUUUUCCUGGCAUAUCAUGAAGAAUGAACUGGACCGUUUCCAGGAUACCAAGAGGCUUUUGCAUGACUACUAUAGAGGGAUGGAAGGCAAAAUCCCAACGGAGACCAGCAAUGAGUUCGCCAGAAUACCUUUGAUAGAUCUAACUGAUAAAGAACAACCCAUGGAAGAGGCCAAGACUAGAAUGUACAUUUAAAAUUGUGGUAUUGUAAUAAUCACUGGAUGUGGGGGGAGGAGAGAGGAAGGGAGAAUAUAACUGAUUUGGGAAUAGAGUAAGCUAUGCGCAUGAAUGGGGAAGUGUAAAUAGUCAACAGUAGUCAACCCCACACCUCGCAUUCAAAAGAUUCCAGGUUUAAUCUCUGGCAUUUCCAGUUGCAAAAAGGGAUCUUAGAUAGCAGAUAUUGGUAAAUACUUCUGGUCAAGACCUUGGAACUCUGUUGCUACUGGUCAGAGCAAGCAACAGUGGGCUAGAUGGACCAUUGGUCUGAUCUUGUGUAAAGUGGCUUCUUAUGUUCCGAUAGUACACCUGUGAGAAGAAUUCAAGGUGACAGCUUUAGGUAUUAUGGUUGCAGUGAAGUAAAUAGUUACACUCUUCGUGUAAUCAACAUAACUGUGAAUUCAUGAGAAUUAAAAGUCUAGAGAGAGGGCAGGCGCAUGCAUCCUAUACUUACCCUCUCCACCUAUCAUGGAUUAUAUGCACACUACACACUCAUGCACAAUGCAGUGAGGUGUGUGCACAUUCACAAACACACAAAAUACCUAUGCUUUGCUCCUGGACACUCACCGGGUUGCUAAAGUGCAAAUUCAAACCCGGAUUAGAUCACCAAAUGAACACAGGUACUUGUGAAAAUGCUUGCAUAAAGACAGAAUACCAAGCAGACACCUUUUCCCUAAGCUCAGAUCUCUGUCCUUGCAAGGCAAGGGUCAUCACCCUCUUGCUGCCCUCUCUUUCCCCCAGUGGCUUGAGUUCCCUGGAAGGAGGGAUUAAUUAUUAUGCCACUCUGGGAACUGUAGCUUUGUGAGGGGCAUAGGGAGUCUCCUAAUACCUCUCAGCACCCUUACAGUUUCCAGGAUUCUUUGAGGGAAGCCAUGACUGUUUAACAUGGUAUAAAACUUCUUUAAAUGUAAGGUGCAGAUAUGGCCUAGGUUUUACAAGUGCCAUCAGGGAACGAGAGUAAGAUUUGGGUUCCUUCCCACCUCACCUUCAACAGUACAGGCAGGAUGUUGAGUGUAAACCUUACAUAGAUGAGUAUGGGUCAUAAGAAGAAAGGGAUAGAUAAUUUGGCAGGGACUUCACCCAUCUAUGUGCCUUGGUUUGUACUAAAUGUCCUACAUGCAGUGGGAGAAUGUUGAAACUUGAGGUUUGUCCCAUGCACCAUUUCUAUGCAGAACAUAAACAAGAGGCCUGCAUGGGAACCAGCUUGUAUUUUUUUAUAUGAGACCUUUAUAAUGAACAGAAAUAUUCUCUUGCAGAGCAAAUAUACAAGUUUAAGUUUUGAGAAAUGCAGAAGUAAAUCUGUUGCCUCUCUCUCUCUCUCUCUCUCUCUCUCUCUCUCUCUCUCUCUCUCUCUCUCUCAUUCUCUCUCUUUCUGUUUUAAGAAUUCCUCUGAGUGUUCACAGAGCUGCUUCUCCAGAACCAAAGGACAAGAUGAAAGCAAUUCCAGUCAAGAUCAAGGAUGAUGUGUUUUCUGAAAGCAUAAUCUUUAAUUUUGCCCCAGAAGAAAAACAGAUUACUGAGAUGUGGCACAAUAUUGUAGCCACAAUAUCCAACAUGGUAAGAAAAGCCACAAGUAUUAAAAGAGUUCAAACAGAGAUCUGGAUACAGCCAUUAAGAAUGUAAAAAGAGCUUGCUGGAUCAGGCCUGUAGGAAACCUGCACUCAGGAAAUUCUGCAAUUUCCAACAUUGGGCAUCCUGCCUCCGACCAUGGAGGCAAUUUGGAAGCAUCCCGAUAAAUGUUUUGCUGGCUCCAGUGCAAGAUUACUGCAGUGUUCUCUCUUUAAGGAUUCCCCUGAAGACAGAAACUCUGAUUUGUGCAAAUUUUCACAGUUUUAAUUGGGCAUUCUUACCUAUUAUAUAAAUGUGCUAGCACUAUUCAGAGAAUCCCUUCAAUAUCUCAAAAAAGCGUCUCUAUAGAGAAUUUGGUGAUAAAAAAAUUCUUUGAAAUUUGAUCAGUUACUUACAUGAUGAAACAGUGUGAAAGUCAAAUUCAUCACGGAACAGCUGUAGUUAUUCCCCCCUCCCUAAAUCAUACAUAAAUGAUUUUUUACUUGGCUGCAGAGAUCCCAUGAGUGGAAUGCUGCUGAGAGGAUACUCUCACUGGCAGAAGGGGAAGGGGAGGCAAUUUUCACUGAUUCCCCUUGAAGCCCCAUGCACCUCUUCGAAAAUAUGCAGAAGGUUGGUGAGCCUUUCAAAGCAGCGCAAGUAUAAACAGCAAAAACCGGUCUUCUCUCCCCACUCUCACCAUCAGCAGGAGCCCCCACGGGAUUGAAGACGCUUCCAUUCAUGGAAGAGCAAGUCUGUAUCCAUGCCCUGUACUGUAUGUUUCUCUGUCUCUUAUUUAGGUAAGGGAUAGCCAGUGUGGUGUUCUCCAAAUAUUUAUUGGACUCCGGCUCCCAUCAGCCUCAGCCAACCCCGCCAAAGGGCAGAGAUUAUGGGAGUUGGAGUCCACAAAGCCUGCAGAUUAUCCGUAAUCUAGAUAAUGUGCAUUUGUGACGGAUGGUCUGUCUUACUUAUUUUAUUUAUUAGGUUCAUAUCCCACCCUUCAUCAAAAUAUCUCAGGGUGAUUCACAAGACAAAAAUACAAGAUAAAACCACAAAUGUGUCGUUAAAACAAAAACAACAAAACAAUAGCCCCCUCUCCCACAAACACAUUGAAAAGACUGUAGAAUAUUAAUCAGCCAAAGGCCUGAUUGAAGAGGAAUGUUGUUGCCUAGCACUUAAACAUAUAUAAUGAAGGCACCAGAUGAACCUCCCUGAGGAGAGCAUUACACAACGGGGAGCCACUGCAGAAAAGGCCCCAUUCUCGUGUUGCCACCCUCCGAACCUCACAUGGAGGAGGCACAUGUAGAAGGACCUCAGAUUAUGAACACAGAGUUUGAGUUGGUUUAUAUGGGGAAAGGCAGUUCUUAUAUAAGCCCUAUGGGUCUCAUCCAAAGAGUCCCUUACAUGAGCAGAAGGGUCUUCUCUUAUUUCAAGGGAGUGUCUCCAGUAUCUGCCCAUUCAUUCUGUGGUUGAAGGCCCCAUGCUACAGCCUGUGUGUUUCCAGAAUGUUGUAAGAGCAGAAGAAGAGUAUGGGAGCAGUUAUAUUAGAUUCCCACCAACCACCUGGAGCAACUUGGGGACUGGAAGGAGAAAGUUCAGAAGCCACCGCAUGAUCUCUGGAUCCCAACCUAUAGAGAAGUAAUAGUUUAUAAUGUUAAGUGGUCUGUUUCAUAACUACAUGCUGGUUAUUGACAAUCAUGAAACAACAGUCGUUUUGUUCAAAAUGCUCUUGCUGCUUUUUUACUUAAGUGUGACCCUUUAAAAUUAAGGUUACAGCUGAAAUACAAGCAAAAGAGGCGGAGGAAGAAAAAGAACGGCUUCAGCAAGAAAUGAAAGAAAAAGAGCGCCAAAAAUCUUCCCAAGCAGAAAAGAAGGGGAAAGAAGGGAAAGGGAAAAAAGGGAAAGGAGGAAAGGAAGCCAAAGGUGGAAAGGAUGCCAAAGGAGGGAAAGGAGGGAAAGAUGCCAAAGGAAAGGAAGGCAAAGAUGCCAAAGGCAAAAAAGGAAAAAAGAAAGGUAAAUGAGAUGCAAGGUAAAAGAAAGGGAGAAUUCUGGAUUAAUACAAUUGUGUUUGAUCAUUUAAAAAAAACAAAAACUUUGCAUGCCCAGCAAAACAGAGGAGGGGAGUUAAGGUAUAACCCUUACUGGAGCCUGUACACACGUCGGUCCCCCUUUUCAGGAGUUAGUUCAGGGACAGGGAGCCUGUGGCUGCUCACAUGUUGCUGGACUACAACUCCCACAAUCCCAGGGGUGUAGGAAAGGGGGUGCGGCUGGUGCGGUCCGCCCUGGGUGUCAUCCUUGAGGGGGAUGACAAAAUGGCACACCACGGGGAGCAGCACUCACCGUGGGGCCUGGCAAGCAGUGUGCUCGAGCCACGCACCUCUCCUGAGAGUGAUGUGGUGGCUUGGGGCCCCGCGCUGCCCGAAAUGGCAGUGUGGGGCUUGCGUCUGCCAGGCGGCCUCUGUGGGCAGCACGCAGUUCCCCCAUGCACGGAUCACCGCAGUGCCCCAUGCACGGAUCACCGCAGCGCCCCUGUGCACGGAUUGCCCUGCCCCCGUGGGUGGAUCACCCCACCCCCGCCACUCCGGGUGCCAGAGCAGCUAGCUGCGCCCCUGCACAAUCCCCAACCAUUUGCCAUGCUGACAGGGACAGAUGGGAGUUGGAGUCCAACAACUAAAGCAGUCAGGUUCUGGUCUAGAAAUGACAUCUAAAAUUAAGGUAAUCUACAAGCUCUAACUCUGCUUCACUACUGUAUUGGAAUACAGUAUACAAAGGAGAUGUAUUGCUUAAUGCAUGGUUUUAUUAUGGCUGUCAAUUUUCCCUGUGUAUUAUUAACGAUUGGUUGCAAGCUCACUGUGGCUGAAAAACAGCAUACAAAUGUAAUAAACAGUAACUUCUAGAGGGUUGUAGGUUCCCCACUCCUAAAUUAGACUGUACCCAAAGAUCUUUAUUGGUCUGUUGUCAGAGAGAAGUCUUACAGUUCAAAAAGCAAAGCCAAAAAGGCAGCAUUUGACACUUGAUGUUAUAAAUGAACGUUGUUUGGUAUUUUGUAUCUUGUCAUAUUAUGGGACGUGGGUGGUGCUGUGGGUUAAACCACAGAGCCUAAGACUUGCCGAUCAGAAGGUCGGCGGUUCGAAUCCCCGUGAUGGGGUGAGCUCCCAUUGCUCGGUCCCUGCUCCUGCCAACCUAGCAGUUUGAAAGCACAUCAAAGUGCAAGUAGAUAAAUAGGUACUGCUCCGGCGGGAAGGUAAACGGUGUUUCCGUGUGCUGCUCUGGUUCGCCAGAAGCGGCUUAGUCAUGCUGGCCACAUGACCCGGAAGCUGUACGCCGGCUCCCUCAGCCAGUAAAGCGAGAUGAGCACCGCAACCCCAGAGUCGGCCACGACUGGACCUAAUGGUCAGGGGUCCCUUUACCUUUACCUUAUCUUGUCAUGUUACACUGUUGUGGUAUACAGAGUCAAACCAUUUGUCCAUCUAGCUCUUUACGAUGUCAGACAGGGCCUAUCUGGAGAUGCCAGGGUUUGACCCUGGAACCUUUGGCAUGGAAACCAUUGAGCUGUGCUGCUUCCCAAAUGGGCAUCCAUGCCAUCUGACCGAAGCAGCAGCAGUAAGGGCAGCAGAAACACCUGGGGAAUCAGGGAGAGAGGUUUGUCAAGGACCAUUUCAAGGAAGAAGGAAAGCCCAGGACCAAUGCAGACCAGGUCUGCAUUGAUGAAAAGGUCAUAAGCCCAGCGCUCUAUUUCAGAGAUGGGUGUUAUUCCCCUUAGGACCAGUGCUGCAAAUCUAGAGAGGCAGCAGCGCCACUGCAAGGGAGCUGAUGUCCCCCCCCUCCCAAGUGGUGCCAACAGCCACUGAUCCUGAGAGUUCUGAGUCCUGGGAUCCGUUGAUUCCAUCUGGCCAGAAUAGCCAAGCCAGCAGGUAGACUGGAAGAGGACUCUGAAAAGCAUCUGAAAUCCCACAGUAGCUCCCUUUUGCUGCCUUAGUUAGCCCUUCUGAAGAGACACAGCUGCUGGAUAUUAGACCAGGUUUGUUCUGAAGAGAGGCAGCUUCAAAAAUAAGGCAACGUCACCUUCCUUGAUAUCUGAUUUGUUGGGUUGUAUUCAAUCAAGUUUUAGUCAGGACAGACCUAUUGGAAUGAAUGGACCUCAGUCAUGUUCACUAAUUUCAGUGCGUCUGCUCUGAGUAAAACGUACUUGAAUGCCACUCACUGCUGUUAUGGCAUACUUUGAGAACUGUCAUAGUUGAAUAGCGGUUAUGCUAUUGUAAAAUGAAGAAAUAAGUUUCGUUCUAGGAAUAUCCAAAUCGCUAGGCUUUUAUUUUAUUUCUUUAUUAGAUUUCUUUCCCACUUUUCACCCAAGGAGCUCAAAGUGGUGGCAUGCAUGGUCCGUUCCCCCCCAUUUUAUCCUCACGACAACCCUUUGAGGUAGGCUGGGCUAAAAGGUCACCCAGUCAGCUUCAUGACUGAGUGGGGAUCUGAACCCUGGUUUCCCAGACCUUAGUCCAACACUCUUAAUUGCUACCCCACAUUGUCUUCUAGAGACCGGGACCACAAAUAUUCCCAGAGAAGGCUUUCCCCAAGUUUAUACACCCUUCUCAUUCACAACCCGUUAGACCUCUUAUUCAGAUUUGGCAAUUAAUUGCUCAGAUCUACUUCCUAGUAUAAAAAUUACUCUGAUCUAUACCCUAGUAUAACCACAGUUCAGCUGUCCUUACUGUUAGAAUCAUAGAAUUGUUGAGUUGGAAGGGACCUCAAGGGUCAUCUAGUUCAACUCCCUGCAAUGCUGAAAUCUUUUGUCCAACAUGGGGCUCAAACACAUGACCCUAAGAUCAGCAUAAGGGGGUAAAGGGACCCCUGACCAUUAGGUACAGUCGUGACCGACUCUGGGGUUGCAGCGCUCAUCUCGCUUUAUUGGCUGAGGGAGCCAGCGUACAGCUUCCAGGUCAUGUGCCCAGCAUGACUAAGCCGCUCCUGGCGAACCAGAGCAGUUCACGGAAACGCCGUUUACCUUCCCGCCGGAGCAGUACCUAUUUAUCUACUUGCACUUUGAAGUGCUUUUGAACUGCUAGGUUGGCAGGAGCAGGGACCGAGCAACAGGAGCUCACCCCGUCACGGGGAUUCAAACCGCCAAUCUUCUGAUCAGCAAGUCCUAGGCUCUGUGGUUUAACCCACAGCGCCACCCGCGUCCCACCUCUUAUUUCUGUGAAUAUUUCUGCCUUGCUGAGAAGUGGCCUUACAUGUAUCCAAAGCCAGACAGAUUUUUUUUUUUUUUGGCAAGGUUGAGGUUGCAGUAAAAAAACAAGAUUUUCUUAAUUGGCUUCCAUUGUGAUAUAGUGGUUAGAAGUACUGGACAAAUCCCUACUCAGCCAUGAAACUCACUGGGUGACCUUGGGCCAUUUACCAUAUUUCCUCCUAACCUACCUUACCAGGGGACAACCAGAUAUCUGGUCUGCACUCAGAUAGGUCCUACAUAUGAGUAGUUUAUGCAUUAAGUUUAGGAAGCGCCUGAGUGUGCUGGUUGCAUGAUGUAACUGUCCUGAAAUGCUUUCCAAGCAUUGUUUCUUUAUUAAAUUUAUAGCUUGAGUUUCGUCCAAAGAGUAUGCAUCGUUACCUCUCACCCUUCCUUUUAUCCUCACCAUCACCAUGUGAGGGUGGGAGCCUGAGAAAGACCCUGGGCCACCCAGGAAGCCUCAUGGUUGGGUGGGGAUUUGAACCCAGGUCUCCCCAGUCCCAGUCUGAUGCUGCGAUUGCUAUGCCACACUACAUAAUGAUCAAGUGAAGCUGUCUCUUGUUGCCUCUAAUUUCAGAUCCUGUUUCUGAAAUGUUGACAAGUUCGGUUUUACCUACAUUUUGAGUUGCGUUCAUUUUGUGAAAUGCCCUAUUAGGCUAGCAGUAGUGUAAGCAUUAUGCAUACAGAAAUUUGCAGAUUCUUUUAUUUGUAAAAAUACGUGCUUCUCCUUGCAGCCUCUCAUUCUCCACCAGAGCCAACGCCAACACCAAUUCCUUUAUCCCCGGAGGAACUGAAGAAGCUAGAACUGAGGCUUAAAAUGAAGCAGGAAUAUUUUGCUGCGCUGGAACAUGAAGGUAUGCAUUAAAUUUCAAUCAGGUAAAUUCAGAAACAGCUCCAUAUUUGCAAUUUAGGGAAUGCUUAAGCUGGAAAAUAGUGGGAAAGAAAGACCACGGAUUGCUUUCAAUAUUCAAAAUGCUACAGCAGCAUUUGCUUGAACGUGUUGUGGGCAUUAUGCUUAACCAUUUUUAACACUAUCCAUUAUUUACUGCCAUAACCCUGGAUAAGAUUUAAAACCUAGUGAAACCAUGUUGUAGGUUGCUAAACUAGGCCUUCCUCCAGGAAGGUGUAUAUAAUAUGACAUUGGAUAAACUUGCUUGUUAUCGCCUUGUUACCUGAGAAACUGGGGGGGCUGGGCAGGGAAAACCACCAUAACCAUGGUUUGCUUGCUGCAGCUGAAAUAUUUAAGCAUCGAUAAUGAAAUCCAUGGUUUGCAAAACCAUUUCAACCCAUGGUUUCACAUCACACUUGCAACGUUUAGGUAUUACGAUAUAAUGCUAACUAAUUAACUAACAACGGUUAAGGGAAACUAAUUUUGGCAGUAGCUUCAAGGCAGACAACUAGUAGAAGUGAAUGGCCACAAAUACAUUUAUCCAAUUAUUAAGACAAUUUUAACCCACCAUUCACUGGAUGACCUCAUGGUGGAAUUAUUUAAAGCAGUAGCAAGCCAACAAAAUGAAAAGUAAAGUAUAUAGAAUAAUUAAAAAAUUUAUUCCAACAUAAAGCCACAACAGUAAAGCAGUGAAACUAGCAUCCUGUGCAAGCCCAGCAAACACAUUUUAAUCUGGCGCCGGAAUGUCAGCCAUGUUAGUGCCUAUUAAACUUAUGGGGUGAGACCAUUACACAAUUGUGGAGCAAUUUAGGUGACUUUAAAAGCAGAUUAGUGGGGGCCCUGCUGGCCAUGGAGUAAGCAGCAGAGAGCUCCCAGAUAAAAUAUUUUAAAAGAAGAUUCCUCACUUUCUAUUUAUUUUUUAUUAUUACUUUGUUUAAAAUAAUAUAAUAAAAUAAUAAUGCAGAUUAGACAAAUUCCUGGUUGUUAAGGCUGUCCGUGGCUGCUUGUCACUAAUGAUGGAAAUAUACUAUCUACAGGAUCCAAAGCAUUGUGCCCUAGAAUACUGGGGAACAACUGUGGGAGAUGGCUAUGGUGUCUAAGUCUUGCUUAGGGCUCACUAUAGGCAUCUGGUUGGCUGCAGUGGAAAUAGGCUGCUGGAAAAGAUUAGCUUUCAGUCUCAAUCAGCAAGUCUCUUCUGUUCUUCACAGGACUCUUACUUGGAGCAGCCCAGCUUUUGUAGACCCAUCGGAUCAGACUGCCAGUUUCCCAAAUAAUGCCUAAACCUAACGCUUGAUUGCCAGACCUGUAAAACAGUGUUUGUAUUCUUACUUGUUCUUAAACAAUUUCUUAAAACAGCGGAGGCUGCAAAAUCUCGGCUUGAGCUGUUGAAAGCCAAAGCACUCGCCUUCACUGAAGAUCUGCAAACGAAAGCAGAAGUAACAUACAGGAACAUGGAAAAAUGGCUUGGGGAGAGGUUCUUGGCUGAAAUGGCAAGGUAAUGGUUAAUUUUGAUGAAAGCAUUAGAAUAAUGGAAUCAUUGAACUGUAGAUUUGGAAGGGACCCCGAGGUAAUGUGGGAGGUUUUAGGAGGAAAGAGGAAUUUCGUGCAAGCCUCUACAGGAGCAGGUGAGGUGGUGUUCAGGUUGGAGUUGCACAGAGGCGCACUCAAGGCCAAUCUGGGUAUUCUAUUAUAUUCAAAAUAUUCCUUAUAUUCUCCUUCAUUUGUCUACAUGGAAGAAACCCUGCCUGAUCUUGAUGUAUAUACUCAUUUAGUAUAUUUUUCAAUCUGUUAGCUAAUACGUUUGCAAACAACUUGUAAUCAUUGUUUAACAGAGAAAUAGGCCUAUAGUUUUUAAUUUGCAGCAAAUCUGAAUCUUGUUUUGGGAUUACUGUAAUAUAGGCCUCUUUCCAUGUUUCUGGGAUUUCACCUGUAAUCAACUCAAGGCCAGUUUGGUGCCCUUGCCUGGCAUCUGCCACCACCUCGCUGCUCCCCCUUCUUCUCUCAAUAAGCAACAUUUCUGCAGAGAAGCUAUUGCUGUGGCUCUGUGUCACACCAGACAAGCUGCUCCUGCUGAAGCUUUUUAACCCCUCUGCCACUGUUUCUUAAAUGUGUAUCCUUACAGUGUCGACAAAUUAACCGAGGUUGCCCGCCACCACAUCGAAACCUCUACCAAGAUCCAGUACGAAUUAGUUCUGGAAGGCGUAGAGUUUUACAUUAACGGUGAUGUCAAAGUCUUUCCAGAUCCUCUUCCUCCACCUCGUCCUCCAUCGGUCGAAAUGCCUACAAAUGGUACUUUAACUAUUUCGCAGCUUAGCACGCUUCAUAAGCAGUUUCUGCAGGUGGCACCUAAAGGUAAGAAAUCACCUCCUACAUAUGGUUGUUUUCAAAAAGUUAUUUAUUUAUUGUUUAUUUCCCCAAAGUAUUUGUAUCCUGUUCUUCACACACUCACACACACACACACACACAGACAGACACACACCAAGGCUUACACACAGAGUGGCUUAACAGCGAUCAAUAACAAGAUGAUCUCUGCCAUUAAAUACUGACUUGAGAUAUAAAGCUACUAACAGUUUGAUAUCCCUGCUAGCAGUAAUUCUGGAACUUCUUUCAAUGGUGUGUUCCAGUAUAUGGAAAUGCUUCUUUCAAUUAUAACUAAGUGCAGCGUCAAAACACACUCAUGAGCCAUGCAGGUUACCUCAUACAUCAACAGUCCUCUCCUAUACAUCAGGCUUCCUCAAACUUGCCCUCCAGAUGUUUUGAGACUACAUCAUCCCUGACCGCUGGUCCUGGUAGCUAGGGAUCAUGGGAGUUGUAGGCCAAAAAUAUCUGGAGGGCCGAGUUUGAGGAAGCCUGCUCUACAUCAUGGGUCACCGAUGUGGGGCUUUCCCUGGUGUCUACAAUGUCCCAUCCUCUGGCUAUCCUCCUUCUUAAAUUACUCUGGAAAGAUUCCUUCCUUAGCCAAUAUAAGACUUUUUACAGUCUGUUUGUGGCACUGGGAGCAAUUGGGGCAGCAGUAUUACAGUUGAGGAGGGGAGAGUUGUGGCCUGCAUGUUGCACUCACAUCAGUUUAUCCACUUUGCAAAUGUGCCCACAGGACCAAGAAGUUUGGCAACCCCUGCUGUACAUGUUUACUUGGGAGUAAGCCCUACUUUGCUUUUUUAGCGCUUUCUCCCAGGAAAGGUUGAGUAGGAUUCCGAGCUACAUUUAGAACAUUACUUUUUUAAAAGGUUGUUAAUUGAGCAUUCUUCCUGAUUUGCUUUGCACAGUCUGUGCAGGGAGGUCAGGCGACAUCAGCCUGGAAGCAGGCUGUAAAAUGUGCUUUUUCUGAACACGUAGAUAUGCUCUUAUAUAUUGACGCUGACCUGGUAACAACUUACCAUCAGCAUUAGCAUCAAAACAUCUAUCCUGCCUUCUUCCCAAAGGAGACUGUGGUCUAUUAAAUGGUUUACCAACUCGGUGCCCUCCAGAUGUUUUGGACCACAAUUUCUAUCAUUCCUGAUAGAAAUAUUACUGGAGCUGACAGAAUGGCACCAGGUUGGGGAAUGCUGGUCUGUAGCAAGCUAUCUGGAGUAAAGGUAAAGGGACCUCUGACCAUUAGGUCCAGUCGUGACCAACUCUAGGGUUGCGGUGCUCAUCUCGCUUUAUUGGCCGAGGGAGCCGGCGUACAGCUUCCGGGUCUUGUGGCCAGCAUGACUAAGCUGCUUCUGGCGAACCAGAGCAGCGCACGGAAACGCCGUUUACCUUCCCACCGAAGCAGUACCUAUUUAUCUACUUGCACUUUGACAUGCUUUCGAACUGCUAGGUUGGCAGGAGCAGGGACUGAUAAUAAUAAUAUAAUAAUAAUAAUUUAUUAUUUAUACCCCGUCCAUCUGGCUGAGUUUCCCCAGCCACUCUGGGCGGCUCCCAAUCAAGUGUUAAAAACAGUACAUCAUUAAAUAUUAAAAACUUCCCGGGAUAGGGCUGCCUUCAGAUGUCUUUUAAAGAUAGGAUAGCUGCUUAUUUUCUUCACAUCUGAAGGGAGGGUGUUCCACAGGAUGGGCGCCACUACUGAGAAGGCCCUCUGUCUGGUUUCCUGUAACCUCACUUCUCGUAAUGAGGGAACUGCCAGAAGGCCCUCGGCGCUGCAUCUCAGUGUCCGGACUGAACGACACUGAGCAAUGGGAGCUCACCCCAUCGCGGGGAUUCAAACCACUGACCUUCUGAUCUGUAAGUCCUAGGCUCUGUGGUUUAACCCACAGCGCCACCUGCGCUAUCUGGAGUAGCCAGAUGCAAAAGUGGGCAGGUGUCCUGCACAUUUUGAUAGUUGUGAGGAAGGGGGGAUUUCUGUAGCUAUAGUUCACCAUGCAAGCUGCACCUGCUGAAAAUUCCCUCUUCCACUCAACUAUUAAAAAGUUCAGGAGCCUUUUCCUUGUUUGUAUCUGACCCAGCCUAAAGCUAUCAGGGAGUAGAUAUUUAGUAUCGGUCAAAGACAGCCUUGCCGCUCCCCACGCCAAGCCCUGUUGAUAUAAUCUCAGCUCUAGAUUUAUUUGCAUAGAGGUCCUUCUCCUCCUUGCUUGCCUCCGACUUGAUACACUGUUGUACCAUCUGAACUAGGAAUAAGAGAUCUUCUGACAUUUUUAUAUGUAAGAACACUAUAUGCCUUUGCAGACCCCUUCAAAAGUACUGCAUGAACAAGCAGAAAGGAUUUGUAGAGCUUUGCUGAAUAGUAUCAUAUAGGAAGUCAGCAGAAAAAAGGGAAACGGUAGAAGGAAACUUACAUUCUGUGUACCAAAUAGUAUUUUGACUCAGAAUCAACCAAUAUCUGUGGCUUCAGAGUACUUUUAGCCACAAAAGGAAGAUUAGAUCAUACAGAGAAGCUUAGCUAGCAACAUGGAAAGCACCCAGAUUUGCUUAAGAGGCCAACGGCCUUGUUACUGAUUCUUCCUAUAGGAAAGAAAAUGGCAUUAAGUGGAACAUUGACCAUCUUAAUAACGUGUUUUUUUCCUCAGGACAUUUCCAUUGCCUAGGAAAGAUAACCCUUCUGGCCUCUUACAGAGCACAGUUGCAGCAAUUAGUACUCUUGGUUUUUUGCUUUGCCGUUGGUUUUCAGUUUGAUGCUGAACACACUCUUAAUUAGAAUUGUUUGGACUUGUUUGCAGUGGAGUCAAUUAACUCCCGCCCCCAGGAUUGAUUUGGAUUGGAAUCGGUACUUAUGGGCAAAAGUGGAGAGUGCUUGGGAAGUUGUCUUUUUCUGAGAAUUUGAAAUGGUAGAGACAUUAUGGUUGGGCAAACCAAUGGAGUGGCUAGGGUAUUAAAGGAAAUCCAGCCAAGUGUUCAAAGGUGCAUUGUCUGGUGCAUUGUCUUAAAAAGGCUUGAAAGGCAGCACUGAAGAGCACCAGCCACUCUCCUGCAGUCUUCAAACACCAUUAGCUGAUGACUGCUGCUGCUUCAGAAAUGGUGGAGGGAGUGCUCUCUCUCCCCUGCACCAACCUCCACCUACAGCAGCAAAAUGGGGGGUGGGAUUUCAGGGGGGGCUCUUGUUCUUCCUAGCCUCACCUCUUUUCCUUCCUUUCUUCUUCCCUAACAUCCCUGACACCUGGAAUGUUGGGGGAGGUAGUUCCUGUGAGCAACUAACGUUGCAAUCUGUGAAAAUUGCACCCCCCAGUGUUCAAGGCACAGGGUAGGGAGGAGGUGGAACAGAGAUAGGAGGAGGGAAAGGGAGAGUUCCUGGCUGUGUUGCUUUUGCUGCUGGAUCAGCAGUCAUAUGGGUAGAAGGGAAUUCUGCAGUUGGGGUUAAAACCUGAGCCGGAGAAGAAUUUGGAGGUUUUAGUGCUUGCCUCAUUUUUAAGGUGAACCUAAUGAGUUGUUGAGGUUCAUAUUCAUAGGUUUGGUAAUGUGUCUGUCUGUGACUUACUUCCAAGUAUGUGAUCUUAGCCACUUAGGCUACUUAUUCAUGCCUAUCUUUGGUUGUGUGCAACCACAACAAUAAUGCAUCCUAAUACUGAGUUAUAUUUAAAAUAUUUAUAGCCAUAGCAGCACUGAAACAAUUUAAAAGCAAGAAUAUAACUCCAGGCAUCCAAAAACAACCAGGAAAGAAUCACCAGUUUCAACAAAUAUGGCUGUCAAAGUACCCUUGGCUAAAACAUGACAGUGAGAGGGGCACCAUGUACUGUGCUUUGUGUCGGAAACAUAACGUGGAUUUAGGGGAGAAAACACACAAUUUUUGUUCUGGGACUGAUGACUUUGUACUUGAAUUAGUCAACGACCACCACAACAGUGAAGCUCAUGCAUGGGCUACCUGUAUGGAAGCAGCCAGUGGCUCUGUCCCAGACACAGCUACCACUGAGCAGAUGUUAAAGAGCAUGAGCAAAACAACCUUAGGAAGAAUAGAAAACCUUUUCAGAACAUGCCACGCCAUUGCCAAAACUGGACGCCCCAUCACAGACCUGGACUGGAUGUGUAAACUGGAUGAUAUGAAAGGAGUGGAUAUUGGUUCCAUAUUUAGAAAUGACAAGGCAGCAAGGAUCUUUAUUCAUUUCAUUGCUGAAGUGGAACGAAGAGCCUUGAAAGAGAAAUUAGAAAAAUGCAAGUUCUUCUCACUCAUUAGUGAUGGCGUUACAGACAGCACAAUAAGAGAAGCUGCCCUGGUGUACGUACGUUUUGCACUCCAAGGGAAGAUCCACUGCCAGAUUGUUGGAGUUCAGUCAGUAGACAAACGUGAUGCGGCUGCUGUGAAGAAUGCCAUUGUGCAAACAUUACAGACCAGUUUGCAGCUCAAUUUGCCAAGCCAAGACUGGGCAAGAAAACUUGUUGGCUUCGGAAGUGGUGGUGGAGACAUUAUGGUUGGACAAAGCAAUGGGGUAGCUAAACUGUUAAAAGAAAUCCAGCCAUGUGUUCAGAGUGUGCAUUGCCUCGUGCAUCACCUUGAAAUAGCUUACAAGGCAGCACUGAAAAGCACCCAACUAUACACCAUUCUAACAGAGCUCUUGCAAAACAUGUACUACUAUUAUAACUCUCCACUGAACAAAAACGACCUCAAGCUAGUCUAUGAAGAUCUCAAUCUGAGAACAUCCAUUCCUUCUCGAAUUGGUGGUUCACGAUGGCUUCUUCGCCUACAGACAGCUCUUCAGAUCCUUCUGAAAGGAUACCCAGCAUUUGUCCUACACAUGAGUAAGGUAAAGGUUCUUUAAAACCAAGCAUGAUUUGAAGAAAUAAUAAGUGAAAACCUGUGUUUGGUCAUUGCUCUACUGACUUGUUUUUCUUGCAUCCAGGUAGAAGAAGAACCAUGUUCCUCAAAUCACCAGAAAGCCAAAGACCUCUUAAAGCUUCUUCUGAAAACAGACAUUGUCAAGUUUUCUCACUUUUUGCUUGAUGUCAUUAACGUCCUCAACAUCCUCUCCCGCGUCGCCCAGGAUCAGAACUCUUCCAUCGCAGAUGUGUUCGCAACAAGCCAGUCAACACUGGAAACACUCCAAAUGUAUCGAGCAAGGUUGUAUAUGCUUAACCAAAACUGUAUAUUAACUGGAUGUAUCCAAAUCAAAGGCACACAGUACAUUCGUUAAAUGUAAUAUUUUUUCAGAUCGGGGCCAAGGGAGCGUCUGGUGGAGGCCAUCACACAUUUUCAUGGUCACCAGCUUGUAGGAGAUGGUGACAUAUCAGCCAUCCGGAUAGAAUUAAUAAGCAAUCUUUUGAAGCAGCUGCGCGAUUGCUUCUGUGAUGCUAGCGAAGAUGUUUUGAGAGCAAGUGCUAUUGGAAGUUUUAAGCUGUGGCCGGACAAAAUUGAACCAGGUACAGAAAACCAGACUACAUCCAAACGGAUUGUUUCUUUCCGAAAUGCAUGGGUGGUUUGUUUGCUUUUAAAAUUAAUAUUCAACCUCUUGCAGAAUUUGGUGAAGUGGAAGUGUCGGUCUUGACGAAGUAUUAUGAGCUGGUCCUGGAAUGUGCCAACGUGAAGGUUUAUGAAGUGGAGACCGAAUGGAACAUGUUAAAAGCAGAGCUGUAUAAUAGGUAUAAUAAAUAACAAGCAAGAUGACAUGAAAUUCAAAUGAAUUUUCUGAAUAUGUCAGUGGGAGAAACACAUUUAGUAACAGUUGUUAUCCUUUCUAGAUAUCAGAGCAUCCGGAGAUUGACAUGGGAAGCAGUGAACACAGAUUAUUCUCAUAAAUAUCCAAACAUCUUGACGCUGGUAGAUCUUGUCUUGACGCUACCUGCCAGUUCUGACGAGGCAGCACGAGGCUUCUGUCAGAUGAAACUUACAAUGAUGAGGCUACGUUCAAAGCUGGUGUUUGAAAGCAUGACCGAUCGCAUGGUCAUUCUGAUGAAUUCUCCAGAUAUCAAGAAGUUUGACCCCCAAAAGGCUAUCCAAUUGUGGAAUAUUUCCUCACAAAGGAAUAGGAGACUACAGGCUGAGCAGGGCGUGGUCAACCCUGAGACACCAGAUUGUUCAUCUGACUCUGAAUGGGAAAGGGAAAGGGAAAGCUCAUUUGGAAGCUAUUAGAUGUGAAACACUCUCUCCAGCUGUCUCCUCAAAUAUUUUUAAUAAUGUCUGUUGACUUUUCCUUUCCUCUUCUUUUCUUUUCUUUUCUUUUCUUUCUUUUUUUUCUUUGGUAACUAUUUACUGGACAAUUUCUAUUUAUUUAUUUAUUUAUUUAUUUAUUCAUUCAUUCAUUCAACCAAAAUUUAUAUACUUCUUGAUUAUAAUGGAACAUCUAAAAGCACAUAUAAUGUGUCAUGAAACUAACACAUGCAUUUAGAUGGGAAGGGAGAGAAAUAAGAAGUAUAUCUUUUGGAAAAGCUGUAAACUGUAUAUUUCUUUUCAAACUGCUUGGUAUUUGUCAGAAUAUGCUUAUCAGGUAUUACUUUUGAAAUAUGUGGUAUUGGAUUGGCAUAUGAAAUUACCAAGUAUCAUUUUUGUCUAUAUGUGUGUGUGUGUGUGUGUGUGUGUGUAUGGUUCAUUUUUAUAAAUUGAAGUGUACGCUCUUGACUCCUUGAUGGAACUUCAUAGUCUUCCUUCUUUCUGUUAAGCUGCUAUUAAAUUGAUUUUAAUUUAUCACUGUCUUUCUAUGCGCUUGGAAUUUUCCAAUAUAUUUAUAGCAAGUGUUUAGGAAUAUUAUGAUUCUGGCUAGAUACUGAACAAUGAAAACAAUAAUUUGGAAUAACUGUUUAUUAUCCUGUAUUGUAUUACAUAAAUUAUUUUAUUCCUGUUAGGGUUAUUAUGGAUAAGCAAUUAUUUGUACUGUUUUUACUGACCUGAUUUCCUGUUCAUUUUCAUUCUUCUGGAGAUUUGACAUGUAAAAAUAAUUGCCUGUGGGAGGGAAAUAAGGGUUGAUUCCCUCAAUAAUUUGGACUUCCAAAAUUGUUCCGAAGAGUCACAGUAUUCAUUCAUGCAUUUCUUCAUUCUUAAUUGCCGCAACUGUUCUACUUAGUGUUUUACUGGAUUAAAAACAAGCAAUGGAAGAGAACACUUUUUAUCAAACGCCUAACUACGAAGGAUGCCAAGACACUUAAUUUUUAUUAUCUGCAAAAUAACAAGAGAAAAGAAGAGAUGAGACUUUCAGUGCCAGCAGAAACAUGCAGAAUGAAAUAUCUUUGUAGUAAAAAUAAGUUGAGGAUAUUGCCUCCUUUACACAUCAAGGAUAUCACCUGCGGAUAAGACAUCUUAAAUGUUCCUGGUUCUAGAAGGUAUCACAGCAUCAUCUCUUGUACCUUGAUGCUUUCAGAUUCAAUAGCUGCAGCCAUAGAUGUAGAACGCCACUGCUUUUGAAUGCAUGCGUAGCUUGAUUAACUGGUUGACCAAUGUAGAGCUUGCUAAAAGUAGUCAUGGCCCAAGAGGUCAUUGUGCAUUAUCUAGCAGCAGUAAAGGAACAAACCCAUUUCCCUUUUCCCUCCAUAGUCAUUACUUGGCAGAGGUAGCUAAGAAGACAGAGAAGAAUCCAUGGGGCACAAAUUGCAUGGGUGCCCCCAUACCUUUGUUUUUCAACUUGUUUCGCAUAGUGAACGUCCGUACAAAUACUGGUUUCCACUUAGAUGCACUGUAGUCAAAUGACUGUAGAGAAAUACAUUCUUAAAAUUUAUAAUUUUAAAAGCGCAUACUUUUAACACAUUUUAAAAUGUAUAACAUUUUUGUGGAUGACAGUAAUAGUACCCAAUUUAUUAUCAUUUCUCUCAUGAAAUCAUUGCAUUGCUUUUUGCAUUGGGUGGAAAUCCACUAUUAUAAUUCUUAAGUUGUUAUUCUAUAAACUGCUUGGCUCAAGCGUCUAUCCGUAGUUUCUAAAAGCUGUGCUGCAUGGGAGCGUCUCUUUUUUAAAAAUAGAAAUAGAAAUAAGUUUACAUUAUUUACUUGUAGCAGCUUGUAUUCCUCUGCAGACAUCUCAUACUUCCUCUAAGGAUCCACUGUACACAUUGCCGGCUUUCAACUUUAAUUAUAUGAAAUGACAACUUGCCUAAUUUGGAUCAGAUCUCCCCCAACUUUAUUUCAUGUAUAUCCCACUUUUCCUACAAGACGGUCAAGGCCUCCUUCCGCUUUAAUCCCCCCUGUGUGGUGGGUUAAGCUAAGACUGGCCCAAUGUCACUCAAGUCAUCUUCAUAGUUGAAUGGGAUUUGAACCCAGUUCUCCCUGGAGUUAGGCUGGCACUCUAGCCACUACAACAAACCCCCUGGGCUCAUGACAAAACAUAGGCUGCUGGCUGCAGUAUCUAACUGGCAGGCCACAUUUGACUUGCUGGGUCACAAGCCAAGACCAUUUUGAUCAGAAUUGUCUGCACUAACUGGCAGAACCUGGGACCUUCUGUAUGCAAAGCAGAUGAUCUAUCACAGAGUUGUAGGUCUUCCCCAAAUGGUCACCCACAAUGCAGAAUAAUGCGAUUUUCAUAAGCUGCACAUUUUGCAGUUCAAGUACUGUCUCAGGUGCCUAUAAGAAAAAACAUGCAGGCAAGCAGCUCAAUCCUACAUAUGCCUGCUUGGAAGUCGGAAGUCAAUGGCAAUGUAUUCAGCAUGGCCUACUCUCCAAAUAGUUGUGCACAGGAUUUGCCUUUAAGCAUGGCUGCAUUUCAUACAAGUUCCCAUCAUUAGCUUCGUACCUCUGCAAUGGAUCAGGCAAAACAAAAACAAAGAAAAAACUGCUUUUUUGCAUUACAAAGUCAGGAAAGACUCAAAUUAAUUUGCACAGUGCUAUACAUACAUUUUCCUAUCUGAUUUUAAGAACCAAUUAUCCUGCAGUUCUAAAGAAAAAAGAAAUUAGAAUCGUAGACACAGUGAAUGUUCAUUGACACACUGGGGCUUACUCCUGAGUAAACAUGCGUAGGAUUGUGCUUUCAGUUUCUUAUUGUAUUAUUAUUGAGUAAAUUGUACAGCGUGUAUGGCUACACAUAGAAUUUUUGACCAAAAAAAGCCAUGCUGCGGUGUGGAAGUGCAAUUACAGUGUGCAAUUACAGUCUUUGUGUAAUUGGGAGAUAAAAACGAGAGGUAGAUGUGAUAUGCCUCAGCAGGAAAAGUCAGAUUUUAAGAUUACGACAGAUUUUAAACUGUUCAUAUCAGUCCCAAUGAGAUACUUUUCUUUUGUCAUUUGUCCAGGUUUAAUACCAAGCAAAACGUUCAUUGACAUUGUUUAUGACUUGAUUACUUUGAAUCUUGGCUCAAACUCGCUUCCUGAUGCUUGGCUACACCUCUCCAUUUAUGAUGUGAGUGCUCACUGUGUCCGCUAUUCCUGUGAUUUUUGACAGUCAUUUGCUGUGUUGACUAGAUGUACAAUUGAGAUGCUUACAAUUUUAAAUGGAUGCUUACAUUGCUAGAAUAGGAUACGUGUCUUUAUUACAGAAUUUAUAGCCUUUGGGGGCUAAUGGCCUUACGAUUAAAAAAGAAAGAGGUAAAAUACAGCAAAGACAUUUUUAAAUGUAACUACAUUAGCCAUCCACAAAACAAUAAAAUGUAGUUAGCAUAAAAAGAAUGACUAUGGAAGCAAAACAGAUUGCACUGCAUACAUCUCUUUUGUUUACGAAAUUGAUCAGGUACACAACAGUACUAGUGAAUAAACCCAGCUUGUUAUCUGCAAAGAUAUGUUCCUGGCUGCCAUGUCAAUUUGUUGUAGCCGCUGAAAAUUUCUUCCUCCCAAAAUCCAAUACUUGUAGGCAAAAUUGAGGAGGCUUGUUGAAAUCAUAGAAUUGGAAAGGACCCAAGGGUCAUACUAGUCCAAUCCACUGCAUAGCAGAAACCUCAGCUAAAGCAUACAUGACAGAUGGCCAUUCAACCUCUGCUUAAAAACCCUCAAGGAAGGAGAGUCCACAACUUCUCGUGGGAGCCCAUUCUGCUGUCAAACAACUCUUGCCACCAGAAAGUUCCUCCUGAUGUUUCGUUGGAAUCUCCUUUCCUGUAACUUGAAUCUAUUGGUUUUGGUCCUACCCUCUGGAGCAGGAGAAAACAAGCUUGCCCCAUCUUCUAUUUUGGCAGCCCUUUAGAUAUUUGAAGAUGGCUAUUGUAUCUCCUCUCAGUCUCCUGUUUUCCAGGCUAAACAUACCCAACUCCCUCAACCAUUCCUCAUAAGGCUUGGUUUCCAGACCCUUGAUCAUCUUGGUCAACCUCCCCUGCACACUUUGCAGCUUGUCAACAUCCUUCUUCAGAAUUCAUUUUGUAAGUUUUGGCCCAAUUCUCCAAUUUUCUAAGGGUCAUCCUGAAUCCUGACUCUGUCUUCUGCAGCAUUAGCUACCCCUCCCAGUUUGGUGUCACCUGCAAAUUUGAUCAUCCCCUCAAUUCCUUCAUCCAUCAUUUAUAAAGACGGUGAACAACAACGAGCCCAGAACAGAACCCUGUGGCACCCCUCAUCACUUUUUCCAGGAUGACAAGGAACCUUUAGUGAGCACUCUUUGAGUUCAGUCAGUCAACCAGCUUCAAAUACAUGUCUGCAUUCAAAUGCUACCUUGCUUUCUGCUGGAGCACUGUCUCAUGUCACAAAGCAGAAGUCCUGUGUUGAGACGAGGCAUUAAAAUGUCUCUUUUGAAAAAAGUUCCCUGCAAUUGAUGUCAUGGACUAUAUUUCUGCCCAGUCUCAGCUUUCUGUUUGGGGAGCAGUCAGUGAUUUUGAAGCCAAAGGAUUCUUCUGUCUGUAUAAGAUACACAGUCCAUAAAAUGGCCCUGCCCUUAAUUACCCAUUCCACUUACUUUUACUGUGUUAAGUAAACUUGUGUAUUUUUGGAUGUUACAGUUGCAGGGCCUGGCAGCAGCGUUAACAGUGGACUCAGACACUGUGGACUGGCGUAUAUUCUUGCAAGCAGCUUCCCAGCCUUGGCCUCUGCCCUCAGUGACAGAGCUUCUUGAAACACUGCAGAGAUUCCAGGAUGUGGAUGUAGAUGGAUCGGGCUUUGUCACAGAGGAAGAAUAUGAUCAGGUCCCAAUUCUUUCUUCUCUAAAGUUCUAUUUUUGUGGCUGUGAGUCCCAAUGAAACCAUUGGGACAAGCAGCCAGCCAGUCUUCACACCCUGUGGGCCACAAGCCCUGAUUUGGGGUGGAGGGAAAAUUCAGUUCCGUUCACAUUUAAAGCCCAGUUUACCAAAUUUUCACAAUAUGGAAGCCAAAUCACAGGCUUCCUUCAAAACUCGCUCUUAUCUGAAUUUUGCAGUGCCAUGCUACAAGCACACAGUGUUCACAGACAUGCAUACACCAGGGGGAAAUGUGCAAAAAUAUCAAGGUAUUGGUGAAAAUAGCAUAGCAAAAUGCAUUCUGUUAGGAGACAUUGUUUGCAAAGAUGUGGACAAUAGUCAAAGCUGCAUACAGAAAUGUGUUUUUGGGAAGAAAUUUGCUCUAAAGUGCUAAUGAAGUUUCGUGAGGAUUUUAAAAACAAAACAAAACACAAAUUGUUUCAGAAAUGUGGAGAACUAAACUUAAGAUAGUAAAAAUGAGAAGUGGAGAGAACCAAAACUGGCAGCUCCUUCUGCCCCUCGUCAUUCACGCACCAAUGUGGUUUUUAAUUUCAUUUUAGCCAACACAGGCCCAUCCACCCCACGUCCUAAGUGUAAGGCCAGUGUACCAACUUCAGAGCAAGCCUCUCUGAACACAGUGAGACUUCUUUCCAAGUAGACAUGCAUAGGACUGUGUUGUAAAAGUGGCAUGUGGUUCAGAAAUGACAUAGGCUGGCAUGUGUGCGUGAAACGAAUCAGAAGUGCAUGUCAGCUUCAAAACAUUUCAUAAAUUAAAUUACUUCAAAUUAAACAUUUCAUACCAAAUUAUUUCAGGUCAGUUUCAUGUGGUGCUCCCUUGCCUUUCCUUCAGAAGUGCAUGAUGUGGCUGGGGUAGGGUUCUGUAGAGUACCUAUCAUCCUAGCACUGUAGUAAUUUAUAACAAAUAGGUUGGUUUUGCUUUCCAGGGAGUGAGGAGCAUUAUUGCAUUCCCUGUAAGAUGUAUCAUAGUCAUCCCAAAAGGCUAAUUCCUGCAUCUUCUCCCAAGAUCUUUUGACCCAUGGGAGGGAACAGCUUAGCGGAUGUGAGGAAAAGUGGGUCUGGAGGGACAGAUGAGAUGCUAAGUCCUGUGUCCUGCUCCCCCACCUUUCUGCACUCAGCUUCCUAGGUGCCAACCCUGGGCAGCUAAUGGCUCAUGCCUGUGUUUGCUGCUCUCUGCUGCCAUUAUUCAAUGGCAGUACAAAGGCAACUUUUCACUAGAAGAAGGAAAAGCAAACCCCCAUCAUGUGGCAACACAUUUCACCAGAAAAAGGAAAAGAAACAGUCGCCACUAGGGAUGGAAAAACCACAAAGAGAUGCUGCUCUCAAUAUUUCACCCACCUACGCAGAGUUGUGGUAUUUUGCUCAGCAGCAAAGAGACUAAAAACAUACCAACAGCUCCAGAGUCAACACAGGAAGCUAGGUAGAACAUCCUUUGGUUCAGUAUCUGGUAUCAGUUCUCUGAUCUUUGGGCUGGUAAAUCUGAGCGAAACAAGAAAAAUGUGUAAGUGAUGUUGUUUUUGAGCAAAAAUGUUUUUAAAAAAUCUAAAUCCACCCAUAAAAUUUGGUUACUUCCCAGUUGAAAUCCCACAAAAGUCCAUGAGGCUAAAAUAAUAUGAACAGGGUUUUCUAGCUUACUGGGGCUGUGAAUGGAGUUGUGGUGCUUCUGUUCCCAGAUAUUGACAAGAAAAAGAAUGUUUUUAUAUACUGAAGAUAUAUACUGAAGUUAUAUACUGGGUUUUGCCUCCCAUGUUAAGUAUAAUCUAUAGACUUGCAAAGAACCCUUCUGACAUAGGUAGCUUUCAAGUCAACUGCUUUCGUUUUCACCAUAGAACGGAUUGAUGCUGGAGACAAACUGUAAUCAGGUUUUCUUUUCAGAGACUUGAAAGUGUUAUACCAAGCAGACGCAUCUUUUCCUGUGGUGUAAACAUUCAUUUCUUGGGUCAGAGAAGCCUGAAACACUGCAAAACUUCUAAAUGAACAUGAUACAGGAAUGAGUGUGCACACACCAUUCGCAAAAAUGCCUCCAUGAUGCACCCUUCAGCUCCAUUGCUGCAGCCAGUGACGAAUCACAGUUUCUGGGCCUAGGACAAGCUUGUAACAGGGCCCCAAAUCCCCAUGUCUGCUUUUAAAAAUAGGGUUGAUUUGUACCCUUCAGCUUCUUUAGGUCCCUUUGAUUAAGCCUGUUGCCCAAUGCAUACCUGAUUUGUGUUUAUAGCCAUAGUUGACAGUACAGCAUGUAUGGAUAUAGCUUUUCACAACUACUCUGUAGUCCAGGCAACACAAGGCAAAAGUUGGGUGUGAAGGGGAGAGUGGGAGAAGAAACUACAGAAUAUGGGUAUAAAUUUGUUGAGAGGCAUGUUGAGGUAACGCAGGGGGAAAUGCUAAAGAAAAAGCUUUCUCCACUUAGAGGAAGGAAAGGGAAUCUGAAGCACACACCCCAGAUGUUGCUGGACUAGCACUCCCAUCGUCCCUGACUGCAGACCAUGUCAGCUGGGGCUGAUGGGAGAUGGAUUCCAGCUGCUCUACACACUGUUCCUGCCCUGGGAUCUAGAGCUAGUCCUUCUAUGUGCUCUGGAAACCAGAUGCCUAGCUCAUUUACUCACAUAAUUUUUACAGGCUCCAGAGUGCAUCAACAGCAUCAGCUUCCAUUUCCAUGGAGUUUUCAACAUCCCUGAUGAAUGAUGGCUGCCCUUCCUUCCUGAUGCCACAUUUUGGUGGCCACAUUCUGCACAGUAUAUGCCUACCAGAAGGAAAACACUCUGGGACACAGUUCUUCAGUGAGCAUGUCACGUAGAGCGCCAUGCCGCUCUCCUGCCUCUUGAAGUGGGCAUUGCAGGGCCAAACUAGAAGAGAAUGCAAUUCACACAAUUAGCAAUUGUGUGGAGGGCUUUUUGAAAGCAAAUUGCAACAGCGGAAGCCCAGAUCCAAAUUGGGACUUUGGUGUGGGGGACAGGAAGGGCCCUAACCCUUCACCUCCUGUUGCAGUCUUGAUCUGUACUGAACCUCCUAUGCUUGCUACUUGCAUUUAGGAUGGAGCUAUAAUAUUCACUCCAAUGGGAACUUUCCUUCUAGUCCUAAUAGCAGGGCAAGAGGGGAGCGAUAGAGACCUUAAUUGGGAACACAGCAAGGGAUUACAGUUUCCCACUGUCCAACACUAGGAUUCAGGAUUUAAAAGCCAUUCAUGCAACUGCAAAUUGUGUGAAUGGUGUCUUGUCAAAGUUUGUUCCCCAGAGUUUCCUGUACAAGUGCUUUCUUUUGUGCUUUUCUCUCAUACAGCACCCCCUAAUAACACAGGGGAACCUGGUCUCUUCUUACUAUGGUGUGAGCCCCUCCCUCCUGUUGCCAGUCAGCUAGUACAGUCAGCUCUUCUUGCCUCAUGCCUAGGAAAUGCCAGCAAAACUAAGAAACUUGCAAGACAUCUUUGCAGACAUACAUACAUACAUACAUACAUACAUGUGCACAACCACGAAAUUCUAAAACUUGUAGUUUGAGAGACAGCAAGAGCACUUUGUGUACAUGCUCCAUUGGUUCACUGUUCAGAAUGUUGCCUGUUCUGCUCUAACAUUCUUCAGAACUGCACCAGCAUUCAUGAUGAGAUUUAGAUGGCUGAUAAUAUAGCGUGCCUAAACAUUCUUCAAUAACAGCCGCUAAGGCUUAGUUUUCCUCUUAUGGUAACCGGCUUGCAUCCUGGGUCAAGCAUCCUCCCUAGGCCCCGGUGCAAGGAGUUCUGUCUGCAGAUUACUGCUGGGUGAGUAGUAGAUGAAGAAGUGACCCCAUUUCAUCUAAAACCAGCCACUGCAACUUUCUUUUUAUCCUCCUCAGCUGUUGAUUUUUUUUUUCCUGAUUUGCUUCUAGAACCAGAAUCACUGACUCAUAUUUUGAAACACAAGAAUGUUUCAUUUAAUGAGUCACUGAAGUCUUGCUGUUGCUGUAUGUGGCCUAGCAUGGAAAUCAAUUUUUGCUGCCUUUUUAAGUACAGUUUCCCCCUCCCUGGAAUAUAUCCUGCUGUUACAUGUUGGUUUUGAUAAAUACCUGCACCAGAAAAGGAGGGUGUGUGUGUAUUAACACACAUAUACACACACAGUUAUAGAUCUGUGCACACAAACGUGUUAAAAAUUUAAUCAUAAAAUCAAUUAUAUAUCACUGCACUCAAAGGAUAUAUAUCCUAGAGUGGAACAGAUGAGCCUUGAGAGAGAUUGGCAUGGUAGUCAUUAGCAACAAUGAUUAAGUGACUGGGUGACCUUAUCAACAGCAGUGCCUCCAUAUCUGCCUAAUAAGCCUUAAUACUUAAUAGCAGUUAAAAGCAAGCUAUUGCCUUGAAACUCAGCCUGCAGAUUUCCCAGAGGUAUCUGGUUACUUUGCGAAACAGGAUACUAGACUAAAUGGGCCUUUGGUUGGAUCCUCCUGGGCUUUUGUAUUAAGUUCUUAAAGUGUCCAAAGAGGGUCAUGAAUAAUAACCAUUCUUUGGGUUGUAUCCAAGUAAAUCAUUGCAUGUGCAGAAUGACAUCUGUGAAUGCAACAGAACUUCUCCUCCCUUUAUUCCUUUUAUGCACCCUGGCACCACCCCCAGAUAAGCCCCAGACCAAAUUUGAGUGGCAGAUGGAGGGAAGAGAGAGGAAGGGGAAAUUAUGUUGAAACUUGUGAAAGUUGUUCCAUGUACAUUCAAUGAUUUGGUUGGAUAGAACAUUUUAUGUCCAGGUGACCAGAAUGGUGAGAAGAAUAGAAAUCAAGUACUACGAGGAAAGAGUUGAGGAAAGAGAUUAAGAUGGAAUAAGGAAUGGUAGUUGUAUUUAAAUAUCUGAAGAGCUGCCACAUGGUAGACAAGACUUGUUCUUAGUUGCUCCAGAGAACAUGACUGGAAGCAACAGGUUAGCGGAGAAACAGAUUUGGCUAAACGUUCAGAGAAACAUCAUAAUUGUAAGAGUUGUUCAGCAGUGGAACAGACUACCUUGGUAUGUGGUGGUGGGUUAUCCUUUGCUGGAGAUAUCUGAACAGAGGUUGAACAGACAUUUCUCAGGGAUGCUUAUAGUUUUUGCCUUUUGCAUUGUGGAUCCUGCAGUAAUCAAGCAGUUUGGGCUUGUUGACUUACACAAUCCCUUCCAACUGUGUAGUUCUGUCAUUCCAGGUCGGUCUGUGGUUUAAAGGCAGUGAAGAUUUACCCGUUCCAGAAAGCCCCACAGAACCUUUUCCAUUUAACCGCCAGGAGCACCUUAUAAAAGUAAGUGUAAAAAAAAAUCACAGGCUGCAAGCCAAAUUGAAGUUAAGCACAGUUAAGACCAGCCAUUUCAGUGUCCGGGAAAUCUCAACUCAAUUUCAAAAAAAGCUCAACAAUUUGCCCCCCCCCCCCAAUCCAAGAUCUCAGGUAGAAAUGUCCUGGGUCUGUUAUCUGGAGAUACUAUGAAUUCAACUUGGAACGUUCUACAAGUAAAAUGAGUGCUCAAUCACUGAACCAUUUGCCUUCUCCAUUCUGGUCAGGCGGUGGUAUUUAACUUAUAUGUACGCCUCUUGCCACCAAAAUAAUAAUGAUCUGUUCACUGUAAGAAGCACAACGAAGGUGCCCUUUUUUUCUGCUGAGCUGUGAGAUCCUUCAUCAGGAUUGGCUUCCUUAAGAGGAAAGAGAGCAUUGCAAACUUACCUCUGGGAAAAUAUUUUUCUCUACAAAAUGUUUCACAUCUGUGUGGCUUAAAUCUCACAGGUCUGUUUUUAAUCAGCUUCUUAUCCGAGGGUAAUAGUUUGCACUGACUGGGAUGCAUAUUGGGUUUUGAUUCCAAGUUCUUUCCUGAAUUGACAAGCUACAUGUCUGACACAAAAAGGCCUGGAGAGGAUCAUAUUUUCACACUUUGCUUCCCAAAAAAUAAAAAAGACUGCCCAUUGGUUACGAAGGGCCAUAACUCAGUGGUAGAGCAUAUGUCUUGCAGUCGGAAUGUUUGAGGUAAAACCCCUGCUGUCCCCUGCUAGAUCUAGGAAACCUAUCUGCGACCCCAGAGAGCUGGUGCCACUACAGUACAGACUUAGAUCGAAUAGUGAUGUGGUUCCUUUGUUCUUUGUGUAAUUGUAUAACACAAAACUGACAGAAUUAAUAGACAAGGUAGCCCAACCAUACAAGCAGAAAGCUAAGCCAGACAUUUUAAGGUUUGUUCCAGAAUUUCCCCCCUUAAGUUUUUAUGCAUUCCUGGUUGCAGUGGCAACCACAUUGCUCCACAUGAAUGGAAAGUGAACUUCAGUAUGAAAAUACCCAACACAAAAUUGCUGCAGAUCACUAUAUGCACAUUACAACCACACAAAGUUUUCCCAGUGCAGAGAUGUUCCUCAUUGCUGAAAGACUUGCAAAGUGGAUCGGACAUUGCAUGUAUACUUGGAUAGAUUAUUCUCAUACAAUAUCCUCUACGUCAAUUAACUGAAGCAUGUUUCUUUUACAGUUUUUCUUUUCUUUAUUUGCUGAUCCUGAAAAAGACCCUCCUCAGCUAAACUACACGGAGAUGCUCCUUUAUUUUGCAUCCGAUCCUGAUUCUGUCGAUGGUGUCUAUCGGGCCCUCAGUGUCGCAACAGGGACACACAUUCACAGGGAAAAACAGGAACUCCCUCCUGUUCCCCAACGGGUAAAUGUGCUGUUGAUCUUGACAAUAAUUUAGCGUUUGCUGGUGAAAAUUGAAUCUCUUAUUCCUUAAAGCUGGGCUGUUAUAUUGUUUUCAUUUCAGUCUACACUGACUGCACCAAACUGAAAGGAGAAUGCUAAUUCUGUAGAUUUUUCACUUAAUCACCCUUUGUGUUCUGGGUUGUUUCUACACUUCCUCCUUAGUCUGGAGUUGCCAUCUUCUGCUCAUUCACUUUCUCUAGAGAAUCAAGAUGAUGUUGUUGCUGAUCCCAUUGCAUCCAGAUGAUUCCUGUGCAGUCCCUCCCAUUCCGCACUUUUUUAAAAAAUGAAAUGCAGUUUGUUCAGCCAGCCUGUCCAUUGUGGACUGGUAAAGUGCUGUGGAGGCUUUUCAGGACCGUAAAUGCCUUUAAUUAAAAUCUGCUUGCAAGCUCUGCCACCCUUUGGUCUUUUCCUGCGGCAUGUGGCAGUAGCAUUGUUGAUAAAGAGCCUUUUUAAUUACUGCUUUCCCCUGAUGUUUUUUAUUUUUUUAAGACUCUUUCUUGGAUAAUUAAAUUGUACUAUUUCAGUAAUACAGUGGUACCUUGUGUUACAUACGCUUCAGGUUACAUACGCUUCAGGUUGCAGACUCCACUAACCCAGAAAUAGUACCUCAGGUUAAGAACUUUGCUUCAGGGUGAGAACAGAAAUUGUGCUCUGGCGGCGCGGCAGCAGCAGGAGGCCCCAUUAGCUAAAGUGGUGCUUCAGGUUAAGAACAGUUUCAGGUUAAGAACGGACCUCCAGAACGAAUUAAGUACUUAACCCAAGGUACCACUGUACAGAAGAAAAGAAGAAAAGGGUGUGGAAGGAGAAACAAAUAAUGAUGUCCUGGCGGCAGAAGUUGACGCCAUAUUCCUCACUAACAGUCACUAAAGAGAUCAAAAGUUCUUUUGAUGCCUUUCAGAAUCCCACUAUAUGUGUCUGAAGGCCAUGGCAUGAUGUAGACAUCUCUUCUGCUGAGAAAUGUCAACUGCUCCACAAUGAAGCAGCUACAUUACUGGCUAGGGUUGCGUUUAGAUCUCUUUUAGAUGUCACAUAACCUCUGUUUUAAAACAGCCACACUGGCUGCCAGUUCACUUCCAGGCCUAAUUCAAGGUGUUCACAUUAGUGUUUGAAGCCUUAAACAGUUUAGGCCUCCAAUAUCUGAAAACUGCCUCCCUCCCUACAGACCUUAUUGGGUGCUAAGAUUGGCGGGGGGGGCCUCUUGGUAGUUCCUCCACCCUCAGAGGGUUGGGGGAGACUUUCCAGGAGAUGAUAUUCCCUGUGGCAGCCCCUAAAUUGUAGAACUCUGCAAAGAGGUGCAUCCAGCACUUUCAUUGUAUAGCUUCUGGAAAAUGGUGAACACACAAACACACAUACACACACACACACACACACACACACACACGCACACAUGGACCAAUCUAUUUUUUGUGGUUGCAAAUUGUUUUAAAUUGGUUUUUAUAUUGUAUUUUCAUGUUGUAAUCGCCCUGGGACCUUAGGGUGAAGGGUGGGUGAUUAAUAAUGAUAAUAAUAAUAAUGAAGAAGAAGAAGAAUAGUUACCACUAUAUAUAUAUAUUAGGAGGAAGGGAUGGUUCAGCCUGAUAUUUCUAAUCAGAUUAGUAUAAUAGAGUACAUGCCUUUCUUUAGGAACCAGUGAGAAUCUCAGUUCUGCAAUGCAGGCUAAGCUUUUCUCAAUAGACUUCCCAACAAACUUACAAAACUACAGUUCUUGGGAUCCUCACCAGUUAAACCAUUUUAAAACUAGUAUAGAUUUCUAGUGAUGGUGCCAGUCUUGAAUGUCCUCCCUAAAGAAGUGAAUUAGACCCUGGCAUUACAAAUUCACACUUGUCUGAAUUUUGCAAUGCAGCUCUACAAACACGCAAUAUUUAUGAAAAUGCAUACUGUAUUUUUCACCCUAAUGGACGCACUUUUCCCCUCCAAAAAUGAAGGGGAAAUGUGUGUGCGUCCUAUGGGGCGAAUGCAGGCUUUCGCUGAAGCCUGGAGAGCGAGAGGGUCGGUGCGCACCGACCCCUCUCACUCUCCAGGCUUCGCGCAGCUCUCCGCAAGCCGUGGGAGCCCACGCCGGGCUCCCACGGCUUGCGGAGAGUUGCCUGUUCUAGGGGCUGGGGUCGGGGGAAGCUCGGGCCCCGUGCCUGGGGGGAAAAUAAAAAAAAAUUCCUUUAUUUCCCCCGCAAAAAACUAGGUGCGCCUUAUGGGACGGUGCGUCCUAUAGGGCGAAAAAUACGGUAUAUCAGGGGAAAAUAUGUAUAUUUCAUGAAAAAAAUAAUAUGUUAGUGAAAAAGGCAUGCAAAAAUUAAUUAUAUCAGGGGAAAUUGCUCCCAAAAUGUGCACAUUAGCCAAAACUCCUUAUAAAACCUUGUUAAUAGGAGAAAUUUGCACAAAAUUCUAAUGAAUUUUUAUGAAGGCUAUCACAAAUUGUAGCAGAAGGUGACAAACUGAAUUUAAGAUUAGAAAAAUGAGAAACAGAGAGAACUGAAAUUGACAGUUCCUUCCUCCCUUAGUGGCCACCAAGCUUAAUCAUCCGAUCAUUAGCAAAGCUAUUCCAAUCUGUCACACUUUCCGUCCCCAGUAUGUUCCUUCUUCUGAGCAGCUGAUAACAAGUGACGGACAGGAUGAGCAGGAAGAGGAGGAGGCUGCUGAGGAAGGUGAAGAGGAAGAAGAAGAGAAGGAAAAAGAAGAGGAAGCUGAGUCUUUCACCAAUGAAGGAAACAUUUCUCUGGAUACACUACUCAAAGUGUUUCAGCAUGAAACAAACAAAGCUGCUGACAACCACAGAUUUAAUGGUUAUAUGAAACCAGAGGAUACUUAUGAGGUUGGUUAACUAGCAAAUGGUUCCAGUGCUUGUUUAAUUAAUCUAGUAUCCUACUCUUGUCCAGAAGCUUGUUGCAGGUAACAUGUCACUUAUUACAGUUUUAAAGAUUAGGCAGGAUUGCUUAAGUUUCGUCAACCAAUAGUAGCCCAGUCAAAACGGCCUUCUGCCGCUUCUGAAAUAUGACCAGGCUAGGGCUCUCUUGGGACCUCCAGAGAUGGGGAGAUCCAUAAAUAUAGGAAAACUACACAAACUAGUGUGUGUGUGUGUGUGUGUGUGUGUGUCAUGUAAGAUUACACAGAGUUCUAAGUAUCAGGUUGUCAAACGCUCACCACAGACAGACAGCUGGGAGCCCCUCAGGCUGAUUUUGUGAGGAAGGGCAAGGUGUUAAAUACAGAGACUUUAGUCUACCAACUUUAACCAAAUUUAAUCAAGAUGUAGUAAGAGAGUUUCCUCACAGUUUUACUUUUAAGGAAAAUAGCACAGUUACAUGUGCCCUGAAAAAAGUUGUCUCUCUCCACGGAUGUCUCAUGUAAUGGCCUUUAAUCUGAGUGUACAGUAUAGCAGCUAGCAUUGUGAGACUGGAAGUUACCAGUUCCCUGAACUUGAGCACAGGCAAGCCACAGCCUCAGACUCCUACCUGAAGCAUGGGGCUAAUGCUAAGGACCUAACGGACCUAUUGUAAAGAUCACUGGGAUAAUGCUUGUGAAGCAGUUACCAUCCUUAUGACCAUCCUCAUGGCCAAGUGUUAGACAUUUGAAGCACUCUCUAUAGUUGCUAAAUAUUUCAUGGAGCCUGACUGCCCAACAGUUGCAUAGCAAAAUAGAGUCACAGCCCCCCAGGCCACUGUCAGUAGAAUAGAGCAGUCCCCGUGGCCAUAAAGGAUGUCCAUCUCUGCUUUGCAGAAAUGAUUUGCAGCCCAGCAUCACUGCGACUUCCUAGGAUGGAGGGUAGUAGGGAGAUCAGGGCUGGCAGCUCACCAUCAGAGCCAAUCCAGUGGUCCCAUCAGUUUGCCCAAUCUCCCCAUUGCCUUGUUUUUUCCCUUGCUGGUAAUCUUCAGCAAUGCUGCUGCCAGGAAGCCAGCGCUAAGGCUCUGUCCCACUAGGGGAGCUGCUUCUGACAGCGUUCUGAUUGUUGCUUUCCAAAUGGCUACACUUUCCUAAUACAGUAAGCCGUUUGUUAUGUUCCCUUGAAGCAUUUCAUUAAGGUAUACCGGGAUCUUGGAUCCGAAGAUCUGACGCCCAUCCCAGUGGCGCUUCUUUUGCAGCACCCCUUCAUUCAAGACUUGAUUAACAGCUACCAGCAGUACAAGCUUCACGUAAGUAUCUAUUUCCCUGUAAGUACACAGGGAUCCGGAAUGUCUUGUCUUUUUCUUUUACAUUCAGGAAAUACAAAGUGCUGUGAAGUGAAAACAGACCUCUUCAUUUACAGAGUCUCUAUAUACAAUUGUAACAACCGUUUUGCUUGGAACAGGGAAGAGAGGGCAUUUACUGUGGCUAUGCUUAAUGUUCUGCAACAGGCAGCUCAAAAUUGGCAUGUGGUUUGGUGGCCCAUUUGUUCCCUUGGUUAUUGUUUCUCAGUGCCAUCGGCCCUCCUCCGCUUCCUCAUUUGCCCUCACUGACCUUCUGUGUAGCUGACAGUCGUAAUCAGCUCUUGUACCAUUCUUGAUACCAUCUUAUCAGAUAAUAGCAUUGUGACAUCAUUGACAACAUUCAUAUGAGUUAUCGCUGCUCAGUUAAAUUAAAUGGCAAUGAGGGCAAAUGUGGCAUUUAAAAACCACAAAUAUUUUUUGCAGAGGGUGUCCAGAAUUUCCCAAAACAGGAGAAAAGGUCAGGAAACUGGAGGCCAGAAUCUUCUCAUUUGGAGUCAUUACUACUUGAUGGUCAUUGGAUGUAUUCUGGAAACACACAUACAAAGAAGCAUGUCCUUUUCCCACACAUUUUCUCAUGCACCUCUCAUGGAGGUGCAUAUUCACCCACUGGACAUUCAUCUCUACCUUCGUGAGGACUGGAGAUCAAUAUAUGUAUCUCCCUCCCCCAUAGCAUAAAAUUUCAUCCCUUGCUGCUUCUAGAAAAUAUUUAAAAUAACCUUGAAGAAGACAGCUGCUAGGGAACCCUACAUUAUCUCCAAAUUUUGCAUGCAUGAUAUAUGGAACAGGAGGCUAUGAACUAACCUCCACCUUCCUCACUCUGUAUCUCCUUAUACUUACUGCUGAUAAAUGGUGACAAUCUAGCAAGUUAUUUCUUUAUAUUGUUUUGGUACCCUAGAGCUUGGGAGUGAUCAAUGGUUUUCUUUUGGUUGGGGAAGCCCACUAUGACAAAGUGUUGAGAACACAUCAUCCUAGAUAGCUCUAAAGCCUGCAACUAGUCCUGCAUGCUGGCAGUCAGGUUCAAGGUUGAAUGUCUUUACGUCAGGUUCCAAGGUGAUAGGGAUUCUGCACCCACCUCUCCCAAGACUCAUCGAAUAAACAGCAAUGCAAAAACAAAACAAAACAAAACAAAACAGAGGUUUCUUUUCAAGAAGAAUAAAACUGCACGAAAACAAACCCCAUAGAUCAGUGUUAUUCAGAGAUCACUUGUGAGAUAAAAGGAGCAGAUGCUAACGGGUGUGGUUUAUAAGGCGGCAACAUCUCCACUUGUGAAGCUGAUAGGGAACCAGAGGAGAAAGCAGCGUUGCUGAGUAAUGUCGCAUGUUGCUCCUUUGUGGAUGAAGUGCUUGCUUCUAAGCAAGACUUUGCAGCUUGUGACCCAGCCUAGAAGCGAUGUAGUUGUGGCCUUGCUGGCCGGCCUGGAGCUUGGCAGAUCCCAGGCUUUUGAAGUCCCAGGCAGGCACCACAACUAUUUAUUACCCCGUAUUAAAUAUUGCUAUCUAUGUGCAUGGCACUUUGCAGAGGGCAGGCAUGACUUGCUUCCACCCCAAGGGGCUUAUCGUCCAAGGUAGAUGCAGGGAAACAGCAGAGGAAGGUAGGAAAUGGAGUCUUAGGUGGGCAGAGGAAGAGCAGGGGCAGAGGAAGGGGCGGGGGGGCGGGCUGCCCCAGGUGUCAUCACUGAGGGGGGUGACAUUCAGCACGCUGCCCGCCCAUGACUCCCAAGCCUACCCUGAGCCGUCGGGGAAGGGGUGGAGCUGCGACGCAUUGCCGGCGGCCUUCCUCCCUUUCCCCUUUGUUUUGACUGCUCGAGGGAGGCUUGGGAGUUACGGGCGGGCGGCAAGCCAUUGCUGCCCGCUCCCGGGCUGCUUCCUGGGGUGGGAGCCUCCCCCGAGCUGUCAAAAGGAAGAGGAAAGGGAGGAAGGCUGCUGGCAAAGCAGCACAGCUCCCUCCCUCCCCGCCCAGGAAGCAGUCCGCCAUGGGCACCUCACUCCACCCCGCAUGGGCGGCUCACUCCGCCCCCGUGGGCAGCGCACCCCUGGGAUGCUCGCCCCACCCCUGUGGCCCUGCCCCUGCGUGCACAGCAUCCCGGAGAAGCUAGCACCGACUCUGAGGAAAAGUAAACUAGGAGGUGCAUCAAGCCCCAUGUUGGGCUACUUUUUGCCUUGGUGGGUCACAGUCUGUGCAGGCUUUUAAGUAUAGAGACGAAGGAUUCUAAACUAGUUAACCAAGCAGUUUAUAAUUAUUAGUAGUAGUGUUGCUGGUGGCGAUGAUGUUUUUUUUUUUGGUAUCCCACCCAUCUGAGUGGGUUAACCCAGCCACUCUGGGCAGCUUCCAACAGAAUAUACAAUAUACAAAUAUUGUAUACAAUUUUCCUGUACAUCCAAAUUCUUAGACUGUCCAUAUUACGCAAUUGCUUCAUUGGAUACAACUCGUUCUUUUUAUCAUUCAUCAUUAUUGCACACCAUAUGCAAUUCAAGACAGCUGGUCACUUGUAGUUCACCCUUUAAUUCUUUUUUCUCUCUCCAUUGCAUUGGUCAGUACAGCAGACCUUCCGUGUUAUAUAUCUGUGUUCCAGAUCAUUUUGCAAUAAUGGCCCAAACCUCUUUGGUUUCUGAGGAAUCACGUGCAUCCUGUAUAGUACAGGCAAAUAAUUGUAUUUAAGCAAGUUUAAUUGUUUGAGAUUUCACAGCAGGGCAAGUCUGAUUUUUCACUAAUGUGCCUAUUUAUUGGGUUUUUGGAAGAUAAGCUAAUGAAAUGUUGAUUGUAUGUAUCUGUCUCUUCUAGAAUCCUUGAACUGAUAAUGAUUUACAGCCCUCCAUUGGCUAACAUUUUCUUUUUAUUAGUACCAUUUGCUUCAUUUGCUAUUAACUACAGUGCUAUGAAUGCAGAGUUUUUGCAUGGGAUGUAAGCAGCACGCCUCAGUGAAACUCUUCUAUAGCUGGAGUGUGGCAUUGCUGCUGCAAUCACUGGGUAUAUCUAUGGGCUCGUCCAGACUUGCCCUUGCCCCUCCACUUUCCCCCUGGGAAACCCCAUCUUUACUGCAGAACCAGAGCAAACAUCAAUUGGGAUUUCUCCGGACUGACACCUGAGACGAUUUAUUGCCUAAAGAUUGGGUAUUCCCAAGGAAAGCAGUGGGACAAGGGCAAAAUCACUCAGAACCUUGCCUAGAAAGUGUUAAACAAAUGGAAAACCACUUGGACCCAUACUUUCUAGGCAUGGGACAAGUGGAAGUGUGGGCGAACCCUAUAUUACAACAACAACAAUAUCAAUAAUAAUAAUAAUUUACCUUUACCUUAACCCCUUCCAUCUGGAUGGGUUGCCCCAGCCACUUUGGGUGGCUUCCAACAGAAUAUUAAAAACACAAUAAAACAUCACACAUUAAAGAACACCCGAUACAGGACUGCCUUCAGAUGUCUUCUAAAAGUCAGGUAGUUGUUUACCUCUUUGAUAUAUGACGGGAGGACAUUCCACAGUGUGGGUACCACUGCUGAGAAGAGCCCCUGCCUGGUUCCCUGUAACUUCACUUCUCUUUCUCUUUCUCCAACUCUCUCCCCACCCAAUUUUUAAAAAUGGAAAUGGUUUGGUGCCCCCUGGUACAACCCACUUCUAAAUCAAGUCACAACCCACAAGUAUAAGCAAAUAGGGUUGCAUCCAUAUUUAGUCCUACUCAGAGUAGAUCUGUUGAAAUUAAGGAACUUAAACUAGUUGUGGACAUUCAUUUGAAUGGGUCCGCUCUGAGCAGGGCUAACUUUGAAUACAAUAGAUAGCUCUAUUUCAGCCCUUGGUUAAUGGCAUCACUCUUAAUGAUAUUGCUUUCAUCUUGAUACGGAGAUACAACUCAGGGAAGCGUGUCCUCUAACUGCUGAACGUUGAGGCACUCCUGAUAAGCCCUCCAAGUAUCCCCAGGGUUCCCUGGAGCUGAGUGGGGAGAAACAACAGAUCUCGUGGAAAUUUCUUAAUCCCUUCCUUCUGGGAGCUGUGAGUCACUCUGAAGGUUGUUGCAAUUCCUCAUUCUUAAGGGGCAGUUCCUUGAAGUGGCAAUUUUCUUUGAAAUCAGUUCCUCUCAGUUCUGAGUCACAACCUUUAAAAAGAGAGAGAGAGAGAGAGAGAGAGAGAGAGAGCAUUCACUGUUCUGUUCUUUCUGUGUGUCAGAAGUAGAAUUUAUUGUGCAGGUACUGAUUAAUAGAUACUGGUGUGCAAAAUCGCCUGGGCGAUAAGCUUGCCCGGGGCACACAUCUGAUGAAGGGUUAGUAAGAAAUCAGUUGUACUCUUUUGUAUCAUUUCUAGCAAAUUUCUGUGGUGUUGCAUGACAAACACACGCACACAGUUCACAUGCCCAGUUCUUUCUGUUCCACUCACUCAGUGUACAAUAGACUCCAGAGCUUUCGAUUUGUCACACAGAUACAUCCACGCCCCUCUUCCUCUGCUCUUUUCCUUUGCUCUUGCAUCCACAAAGCCAUCCUCUCUUUUCAGGGCUUGCCCAACACAUUUUGCUCCCUGAGAUAAAGCAACAAGUGGUUCUUCCCCCUUGCCAGCAACUCAAGGUGCAUAGUACUAGGGACAGAUGGGCAGCCUCCAGUUUAUACCUAGACCUUGCCUUUGGUGUGCCCCCUCCAACGAGUUAUGGAGAACGGCAACAUGUGAACGGGCCUUUUCAGUGGUGGCUCCUCCAUUGUGGGAUCCUCUCCCUAGAAAAGUAUUCCUGGCACCAUCAUUAUCAACUUCCAGGCACCAGGCUGAGACGUUCCUGUUUACCCAGGACAUUCCCCCCCCCCCUCCACUUCACUGGGAUCAUAUUCUAUGAUGACCCUGCCUGUUUGGUGUUCAUCAUUCAGGGUAGGGUUGCAUUUAUCCUUGUUUAUAAUAUUGUGGGAUGAGCACAUACAGUCAGUAAUGUUGUUUUAUGCCUUUGGGUGUUUGUUUUCCAUUCUUGUGGGUGUAUGCUUUUCUUUUCUUUUUACAAUUGUAAGUUGCUUCAAGACUUUUCUUUAAUUUUGCACAUAGUUUAGAAAACAAAACACAAUAGGGAGAACUAUUGAAUCACAUAUUGAUGGAUAGUAGAUAUAAAAAAUAUAAGUGACUAGUAUAUCUUAUACUUCACAUGAGGAAAAUAAACACAGGAAACGAGCUAAAAAGAAGGGGAAAGGUGGGGUGUGCAUCAAUAUAACUCUGCAAAAAUCAUAUCAUUUUUACAUAUUCCAUAUAUCUGCCUAGGCUGCUGUCAAGGAGUGUGGCAGCCAUGCCCUAUUCAUAACUUCAAAAAUAUCUCGCCAAACUGCCCAAAAGGCUUCUGGCUUAGUCCUACCAGACAAGUCUUACAUGUCAUGUAAGCAUUUCCUGUAUAGCUAUAUUCCUGAUGUUAGUCCACCCUUUCCCAGUGUUGGUUCUUCCACUUCUGAAUCAUUCCAAAGGCACUAAUAAAAAUAAUAAUAGUGGCUUCAGUUUUAUUUCCUCAUUUCUGCUGUCAAACAUUGAUAAUAGCAUCAGAUGGGGUGUAGGUUGAACAGAUUCUCUAAGACUAUUCCUUUAGAUUUUUUUGUAGUAAGAUGAUAAUAAUAAUAAUAAUAAUAAUAAUAAUAAUAAUAAUAAUAAUAAUACCCAGUCAGAGGCAGUGCUCUUAGAGCAGUCGUUCCCCUUUCCGUUCCCAAGAUCUAAGCCUACAUCCCUUCCCUCCCCAUUCCAUGAACAUGGCUCCUGACACACAAACCAGCCUGCUGCAUCCUUUGCCUCUUCCUACUCAACCUCCCCCUUGAAUUUUCAAACCCACACCAACGUUUUUGGCAGGCCAGGCCUCCCAGCGCCCAGCAAUGGAGCUUGACCUCGUGCUCCAGGCCAGGUUCCUUCUCCACUUUCCAUCCCGCCGCCUUUGUGGCCACCCCCUUCUGUGAUUCAUGUGCAUUGUUAUUUUAUCGGCCUGUGCAAUUCUCCACUGGAGCCCACCCUGCGCUCAUCACGUGCACCCAGAGAAAGUGGUUGGAUCCAGCAACUACCACCCCCAGGAGGAGUUUUGGUUGGUUGGUUUUUUUCCUUUUGUUUACCUGUUUGUUUUUUUACAGACAAUUUACGGGCCAACUGGAAUGCCCACAUGGCCCAAGUUCAAUCUGGCAAAGUGGAGCAGAUGGAGCACACUGAUGACUGUGCUCAAAGGGGGCAAAUAAUAGGAUUUACCCUCACAAGUAACAACUUCUAAAAUAUGAACUAACAAAGGUAGAGUUAUUGGCUGGUUGUUGCACGCGACAGCCUGUUUCUGUUUUGUUUUGUUUCGACAUCGUGAACGUACAAAAUUGUGACAUCGUGAAAUUAAUAUUAUUGGUGGAGGAAAUGUGUGUUGGUUUGGAAUUCAGGUAAUAUAGAAGCUAGAUAAAAUAGAAUCGUAUAACUCUGAUUCAUAACUACUUUUCUAGUUGUAAGCCUUUACAUAGUAUUUGGAGUAAGGUGAUUUGUGUCCUUGGGGUACUACGGUAUGUGUGUAUAAUUCUGUACCAAUAACCAUUCUGUAUUACCCAAAUAAUUUUUGGUAAUAGAGAAUGUUGAUAACUUCUAAUUUUGUAAAAGGGGGUGCAGCCAUGUUACUUUAAUAAAUUAUAUGUUGCUAGCAUUAUUUGAAAAGUUUUCAAAUGCCUCUUAGGUGUAUUCCAGGGAUCCUUACUCCAGUGCUAAGUUUCCUACCAUAGAGGAAAGUUUUUUGCUAGUUUUCCAUGUGUUAAGUAUUAGCUAAGUAUUAGCCUGAGUGUUAAGUAUUAGUUAAGUAUUAUCUAUUCUUUAUGUAGAUCAGCAUGUCUAUUUUUGAUUGCUGAAUAAGAGGACCUACUUCAGUAACCUUCAGCAGUCAGCUGGCUGUAUAGCGACUUCCUUCUAACUUAUUCUUUUCUUAUUCCCGUAGGAUUUUAAAUUGAUGCUGCAGACAGCGGACCAAGCACAUCCAAGUGAUGGAGAUACCGCUGUCAUCCCAAGUUAAAAUAUUAUGGGGUGGGGAGGCUCUCUAAUACAACAAAAGCAUUUCCAAAUGCUUUCCUGAAUUUUGGGGGUUGAUCCUUGCUCUGUUGUGGAACUCUUUACUUCAAUUAGCAUAGUAAUGUUUUGUAUUCACUCUAUUUUAAAUAAAAGUCUAUUUCAGCAAUACAAUGCUAACGUGAUCUUAAACGCUCAUGGCCAGAGCCAUUUCACAUGUUAUGCAAUGAUAAAAAACCCAGGUGAGCCCGGCUUUGUCAGGAUAUAAAUAAAAAUUAUUAUUAUUAUUA
Podarcis lilfordi (Lilford's wall lizard) is the source of this 91422-nucleotide messenger RNA. Lineage: Eukaryota; Metazoa; Chordata; Lepidosauria; Squamata; Lacertidae. The record is from the annotation of a GenBank genome assembly.